GCCUCAGGUGUAGGGAUUUGCAAGGAGAAAAACAGAACUACACAGCUAAGAAACUGUGUGGUUUUGUUUUUGGGUGGUUAUUUUGGAGGCUCAACCGUUCUCACCUUGGAUUUUCUGGAAACAUUUCUGGAUAAAGAGAUAGCUGCUGAGGCUAUAGCCAUCUGGGCACUGUCCCAUCUGUUCAAGGCACCCUUGUGGAUACAAGGUGCCGUCCACAAUGUCAACACAGGCGCCAACAUUUACACAGCCGCUGCAGAGCGUUGUGGCACUAGAGGGUAGUGCCGCAACGUUCGAGGCGCAAGUUAGUGGUAAUCCAGUUCCCGAGGUGAGCUGGUUCCGUGAUGGCCAGGUUCUUUCCGCUGCCGCUCUGCCCGGCGCACAGAUCUCGUUCAGCGAUGGCCGCGCUGUUCUGAUGAUCCCUGCUGUGACAGCCGCGCACAGUGGAAGAUUUUCUGUCAGAGCCACCAAUGGUGCUGGACAAGCCACUAGCACCGCUGAACUUCUUGUUACAGUGGAGACCGCACCACCCAACUUUAUUCAGAGACUGCAGAGUAUGACCGUGAGACAAGGAAGCCAAGUGAGACUGGAUGUUCGUGUUGCAGGAAUCCCUACACCUGUGGUAAAGUUCUACAGAGAGGGAGCUGAGAUACAGAGCUCUGCUGACUUUCAGAUUGUUCAAGAAGGAGACCUUUACAGUUUGUUGAUUGCCGAAGCCUUCCCAGAGGAUUCUGGAACUUACUCUAGAGUGGAGUCACAUUUCCAGUCCAGCUCUAUGAUGGAAAUGCGCGUUGAAGGUGGUGUAGUGACCCAGACAUUGGCACAUAAGACCCCACCACGUGUGCCUCCAAAGCCAACCUCAACCUCCAAGUCCCCAACACCACCAUCUCUUGCAGCCAGGGUUGCAGGUGGACGUCAUCAGUCACCAUCACCUGUGAGACAUGUCAAGGCGCCCACUCCGGCCCCUGUCAGGUCUGCCUCUCCCACUUCUGCCUCAAGACUGUCUGUGUCACCAAUCAGACCAGUCAAAUCCCCACUGACCACACGCAAACAAGUAUCCCAUAGUCCAGAUGUGCCUCCACCAUGGAAGCAGGGAGAGGGAUUUGUGGCGGAGUCCAGCUAUAGCAUGACCACUGCCUCUAGUGCCAGUCAUGUCCAGUCUUCUGCCACCCAUGCUCACAUGGAGCAGCACUGGGAGGGCUCUUAUGGAUUGAAAACGACUGGUGCCGCUGUAUCUGGUGUCGCUGUGAGAGAGGUAAGGAGAUCACCAUCUGGGCCGCUCACUCUGUGGGAGUGGAUCCAUCUAGUGGUCUACUGCAGGUUACACAAAAUGUUCUUUGUAGAUGUUUUGUUACAUUCAUUUGUAUGUUAUGUUUUGUUAUGUUAUGUCAACUUUUUGUUGUUACUACUGCCAUGGAUGAUGUGUAUGAUCUAUGUGCUGUAUGUGUUACAUUCACUGCUUGUUGUCUCAAAGGUUGAGGGUGGGAAAAAAGCGGAGGCAAAGGCUACAGUGGUUGCUGCUGUUGACCAAGCACGUGUUCGGAAGCCAAUGCAUGGAGAGAAGGGUCAUGCUGAAGAGGAAACCAUAGAUUCUGAUAUAAAACAGCAGUCGAUGCUGUCUACCACUGAGCAACAAUUCUCAACGAGGACUGAGGCUGGGCAAAUGCAAACAACAAUUCAAACACUUGCUCCUGAACAGAGUAUUCAUGUCUCCCAGAUGCAAAGAACUACCACUCAAGUGGAUACUGGCCUUGCACCAUCCCCAAUUCCACAUUUCACAGUUUCAAAAGUUAUGGUUCCUAAACCUGACCAUAGCUAUGAGGUUUCGAUAGCAGGUUCUGCUAUUGCCACACUGCAGAAAGAGUUAUCCUCUACCUCUUCACAUGCUGCUCAAAAGAUCAUCAAGACAGUGAAGCCUCCAUCUCAUAAGAUUGUGGUGGCGACAAGAGUGACGCCAGAGCCGACCCCACCUCCGUUUAAAGAUAUCGCAGACAGAUAUCAGACACAUUUCGACACUCAGUCACAGCAGAAACAGAUAGGCACUUCGUUUUCAGGGGGCAUGGAGCAAAUUUAUGAGGACUGGGAACAACAGGUUAUUGAAACAGCAGUUGUUCCAUCACCAAUAGAGGAGCCAACUGUGCCACCUACUCUUGUGGCUGGCUUGAACAACGUGACUGUCACUGAGGGUGAAUCUGUGACUCUGGAAUGUCAGAUCACUGGUCACCCUGCCCCUGGCAUCAUGUGGUUCAGAGAGGACUACAGAAUUGAGAGCUCCAUUGACUUCCAGAUCACUUAUGAGAGUAAAUGUGCCCGUCUGGUCAUCCGCGAGGCCUUCGCAGAAGACAGCGGUCGCUUCACUUGCACUGCUACUAGCGAGGCUGGAACCAUCAGUACAUCCUGCUACCUGCUUGUCAAAGUGUCAGAGGAGAUUGAGAGCAGAGAGGACACUACUGUGUCUGAAUAUGUUGAAACUUCUGCAGAGCAUCAGAUUAGCAUUGGAGCCAAGGAGGAGACCAUGUCGGAGGUGAGCGCUGUUGCAGAGACUGUGGAAGCAGCUCCCUUCUUUGUCAAGAAGCCAACUGUGCAGAAGUUGGUGGAGGGCGGAAGAGUUGUCUUUGAGUGCCAGAUCGGAGGCAGCCACAAGCCCAACAUUAUCUGGAAGAAGACUGGAGUGCCCCUUACUACAGGAUACAGAUAUAAAGUGCACUACAAUAAGGAGACUGGAGUGUGUAAAUUGGAGAUCUCCAUGACGUUUGCUGAUGAUGCUGGAGAGUACUCCAUCUUUGUCAAGAACCCUCUUGGAGAAGAGUCUGCCUCAGCCAGUCUGCUUGAGGAAGAGGAAUAUGAAGAAUACAUGAAGAAACAUGAAGUGACAUAUAAGACUGAAGUGACUACAAUGGUGCAGGAGUCUAGAGUGGCAGAAGUACCAACUGUUGCUGUUAGUGGCUAUGAGACAGAACAGAGGAUGUACAUGCAAAACAGAAUGGCUCAGCAGGCCCAAGCGACACGCACCUUCAUCUCCGAGCAGGAACUCAAGAUUACUGUCGUUGAGGAGAGGAUUAUCCAUGAGAUUGAGGUCCGCAUCAUGCAGAUUACAUACCAACAAAUUGUGACUGAGGAUCGGGAAGAGAUGGUGACUUGUGCAGACCGUGAGGCUGUACAGUCAGCCUUUGCCACUCCAGUUAAAAACUACAGAAUCAUAGAAGGAAUGGGGGUCACUUUCCACUGCAAAAUGGCAGGAACUCCAUUGCCCAAGAUCGUAUGGUACAAAGAUGGCAAGCGUAUCCAUCAUGGCGGCCGUUACCAGAUGGAGAGUCUUCAGGAUGGUAGAGCCAGCCUACGUCUUCCUGUGGUGCUGCCAGAAGAUGAAGGUGUUUACACAGCAUUAGCCAGCAACAUGAAGGGCAACUCUGUAAGCUCUGGGAAACUGUACGUGGUGCCCACUGCAGGAGCAGAAGCUCCACAGAUGCCUGAGUCACCGGCAAUGCAGAGAAUGAGGUCCACAUCCCCACGCUCUACAAGCCGCUCUCCCGGUCGUUCUCCCGGACGCUCUCCUGCUCGCAGACUUGAUGACACUGAUGAGAGUCAGCUGGAAAGACUAUACAAGCCUGUGUUUGUCUUGAAGCCACAGUCAUUCAAGUGUGCUGAAGGGCAGACUGCCAGAUUUGACCUGAAAGUAGUUGGUAGACCCAUGCCUGACACUUUCUGGUUCCACAAUGGACAACAAGUUGUCAAUGAUUACACCCACAAGAUAGUGGUGAAGGAAGAUGGAACUACGUCACUGAUUGUGGUUCCAGCCAUGCCCCAUGACUCUGGAGAGUGGACCGUGGUCGCUCAGAACAGAGCUGGAAGGACCUCUGUCUCCAUGACACUUACAGUUGACGCCAAAGAAAACUUGAUCAGACCCCAGUUCAUUGAGAAGCUGAAGAACAUCAGUGUUAAGCAAGGCACUCUGGUUGAGUUGGCGGUCAAAGCCAUCGGAAACCCCCUGCCUGAUAUUGUUUGGCUGAAAAACAGUGACAUCGUCUCCCCAAUGAAGCACCCAAAUAUCAAGAUUGAAGGCACCAAAGGAGAGGCCAAAUUCCAGAUCCCCCAAACAGUUGGCACUGAUAGUGCUUGGUACACAGCCACAGCCAUUAACAAAGCUGGAAGAGAUACCACUCGCUGCAGGGUCAACAUUGAGGUGGAAACUGCUGAACCUGCACCAGAGAGGAGACUCAUUAUUCCCAAGGGAACCUACAAGGCCAAGGAAAUUGCAGCUCCAGAGUUGGAAUCCCUGCAUCUACGUUAUGGCCAAGAGCAAUGGGAGGAGGCUGACCUAUAUGACAAGGACAAGCAGCAGAAACCACAGUUCAAGAAGAAGCUGACUUCCGUCAGGCUGAAGCAUUCUGGUGCUGUCCACUUUGAAUGCAGACUGACCCCUAUUGGUGAUCCCACUAUGGUUGUUGAGUGGUUACUUGAUGGCAAACCCCUUGCAGCUGCUAACAGAUUGCGCAUGGUUAAUGAAUUUGGCUACUGUAGUCUUGACUUUGAAGUUGCCUAUGCCAGAGACAGUGGUGUCAUCACCUGCAGAGCCACUAACACGUUUGGUGCCGAUCAGACCUCGGCUACACUGAUUGUAAAGGAGGAGAAGAGCAUGGUGGAGGAAACUCAGUUACCUGAGGGCAGGAGGGGACUACACAGAAUUGAUGAGAUGGAGCGCAUGGCUCACGAAGGAGGUCCUUCUGGAGUCACUGCAGAUGAAGGGGCUGAGAAGACAAAGCCUGAAAUUGUGCUUCUUCCUGAGAAUGCAAAUGUGCAGGAAGGUGAAAUUGCAAGGUUCCGUUGCAGAGUAACUGGUUAUCCUACACCUAAGGUCAACUGGUACCUCAAUGGGCAGCUCAUUCGCAAGAGCAAGAGAAUGAGACUUCGCUAUGAUGGCAUUUACUAUCUUGAGAUUAUCGAUAUCAAGUCAUACGAUGCAGGAGAUGUCAAAGUGUUAGCAGAGAACCCUGAGGGCACAGCUGAGCAUCUGGUGAAGCUGGAGAUCACACAGAAAGAGGACUUCAGAUCUAUUCUUCGUCGUGCACCAGAGCAUAAGGCCCCAGAGCCUAGCACCAUGGCUGAACAUGGCAGAGUUUCCUUUGAUGUGGUUAAGGUUGAAAAACCAACUGCCAUCAAAGAGACCAAAGAGGUAGUGCAACUAAAGAAGACCGAAAGAGUCAUCCAUUCAAAAGCCACAGAGGAGACAGACGAGUUGAAGGGCAAAUUUAAGCGCAGGACAGAGGAAGGAUAUUAUGAAGCCAUCACUGCUGUGGAGCUCAAGUCUCGUAAGAAGGAUGAGUCCUAUGAGGACAUGCUUAGGAAGAGGAAGGAAGAACUGCUUCACCAUCAGAAAAUGUUGUCUGAGGCUGAUAAGAAAAAAGAGGAGGAACGCAAGGUUCAUGUUCCCUCAAUUAAACCAGAGAGAGUAAAGCUCUCUCCCAGCAUGGAAGCUCCAAAGAUCAUUGAACGCAUUGCUAGUCAGACCGUGUCUCAGAUGGAAGAAGUUCGCUUCAGAGUCAGAGUUACCGGUAGACCAGACCCUGAGUGCCAGUGGUUCAAGAAUGGAAUUCUGCUGGAGAAAACAGAUCGCAUUUACUCGUUCUGGCCUGAAGACCACGUAUGUGAAUUAGUGAUCAAGAAGGUCACAGCAGAAGACUCUGCUAGCAUCAUGGUCAAAGCCAUGAACAUUGCUGGAGAGACUUCAAGCCAUGCAUUCUUAUUGGUGCAAGCAAAGACAGUCAUCACCUUCACACAAGAGCUAGAAGAAACCAACGUGAAAGAGAAGGACACGAUGGCGACCUUUGAGUGUGAGACCAAUGAGCCUUUUGUUAAAGUCAAAUGGCUGAUGAACAAUGCGGAGAUUUUCUCUGGAGACAAAUACAGGAUGCACUCAGACAGAAAGGUUCAUUUCCUCUCUGUACUGACCAUCAACAUGAAGGACGAUGCAGAAUACAGUUGUGCUGUUAUUGAAGAUGACCACAUCAGGACCACUGCCAGACUCAAUGUGGAAGGUGCCCCACUGUCAAUUGUAAAGAGGCUGGAGAACAUUGAGGUGCCUGAGACCUACUCUGGGGAGUUUGAGUGUGAAGUGUCUCGAGAGGAUGCCGAAGGUGUAUGGCAUUUUGAGAACAAGGAGCUCACUCCCAGCAGCAAGCAUGCCAUCUCCUCCCGCCGAGGACGCCACAGUUUAUCUGUGAAAGAUGUAAAGAAAGAAGACCAGGGAAAAUAUACAUUCACCACGGGUGAAUUCAAGACUAGUGCCUCCCUGAAAAUGAAACUGCGCCCUGUGACCCUGUUGCACCCCCUCUCUGAUAUGACAAUCUGUGAGGGUGACAUAAGCCAGUUUGAGGUGCGAUUCUCUCAAGAAGAUGUUGAGGGCACUUGGAUGAAGAAUGGUGUUGUCAUUGAAGCUUCAGAUCGCAUCCACAUUGUUAUUGACAAGCUCAUCCAUAAACUUCUCAUAGAGGAUACAGGCAGGCUUGAUGGUGGAAUGUACUCCUUUGUAGUUCCUGCUCAGGACAUUUCCACCACUGCAAAGCUGACUGUUCAAACGAUUAGCAUCUUGGCCCCACUCAAGGAUAUUACAUCAGUUGAGGGCACCAAGGCUGUUAUGGAGGCUAAAAUCUCUGCUGCAGAUAUUAGCUCAAUUAAGUGGUUCCACAAUGACAAGCUUGUGAUGCCCAGUGAGAGAAUCCAGAUUGUUCCAAAGGGAUCCAAACAGCGUUUGGUGUUCAAUCGGACAUUCGCCUCUGAUGAAGGAACCUACAAGCUAUGUGUUGGCAAAGCUGACUCUAGCUGUAAACUGAUAAUCCAAAAAAUUUCAAUUGUGAAGCAAAUGGAGGAUCAAGUUUGUACAGAGACACAGCACGUCACAUUUAAUGUGGAGGUGUCCCACCCUGGCAUUGAUGGUAUCUGGACCUUCAAGAAACAACAUCUGAAAAAUGAUUCCAAGUACAAGAUAGUGACCAAGGGCAAGAACCACAGCCUGACUGUCAUUAACACCAUGAAGGAUGAAGAGGGGCAAUACACAUUCGCUGCUGGUGAACAGACAUCCAGUGCAAAGCUUACUGUGUCAGGUGGCGCUAUAUCCAGACCGCUGCAUGACAUCAUUGUGGCUGACUCUCAGACAGCUGAAUUUGAGUGUGAGGUGGCCAACCCAACUGCUGAGGGCAAGUGGCUGAAGGAUGGACAACCUUGUGACUUUGGUGAAAAUGUCAGGAGUGAGAAAAAUGGAGCUGUCAGACGUCUUGUUAUUGUCAUCACCAGACCCACUGACAUCGGUGAAUACACUUACCAGGUUGCAAACUCCAAGACAACAGCCAACCUGAGAGUUGAAGCUGUGAAAGUCAAGAAAACCCUGAAGAACCAUACUGUCACUGAGACACAAGAAGCAGCAUUCAUUCUGGAACUCACCCAUGAGAAUGUGAAGGGCUCACAAUGGAUUAAGAAUGGUGUAGAGAUCCAACCUAGUGAGAAAUAUGAAAUCACCGUUGAUGGCAUGGUCCACACCUUGAAGAUCAAGAACUGCACCAUACACGAUGAAUCAGUUUAUGGAUUCAAACUUGGAAAACUAUCUGCUAAUGCCAGACUGAACGUAGAGGCAAUUACUAUAACGAAGAAGCCUAAAGAUGUGACAUCACUAUUGGAUGCCACUGCCUCUUUUGAGCUGAGCCUGUCUCAUGAUGACAUCCCUAUCAAAUGGAUGUUCAAUAACGUUGAGCUUAAACCAAGUGAAAACAUCAAAAUUCUGUCUGAGAGAAAAUGUCACAAGCUGAUCAUCCAGAAUGUGGAUGACCACAAGGCAGGAGAGUACACUGCUAUGGUCGGACAUGUGCAGUGCAGUACUCAUUUAUAUGUUGAAUCUCUGCGUGUCACAAAACCCAUCAAGAACAUUGAAGUCCCAGAGACCCAGGUGGCCACUUUUGAAUGUGAAGUGUCACAUUUCAAUGUCCCAUCCACCUGGCUGAAGAAUGGAGUGGAGAUAGAAAUGAGUGACAAGUUCAGGAUUGUGGUGCAGGGCAAACUUCACCAGCUCAAGAUCAUGAACACUGGCAGUGAAGACUCUGCAGAAUACACCUUUGUCUGUGGAAAUGACAGAGUCUCUGCAACUCUGAAAGUUAGCCCCAUUUUGAUCACCUCCAUGCUGGAAGACCUCAAUGCACAGGAGAAAGACACCAUCACAUUUGAAGUGAAUGUCAACUAUGAGGGCAUCACCUACAAGUGGCUCAAGAAUGGUGUUGAGAUUCGCUCCACUGACAGAUGCCAGAGCCGCACCAAACACCUAACUCACUCUCUCACCAUCCGAAAUGUUCAUUUUGGUGAUGGUGCAGAGUACAAGUUUGCUGCUGGCUCUGCUGCAACUACAGCCAGCCUAUAUGUUGAUGCACGUGUUAUUGAAUUCACCAAGCACAUCAAAGAUAUCAAGAUCACAGAGAAGAAGAGGGCCACAUUUGAAUGUGAGAUCUCUGAGCCUAAUGCUCAGGUGACGUGGAUGAAGGAUGGACAGGAGCUGGAAAUGUCUGAAAGAUACAAGGUCUCCACUGAGAAAUUCUUGCACCGUCUAAUGAUCCAGUCAGUCCGCCUGUCUGAUGCUGCAGAGUAUUCUGUGGUCGCUGGUGCAAGCAUGUCAAAGGCUCAUCUCACCGUGGAGGGGCGUGACAUCCACAUCACAGAACCCGAAGAGAAAGAAUUCAUGGUUGUUGAGAAACAAAAAGCGUCGUUUGAGUUUGAAGUCAGUGAGGACGACGUUGAAGGUCGCUGGCUGAGGAACGGUGCUGAGAUGCAGUUCAACCUUGACGAUAGGCUCCACUACAUUGCCAUUAGAAAGGUCCAUCGCAUGACCAUCUCUGAAACUUAUAGAAGUGAUGCAGGGGAGUACACCUUCAUCGCUGGCAAGAACAGGGUCGUGGUGACUCUGCAUGUCAAUAUCCCUGAGCCACCUCAGAUAAUUCGCGGCAUGCAAGCCCUGUCUGUGGAGGCUGGCAAACCUGCUAGAUUUUCUGUGGAAGUGACUGGCGUCCCCCAGCCCCAGGUGUUAUGGUACAAGAACUCCCAGGCUCUCUCCCCUGGCUUCAAGUGCAAGUUCCUGCGUGAAGGAAAUGAGCACACUCUGCUUCUCAUCGAAGUGUUCCCAGAGGACGCAGCCUUGUACAACUGCGAGGCCAAGAAUGACGUUGGGCUUGCCACCAGCUCAGCACCACUCAAUGUGGAAGUUUCAGAAGUCGUUUCUCCUGACACUGGAUCUCCACUGUCCAAGCCUGUGAUCAUAACACCAAUGAACAACACCUCAGUCAAUGAGGGAGAGGCUGCUAGGUUCCAGUGCAGAAUCUCUGGUGAAGAUCUAAAGAUCUCUUGGUACGUCCAUAAGAAAGAGAUCGGCCAGUCCGAUGCCUUCAGGAUGUCUCAGUUCGAUGACACCUGCCAGCUGGAGAUCACCAGAGUGUACCCCGAGGAUGAGGGGGAAUACACCUGUGUUGCCAGAAACUCAGCAGGAAUGGUCACUUGUGCAGGAUAUCUGGCACUUGAAGUGGUUGAAAAGGAGGUGGAGAAAAAGGAAAAGGAAGUUAAAGCUUUCUCUAGCUUCACUGUCUCAGCUGAAGAGGAAAAACAGGAGUCUUACUUCACUGGUCUACAAUUAGGCAAAAGCAAAACACUUGAACUCAAGCCAGAGUCCAAACUUUAUUCUAGUACAACAGAGAAGAAAAAAGAAAAGCCAGUUUUUGUGACCCAACUCUCACCAGUAGCUGUCACUAUUGGGGACAUAGCUAGAUUUACUGUCACAAUAUCUUGUCUUCCAAAGCCUAAUGUCCAGUGGUUCCACAAUGGUCGGGUUAUAACAAGUUCAUCAGUUUACACAUUUGUUCAAGAGCGAGACGAAUAUACCCUCGUCAUUAACAAAGUAGAGAAGGAAUUUGAAGGAGAAUACUCAUGUACUGCAAGCAACAGGUUUGGCCAAUCAACCUGUACCACUUUCUUGAACAUCCAAAUAAGUGACACAAAGAAACCAGAGAGGCAGGUUGAGAAAAUGUUCAAACCCACUGGCCAACCACCUGAAUUUAUUAAAACUAUUGAGCCUGUACAAUGCUCUGAAGGUGGUCUAGCUCUCUUCAAGUAUAUUGUCACUGGGAAUCCUCUUCCAGAGGUUCAGUGGCUUAAAGGUAGUUAUCAAAUUCAGCCCAGUAAGUAUUGUAUUGUGGUGAACAACCCAAAUGGCUCUGGCUUCAUCAACAUGAAGGGCAUCCAACAGCAGGACAGUGGCCUCUACACUUGUAGGGCUUCCAACCCAUCUGGGGAGGCCUCUUGUAGUGCUGAGCUAAUCGUGUUCAGAGAGUCUGUCUCUAUAUCUCAGCACCAGGAACAACAUGUGGUUGUUCAGAAACAAAAAGGUUAUAAAGUAUCCAUGACUGAACAGGCUACAGAGUCACGCUUGUACAUGGUCAACCUUCCUGGAGAAGCCAGGGCCAGAGAUCAGAUGGUGUACACCAUAGGUACUGAGGAGAGACAGGUUAUUUCCAGCGAGCAAGUGGACACCCUUAGAGAGUUGGAUAUCUCUGCUGCUACCCUUCAUAGAGAGCAAGUCACCCACCAGGCUGCAGUGCUGCAGUCACAUGAGGUAGAAGAGAGAGUGUCUGUGACUCCCACCAGACCACCUCCAGCCUCAGCUGCGCCUAUUAAACAACUGCAUAUGGCCGCUUUUACAUCUGCUGUCCAAGAGAGCCAAAAGCUCAUAGAGCAACAUUCUGAUCGUAUCCAAAGUCCGGAAAUCUUAGAGCUUGAGCCUGCAAGGGAGCAUCAUUCGAACAUAAUGUCUGCCACAUCAGAAGAGGUUAUUCCUCUAAUCACAGUGAGAACUGAGGUUUUAGGAGACAGAAAACCAGAACAGAUUAAGUCAUCUAAGGAACCAAAACAGGUUGUCAGUAGUCAUCUAGUUGAAACCAGGUUACCAAUUCUGAAAGAGAAAUUAGGUAUAACCACUAGGCCUGUGGAAGAGAGAAGCUUCAGAGUUACAGAGGGUGUUAAGAUUUUAUAUACCGCUACAUUGACUGGGCAACUGCCACUAUCAGAGCGCCAUUGUGAUACGCUAUCAACAUCGGAUAAACCCACUCAGUCCCUGCUAGAGAAGGAACGUCCUAACCCAGUGGUCGCACCAGUCAGUGAGACUCAACAUACUUUAUCCAAAGAGCAGAGAUUUGAAAUACACAAACGUAAACAAGAGAGCGCUUUGGUAAGUAAAGAUAGGUUAUUGAAAUCAGCCAUGAGUGCUGAAGAAAAACAUCUGCUCCAGACUGAACACUCAAAAGCUAUUCCAGGUUUGGAAAGCGCGAUGUCUUUGCAAUUUGAAAAAGAAGAAGAACAGCUCUUACAUCUACAGACGAUUAGUAAGCCAGAUAUAUUACAGUCUGAAGGUAGAUUUACUUGCGAGAAGCCAUUGCCAGAGAGUGCAGAUGCAAGAAAAAGCCCUACUCUGUUGCACACAGUCACCCACAAUGAAUGGAAAUCUGUCACUUGUGAGAAGAUAUCUGAGUUUUCAGCUCAGCUGGACACAAUUUCAAUUGAACCCAGAAAAGAGGCCAAAGCUCCUUUACAUCUUCAGUCUAUUCAGUCAGAAAGUGUAUUACCUAAAGAAGGUAUACUUAGUCCCGAGAAGCCAGAUCAGCAGACUGCAGUACAGAAACAGGAAAGAGCCCGCAAACAUGCAGCAACCUCAGAGGAUAAAAGGGAGUUUAGUGCAGAUUAUUCCAAAGAUCUUGAUGUGUCCGUGACAGGAGUUCAGUCAGAGCUUAGAACAGAACCCAGACCUCAGAACAUUCUUCAGGUCACAUCAAUGCCCAUGCAGAUAUCCAAAGAAACACCAUUUACUAGUGAUGUCAAACAGCAGCGUGCAUUAAUCCAAAAGGAGGAUCGCUGGAACAUUAUGCACUCAGUAACUGUGGUUGACACUCAAAGUAUAGAAGAGGGGCAUACCAUAAAUUUGAAAGCAAAUGAUGCAUUCAAACCUGUAGUGAAAAUUGAACCAAAGAUCCCAACAAAGCCUGUCUAUAUUGAAGAGAAGGCAAUAGCAACUGAAGGUUGUGCCAUUUUACAUGCAGCUGAACAGGAUUUUGCUGUUCAGAUCCACGAAGGUCAGUCGGUGAGACAAUCAAUAUUAUUGGAGGAGAAACACAUCAUUGUUGGUGAGCAAUCAAGUGAAAUUGGAAAAUCUGCUGGAUUGGUUGUCAGUGUAAAGACUCAGCCUAAAGGGGUAUCAUUUGUGCACGAGUCUCAGGAGAGCCAAGUUCUUCCAAAGGAACUUACCUUUGUGAUCCCAAUGCCAAAACCAACAAGUUUGGGCAUCAGACAUCAGUUGAAAACUGCGCUUCAGUCUGCUGUGGCUUGUGACCAGCCACUUAUACUAGCAGACGUUGUUGAGAGAUUGGAGGCUGUUGAGGUACAGGAAGUGAAGGUAGGCAGGGAAACUAAGGGUGCAAUGUUCACCUACCUUAUCACAACACCGGGUGCCUCCAUGGAAAUAACAAUUGCUUUUGAAGGAGAAUACCCUCAGACUGCUGAUCUGAGGACAGAACUCCAAGCAGCUUUCCAUGCUAUAGUUUAUAGAGAGCAAGAGACCCUCAUUUUGGACCAACCUGGCACAAUGCAAAUAGUCAAGCCUCAGAAAACAAAUGUUAGCAGUGCAAAAUCCAAAGAAAUGCUAUCAUCGGUGGUGGAAACUGUCAGAGUAACAGAGAGUGCAGAGGGUUUCGAAUCCCCUGUAACACAGUCUGCUGCUCAGAAGACUGAAACGAUGGCUUCGUUCCAAAGCAUAACAGCUCAGGAUCGCACUGUGGUGCAUGAAUCCAGGCAGACUACUAGGCAGGAGACCAGAUCUGUGACAGUAAAAAGCCAUGAUGAGAGAGAUGUAGGUGCUGCAGAUUUAACCACAGCAGUACCCUUCGCCUCUGUCCCUGUCGAACAGUCUCAUGUGUUUAUACAGAGAGAAACGAUGGAGGAGUUUCUGUCAGAGGCAGUUAUGAUUAGUAAACUUCCUGAGCAAUUCACUAAAGCUUAUCCCAUUAUUGUAACUCCCCUGGAGGAUAUUUGUUCAGAGAACAAUAGCAUGGUUACUUUUAGUGUGACCAUAAUGUGUGUCACAAAAGUUAACUGGCUUUUCAAUGGAAAGUUGGUCAAAUCUGGCAAAGAAUUUAAGUGUUCAAAAGACCAUGACACAUACACACUAGUAAUCUGCGAGAUUGUCAAGGAGAAGCACGAAGGAGAAUAUGUCUGUGAGGCUGAGAAUGAAGCUGGCAAGGCUACAACAACAUCAAGACUCACUGUUGUCUCGAGAGUGCCACCAGUUUUCCGGUACAAAAUCCAGCCCCUGGAGGUCAAUGUUGGCAGCGGAGCCAAGUUCGAAUGUGAGAUUGAAGAUGCACCAAAUGUGCAGUUCAAGUGGUUCAAGUCUGGCACUCCUAUCAAAGAGAGUUCAAAUUGCAGGAUCCUCAGUCGGCAACUGACAUCUUCAUUGGAGCUUCUGAGCCCAACCAAAGCUGACAGUGGUGAAUAUACCUGCAAGGCUACAAACCAGAAUGGCAGUGACACCUGUGCCGCCAAACUCAACGUAACUGAACUUUUCCCACCUGCCUUUAUUACUAAGCCUGAUCCAUUGACAUUGUAUGUUGGGAAAAAGGCAAACAUUCAGUGUGUAGUCACUGGAUCUUCACCGAUGACUAUUGUCUGGCAUAAAGACAACAAUGCCAUUUCUUCGGGGGGAAACUACAAAAUCUCCUCAGAAAAUAAUAAAUAUAUUCUUGAAAUAUCAAAACUUGAACUUACGGAUCAAGGUGUUUACCUGUGUAAAGCGUUCAACAGUGUUGGAACUGCUGUGUGCAGCAUGGAGAUGAAGGUCAUCAACAAACCCUAUUUUGUGAAAACACUUGAAUCAGUGUCAGUCGCUGUUGGAAAUCCACUGCACCUUGAGUGUCAGUUGGAUGAGGAUACCGGAGUGUCCAUCACCUGGAUAAAAGAUGGCAAAAAGCUCCAUCAAACAAUGGAUUGUAAACAGUCUUUUGAAGAUAAGAUGGUCACUCUUGAUAUUCCAAAAGGAAAACUUAAAGACACUGGAAACUAUGUCUGUACAGCUGCCAAUGAUGCUGGAAGCACAAGUUGCUCCACUUCAAUAAAGGUUCAAGAACCCCCAGUCUUUGUAAAGAGACUGGAACCCAACUUGGUUUGGAAGCAAGGCAUAAGUGCACGUUUGCAGUGCACAAUCAAAGGGUCACCUGAACUCCAUGUCACCUGGUUUCUGAAUGACAAAGAGCUCUCGGCUGGCGAGAAAUACAAAAUCACUUUCAAGGACGGUUUUGCUACUUUGGAGAUCAUUGAAAUUGCUUUGUUAGACAGUGGAAAUUACACAUGUGAAGUCCUGAAUGAAGCUGGCUGUGAGAGCUGUAGCACCAAGUUAACUAUAAAAGAACCACCAUCCUUCAAAAAGGAAUUGCAAAUGGUUGAAGCAGUCAGGGGCACUGUUGCUCUCUUCCAAUGUGAAGUUGCAGGCACUGCCCCAUUUGAAUUCAAUUGGUUUAGGAGUAAGAAAUCACUCACUUCCGAUAGGAAAUACAAGAUUGUUUCUCAGGACUCGAUUGCUUCUUUGGAGAUCUGCUCAUUUGAAAGUGCAGAUGUUGGGGAAUAUCAAUGUGUUGUGUCAAAUGAUGUUGGUUCAAUCACUGCAAAGACAAUUGCCAAACAGAAAGAACCACCAUCAUUCGCAAAGAAGAUUGAGAACACUACAGCAGUUUUGGGCAGUGCUGUUAAACUGCAGGGUACUAUAAAAGGCUCUGCCCCUAUUACUGUCAAGUGGAUGAAGGAUGCUGAAUGGCUUAGGGAUGAUGACCCUAAUAUCACCAUGGCAUUUCAGAAUAAUAUCGCCAUUUUGACAAUAGCAGCUGUUGACAUUUGCCAUGGUGGAAAGUAUACAUGCCAAGCAGAGAAUGAGGCUGGUCAACAAAAAUGUGAAACCUCUUUAGCAGUUCAAGAACCCGCUAGAAUCUUAGAGAAAGUCGCAUCCAUCAACGUGACUUCAGGGGAAUCAGCAACCUUGGAAUGCACAAUUGCAGGAAGCCCGGAUCUUAAAGUGAAAUGGCUCCAAGAUGGAAAGGAGAUUACAGGAGGCCGAAAAUAUAAAAUCACUCUUAAAGACAAUGUAGCCAUCUUAAAGAUUGUUGCGGCAGAGAAAGGAGGCACAUGUGAAUACACGAUGGAAGUGUCCAACCGCGUCGGAAAAGACCAGUGCUCUUGUUCAGUCACAGUGCUAGAACCUCCAAUCUUCACAUUAAAACCUGACAACCAAGAUGUCGUACCAGGAUCUACUGUUGUCUUGAAGUCUGCUUUCACUGGAUCGGCUCCUUUUACGAUUAAGUGGUUCAGAGAGGACAAGGAGAUAACCACUAGAGGCGCAAGUUUUAUCAAGAAAGACGCUUCUUCAAGUUUCUUGGAACUUCACUCAGUGAAGCCCAGUGACUCGGCUAACUACACUUGCCAAGUGGCCAAUGAUGCCGGGAAGGUGGCACACUCUGCAGUCUUGUUUGUGAAAGAACCUCCUCAGUUUUCAAUGAGGCUUGAGCCAUUAAAACUGGUGAAAAAUGGACAACCACUUACAUUGACGUGCAAAGUCACUGGCAGUCCUGUGAUCACUGUUAAGUGGCUUAAGAAUGAGACUGAAAUCACUUCAAAUGAUAAAUGCAGACUGUCCUUCACUGACUCAGUUGCUUCACUGGAUAUUGUGAACUGCUCUGUUGAUGAUAGUGGAGAUUAUGUUUGUGUGGCAUCAAGUGAUGCUGGUAGUGACCACUGCAGCAGCACAGUUACAGUCAAAGAACCUCCCAUGUUUGUGACAGCUUUUGAGUCCAAAGAAGUUGUGAAAGGGUCUGAUGUUAUAUUCGAAGGAGUUAUUUCAGGCUCAGCUCCAUUUGAAAUAUCUUGUUAUCAGGACACCAAGCAGAUCAGAAAUGACAAAAGGCAUAAGAUAAAUAUACAAGAUGGUGUAGUCACUCUUCAGAUUCUUAAAUGUGAGUCUGGGGAUGCUGGAAAAUACCAAUGUAACAUAGAAAAUGAAGUUGGGAAGACAACAUGUGAUUGCCAAAUUACAUUAAAAGAACCACCCUCGUUUGUACAGAAAAUAGAGAACAUCAGUUCUUUAGUUGGCUCAGAGAUUUCUAUGCAGUGCACUUUAAAGGGAUCACUGCCCAUGACUGUAUCAUGGAUAAAGGAGGAUCAUGAAGUUAAAGAAGGCGAACAUAUACAGAUAUCUUAUGAGACCAGAACGGCAGUGUUAACUUUAAGAAACACUCAGAUGAAACAUGGUGGAAAAUAUAUUUGUCAGGCACAGAAUGAGGCUGGAAGUCAGAAAUGUCUUGCCACGCUUACAGUCAAAGAACCUGCAAAUAUUACUGAGCGAACCAAGUCUAUCAGUGUAACAACAGGAGAUCCAGCUACUCUUGAAUGCAGGUUCUCAGGAUCUAAAGUCCUCAAAGCCAUGUGGCUGAAGGAUGGAAGAGAGCUGACAUCAGGUCAAAGAUACAAAGUACAGAGCAGAGAUAAGAGCUCUGUACUGAAGAUACUCUCUACAGUGAAAAGUGAUAGUGGUGAAUACACCUUUGAGGUUUCAAAUGAUGUUGGACGCAGCACUUGUGAGGCUUCAAUCACUGUUCUAGAUCAAACUAUUAAACCAUCUUUCACAAGAAGACUGGAGAAAAUGGAGAGUAUCAAAGGAUCUUUUGCCCACUUGGAGUGUCUUGUGUCUGGAUCCCUGCCCAUAUCUGUACUCUGGUACAAAGAUGAGAAGGAGAUCAAGAGCGAUGAGAAACACAAAUGCACAUUCUUUGAGAACUCGGCAUUUCUAGAAAUUAGUCGUCUUGAUAGUGCUGACAGUGGCGGCUAUACCUGCAUUGCUAGUAAUAAGGCAGGCAAAGACCAGUGUUCUGGUGCCUUGCUUGUGAAAGAACCGCCAUCUAUUCUAGAAAAACCUGAAUCAAUGGAUGUUUUGCCUGGUUCAAAGGUUCAGUUUAAUGUCCUUUCGUCUGGCACGCCACCCUUGACCAUGAAAUGGUUUAAAGACAAGAAGGAGAUCUUAUCAAGCUCGGAUUGCUCUGUGAUUAAAGAUUACAACUCUACUUCACUGGAGCUCUUCUUUGCCAAAACGUCAGACUGUGGAAACUAUGUCUGUGAAAUACAUAAUGACGUCGGCUCUGAUGUUUGCCAGGCAACGCUCUUUGUCAAAGAACCUCCCAGUUUCCUUGAAAAACCUGACAAAUUAUCAGUUGUGAAACUUAGAGAAAAUAAACACUUUGAAUGCCAUAUUGGUGGCACUCCAGAAAUACAAGUGCACUGGUUCAGAGAUGGGAAGGAGAUAAGUCGUAGUGACAAAUACAAAAUGUUCUUCGUUAAGUCUGUGGCGAGCUUAGAGAUAAUUGGUGCUGAUGCCAAUGACAGUGGAGUAUACUUCUGUGAGGCCCGUAAUGAGGCAGGCAGUGAGAGCUGCAGCAUGGAGUUAGCCGUGAAAGAGCCCCCAGCAUUUAUUGGAGAGUUAACGCCUGUUGAAGUCGUGAAGGGCUCUAUGACUGUCUUUGAAUGCCAAGUGGCAGGAACUGGUCCAUUUGAGGUUACAUGGCACAAAGAUAAAAAGCAGAUCAAAACCAAUAAGAAGCAUGCAAUUUAUAAAUAUGGUAAUGUCAUGAGCCUGAAAAUACAGGAAUGUGAUGCUUUAGAUGUUGGUGGUUAUCAGUGCACAGUUUCAAAUGAGGUGGGAAGCUGUUCGUGUAGCACCACAAUGUCAAUGAAAGUGCGACCGUCUUUUGUAAAGAAGAUGGAAAAUGCUUCCUCUGUUUUGGGGAGUGUCGCUACAUUUCAGUGUGUUGUGAUGGGAUCGCCAUCUCUGUCUGUACAAUGGAAAAAAGAUGAGAACUGGAUCUUGGUAGAUCCUAAAACUGAAAGGAUCUUUGAAAAUAAUGUGGCAACUCUAAGGAUUCCGAUCUGUGAGGCCUGUCACAGCGGAAAAUAUACCUGCCAGGUUGCAAAUGAGGCUGGACAGGACAAGUGCUUUGCAACCCUGAUGGUGCAAGAACCACCUAAGAUUAUAGAAAAACCAGAGGUGAUAAAUGUCACUCUAGGUGAUGCAGUCAGUUUGGAGUGCAAGGUCUCUGGCACCCCUGAGAUCAAAGUAAAGUGGACAAAAGAUGGAAUAGAACUCACACCCAGCAGGCAAAAUAAACUUAACUUUGAGAAUAACCUCAGUAGUUUGAAGAUUCAGUCUACACAACUGGAAGAUGCAGGGGAUUACCUGUUUGAGGCGACAAACUCUGUUGAUACCUGCAGCUGCAAGGUUAAAUUGAUUGUCGUAGAACAAGUCAUUGCGCCUACAUUCAUCAAGAAAUUAAUGGAGACUCAGGAGGUUUUGGGCUCUGUAGUUUAUAUGGAAUGCAAAGUCGCUGGUUCUUUGCCAAUAUCAGUGCAAUGGACCAAAGACGGCAGUGUCCUUGCAAGUAAAACCAAGUAUCAGUUAGAGCAGAAAGACAACACUGUGUCUUUGGAAAUUAAGAGUUUUGAGGAAGAGGAUACAGGGGAGUACUUGUGUAAAAUCACAAACAAAGCUGGAAGUAGUGAUUGCAGUGGUGCAUUAAAAGCAAAAGUGCCACCGAGCUUUGUAUCUGAACCUGAGUCCCAGGCUGUCAUUCCCAAAGCCACUGUACACUUCCAGGGUGUAUUUCAAGGAACACCUCCUUUUACAGUCAAAUGGUUCAAGGAUGACACUGAACUGAUAACUGGACCAUCAUGUUCAGUUGGACUGGAAGGAUUAUCUUGCUUCUUAGAUCUUUACUCAGUUGGAUUUUUGCAAAGUGGAACGUACUCUUGCCAAGUUAGCAAUGACGCGGAACCUCCUGAAUUCGUACUGAAAUUGCCACAUACAACGUUCGUGAAGCAGGGCGAGCCACUCCAUCUUGAAUGCAAAGUUACAAGUGCGCCCUCUCUGCGAAUGCAGUGGUACAAAAAUGACAAUAAGAUAACAGAUGGUGACAACUGUAGAACUUCAUUUGUUGACUCAAUGGCAGUCCUUGAGCUGUGCUCCACAAGAUCUGCUGAUGAUGGAGUUUACACCUGUGAGGCACAGAAUGAUGCUGGGGCUGUAAACUGCAGCACCAUCAUCACAGUGCAAGAUCCACCAAGUUUCAUGAAAGUACCGAAACCUGUAGAGGGGAUCAAAGGAAAAGAUGCUAUGCUAUACUGUGAACUGAAUGGCACAGAACCCUUUAAGAUAACCUGGUACAAAGACAAAAAGCCACUUAAGGAAAGCAGGAAAUAUAAGAUGAUGAAUGAGAGUAGCUCUGCCACUCUCCAUAUUCUUGCAGUGGACCCCUCAGAUGUUGGUGAAUAUGAGUGUGGGGUCACAAACAAAGUAGGAUAUGAAACAUGCCAUACAACAGUUACGCUCAGAGAAGCACCUGUUUUCGUGAAGAAACUGGUAAACCAGUCAGUCAAAUUGGGUGAAGAAGUCACUCUGAUGGCCACCGUCAAAGGCUCUCAGCCUAUAACUGUUUCUUGGGUGCAAGAUAAGGAUCAUGUUCUUAGGGAUGGAGACAACCGGAAAAUCACAUUUGAGAACAGCGUGGUCACCCUGAAGGUCUUUAAGGCUGACCAAACCACAGGUGGCAAAUAUACCUGCCAACUCAAAAAUGAUUCUGGAGUUGUGGAAUGUGUUUCCAACAUCACUGUCUUAGAACCGGCUACCAUUGUGGAUAGUCCAGAGUCAUUCAAUGUCAAGGCAGGUGAUUCAGCAACUCUUGAAGUCACCGUAGCCGGAACACCAGAAUUGAAAUCUAAGUGGUUCAAGGACGGUGUCGAGCUCUCCUCUGGCACCAAGUAUAAGAUAACCUUCUCAAAGAAUAUCUCCAGCCUGAAAGUCCUGUCGACAGAGAGAGUUGAUACAGGAGAAUACAAAUGUGAGGUCAAAAAUGAGGUUGGCAGUGUUUCCUGCAAGACAACCCUCACUGUCCUAGAUAAAAAGAUUCCACCCACAUUCAUCAGGAAACUGAGAGACACCCGUACUAUUGUUGGUAAACCUGGUGAAAUGGAAUGCAAAGUUGCAGGUUCUCCACCUUUCACUAUCUCUUGGCACCACAUUGGUCAGGAGAUCAAGAGUGGACCAAAUCACGAGAUUAUUUUCAGUGACAACACCUGCAAAGUUAAACUGCCAACUCUUAAGUUGUCAGACUCUGGAAAAUACACAUGCAAAGCUGUUAACACAGCAGGAGCCAGUGAAACAAGUGCUUCUAUGAUUGUACAAGAACCUCCAUCCUUUGUGGAAAAACCUCAGGCAAAGGAAGCUCUGCCUGGUGCAAAUGUAACAUUUUCAGCAACAGUCCAUGGAAGUGCCCCACUGAAACUUAAAUGGUUCAGGGGCACCAGGGAAAUUGUGUCUGGAAAGGGCUGUGAAAUUGCUCUCCAGGGGAAUGCAGCUACUCUGGAGCUAUACAAAGUGGCCAAAUCAGAUGCUGGAGAGUAUACAUGCCAGAUUAUUAAUGAUGCUGGGAAGGAAAGUUGCCCAGUUAAUCUGUUCAUAAAAGAACCAGUACAGUUUGUGAAGAAGCUGAAGGACAUGUCUUCUGAAAAGGGGAAACCUUUGAAACUUGAAUGCACAUACAAUGGAACUCCCAAAAUAUUUGUUACUUGGUUGAAAGAUGGGAAACAGCUCUAUGCCUCUUAUCAGUAUAACGUGUUGACCACAGAGACUUCCUGCGUCUUGGAAGUACUCAAUAGCGAUAGCAUGACUGCAAGUGGGAAAUACUCUUGCGAAGUUACCAAUGGAGUCGGAACUGAUAUCUGCCAUGCUCAAGUGACCUUAUUAGAGCGACCAUUCUUUGUUGAGGAACUGGAACCAAUGGAAGUCACUUCUGGUGAUCCAGUUUGCUUGAAAUGCCGCAUUGGAGGAACCCCUGAUAUUAGUGUGUCCUGGUUCAAAGCUGACGGAAAGCUUUGUGCUACCAAUACUUGCCAAAUGGCAUUUUCAAAUGGCAUUGCGACUUUGAUACUAAGCAAACCGUCAAGGGAUGAUACUGGUGAAUACACAUGCAAAGCUGAGAACAGAAUUGGAUCUGCCUCAAACAGCUGCCGCUUAUCAGUGAAAGAUGUCAAAACACCACCUUCCUUCCCCAAGAAACUUACUAGUCUUGAACAGGCUGUAGGACAGCCAGUCAUAUUUGAGUGUCGUGUUGUAGGAUCCUCUCCUUUAGAAGUCUCCUGGCUAAAAGACAAUGGAUCUUUAAAAAAUGAUGGAGAAUACUUAAUGUCUUAUGAUGAUAACACUGCUGCCCUAAAAAUUGCACGAGGUGAAAUGAAACACUCUGGGGAAUACACUUGUAUAGCUACGAAUAGUGUUGGAACUGCAUCUUGUAAAGCUAAACUCGAGCUUCAAAUUCAAGAACCAGUACACUUCAUCAAGAAGCUGGCAGACAUUUCAGUUGUCAAGGGCAAACAUUUGAAACUCGAAUGCACAUACUCGGGAACGCCCAGCAUAUUUGUCACCUGGCUGAAGGAUGGGAAACAACUCUAUGCCUCUUAUCAGUAUACUGUGACAACCACAGACACCUACUCUAUGUUGGACGUCCUUAACAGUGACAGUUUUGAGGCAGCUGGGAAAUACUCUUGCGAAGUUACCAAUGGAGCCGGAACUGAUAUCUGUCAUUGUCAAGUAAAAAUAGAGCGCAAAAUCUCCCCCAACUUCACCAAGAAGCCUGCAGAGACAAUGGAAGAUACAGAGGGUCAUUUGGUGACCAUUGAGGGUCGUUUAUCUGGAUCUCAACCCAUUGACAUCGUUUGGUCCAAGAAUCACAGUGAAAUUCACGCCUCUGAUAAGUACGAAAUGGAAUUCAAGAGCAACGUGGCCAUGCUGCAUAUCAAGAGCUCCCAACUCUCAGACAGUGGUGCUUAUACCUGCACAGCUACCAAUGAAGCUGGUAGUGCCUCCUACCAAGUGUCACUUAACAUUUCAGAACACAAGAAGGGCCCAGUAUUCGACAUCCCUCUCAAACCUGUGACUGUAAACGAGGGUGAGAACCUGAAGCUUAGCUGCCAUGUCCAUGGAGCCCCUCCUCUGAAGAUUAAUUGGUUGAAGGAAAGGAAGGAGAUAAAAUCCUCCACAAACUGUAGAGUUGUUUUUUCUGAUGGCACUGCCUCUUUGGAGGUCCUCCGCACAUCGAAGACAGAUGCAGGGGACUAUCUCUGCAAGGCUACCAACGAUGUUGGAAGUGAAUUUGCAAGGUCCAGAGUGACAAUUAGAGAAAAAGAAGUCAAACCUGAGGCCACUGCUGCAGCCCCAGCUCCAGCUCCAGCAAAGACUCCAACAAAGAGAUUUGACAACUUGUUCUUUGUAGAUGAGCCCCAGAGUGUCAAUGUAACAGAGAAGGGCACUGCAACUUUCAUUGCCAAAGUUGGAGGUGAUCCUAUUCCUAACGUGAAAUGGAUGAAGGGCAAGUGGAGACAGAUCACUCAUGGUGGUCGCAUCACUAUUGAGCAGAAAGGCCCAGAUGCCAAGUUGGAGAUCACAGAAAUAACCAAAUCUGACUCCGGACAGUACAGAUGUGUCGCUACUAACAAAGCUGGAGAAAUAGAAUGCAGCACCGACCUGAAUGUUGACGAAAGGAAAGACACCGGGGGAGUAGAUGGAGACUUCAGAGCAAAACUGAAGAAGACACCAUCCAAACAGAAAAGUCCAAAGAAGGAGGGAGAGAUUGACCUCGUGGAGAUUCUUAGGGGUGUGGACCCCAAAGACUAUGAAAAAGUUGUUAGAGAAUACGGAAUUACUGACUACCGUUGUCUUCUUCAGGCCAUUGAGCAGCUGAAGAGGGAGAAAGAAGCAGAAAGUGGAAAACCGGAAACUGAGCAUGGAGGAGAAUCUAAGGAUACGGCCAGGUUUAUGGCUGAGUUGCAAUCAAGAAUGCAGGCUGAGCCUGUCACUCUGGUGAGCGACAUUGAAGACCAAGAUACCACUCCAUUAAGCACAGCAACCUUUGAGUGUGACAUCAAGAUCAACUACCCUGAGAUCACCCUGUCCUGGUACAAGGGAACUCAGAAGCUUGACAACAACGACAAAUAUGAAAUCAGCAUUGUUGGUGACCGUCACAUCUUGAAGAUCAAGCAGUGUCAAACCAAAGACCAGGGCAACUACCGUGUUGUAUGUGGCCCACAUAUCUCCAACGCCAAAUUGACCGUUGGGGAUGGAGAUCAACAAGCUGGCAUAAUUAACUUCACCAAACGCAUCCGGAGCAUUGAAGUGAAUGAGAACCAAUCUGCUACCUUCGAAUGCGAGUUGUCCUUCGACAAUGCUAUCGUUACAUGGUACAAAGACACUUGGGGACUUAAAGAGAGCCCAAAGUAUAACUUCAGAAGUGAAGGCCGACGACACUUUAUGACCAUCCGCAAUAUAACCUCUGAUGAUGAAGGCGUUUACUCGGUGAUUGCGCGGUUGGAACCCAACGGUGAAGCUAAAAGCACAGCUGAACUUUACCUUUCAGGCAAAGAAAUUGAAUUAGGGAGGGUUCCUUUUGAUGUCCCAGAUUCAUCAAUACAAGCAUACAAAGAAGAAUCAGCUGAAUACUAUUAUGAAGAAAGGACAGAAAUGAGAGAAUUUGAGCGAGAAAUGCAAGAAAGUUGGGAAAUGCAAGAAGAAAAGAUAGAACUUCAGUUGUCUUCAUACACAGGAGAAAGGAUCCCCGUUGAUGAAAGUGUUUCCAAAACUCAAGUGGGAACAAGAGAAGGAGUACCUAAAGUUCCUGAAGCUUACAAGAAACCUGAGGAAAGGCCAUCAGCUCCAGCUCCGACCAAAGUACCUGAAGCAAGGAGGCCUCAUGAAGAAAAGAUCACUCCACUGGUUGAACAUGAAAAGCCCUGUCCCACUCCUACAGAAGAAUAUGUUGAACCAAAGCGGCCCAUUUCACGACCAGAACCCAGCAAAGAUGUGCCUACAACCAUACCUCAUAUGGCUACUGAGCCCAAAGUGGCCCCUGAGACAAAAAUGGCACCUGCAGCUAGGGUUGAAGCUCAACCAAAGCCAAAACCCAUUCCCACAAAGACACCAGAAGCUCCUCACCCCAAAGUUCCCGAGGAAUACCCCAAAGCUGAGCCCAUUAGAAAGCCAGAGUCACCUCCACAAGAGGAAAUUUCAAAAAAAGUGCCAGAAAUAAUCAUCAAGAAAGAAGAACCCACACCUCAACCACCUGCAGCUAAGGUUGUUCCCAUAAAAGUACCAGAGAUCACAAAGAAAGAAGAAUCUGUGAUUCCACCACCUAAACCUAAAGAUGUUCCCAAAAAGACAGACACUACUCCAACAAAAGUUAUCACGGAUGUUAAAACAACGGAGAGGCCAAAGACAGAUGCCGAUAAGAAGCUGGAAACUAGCAAGCCUAGGCCCGUUGCAGCACCAACUGCACCAACACCAACAGAUGCCGAUAAAAAGCUCGAAACUAGCAAGCCUAGGCCAGUUGCAGCACCAACUGCACCAACACCAACAGAGGCAGCUAAAAAAACAGCAAUGAGCAAAUCAGAGCCAGUUGCAGCACCAAAGGAAGAGGCAGUUAAAAAGCCACAGCAAGCAACAAGCACGGCAGAGCCAGUUGCAGCACCAAAGGAAGAGGCAGUUAAAAAGCCACAGCAAGCAACAAGCACGGCAGAGCCAGUUGCACCAAAGGAAAUCCACACAGAUAAAGUGAAACGGAAGGAUGAGCCGCCUGUGAGAACACCAGUAACUAAACCUAAAAAGGAGGAUGACGUUGCUGUCACAAAAGAAGUCCCCCAGAAACCAGAGAAAGUUAUUCCGGCUGCAAAAUUAGAAGUCACACCUAAGCCCAAAGAAACCCCUGAAGUAAAAGCCAUCGCAGUUCCUUCAACAACUGAGCUAACUGUAACAACAGAGACUGAAGCAAGGAAAGAUGUUUCAGUGAAGAGGGAUUCAGUGACUGAACAGCUGAAAGAAGUUUCACCAAACCUUAAUUCAGCUUCUGAAGUGUGGCAAGAACUUUCAGUGAAGAAGACUUCAGUAACUGAAAUGAGACAAGAAGUUUCAGUUAAGAGGGAUUCCGUGACUGAAACUUGGCAACAAGUUCCAGUGCAGAGGGAUUCUGUGACUGAAGUGCCACAAAAAGUUUCAGUGAAGGUGGAUUCAGUGGCUGAAAAGAGGCCAGAAGUUUCAGUGAAGAGAGAUUCAGUGACCGAAGCACGGCAAGUAGUUGCAGUGAAGAAGGCUUCAGUAACUGAAGUAAGGCAAGACGUUUCAGUGAAGAGGGAUCCUGUGACUGAAGCAGGGCAAGUUUCACAGAGAACAGGUUUCAUUGAGAAAAUUUCCCUGGCAGAGGAAGUUAGUUUCAGAGAAGAGGUAUCAUAUGGAGACAAAGCUAUGAUAUAUGAGAGAGAAAAGGAAUUGACUCAGAUAAACGUAAGGGAUGAUAUUUCUUUAGAAGAGGAAGAUAUACAACAAACUGAGAUAGUAAGGCAAGAAGUUCCAAUAAAGAAAAUAGAUGAUCAACCAAUUCAAGCCAUUGUUGCAAAGAAAGAGGAAGAUGCAACCCAAAGAGAUAGUGUUAGACACAUUGACCCAGCGACAGUGGUUCCACCAAAGAAAUCAGCUACUCCUACCACUAAGAAAGAAGCUAUCUUAAGUAUAAAGGUUAUUCCUCAAAGGAAAGUUGUCUCGCCUAAGGUAGAAGCCAUUCCUUCUAAGAAAGCUGUCUUAUCUGAGGUAGAAGCCAUUCCUUCUAAGAAAGCUGUCUUAUCUGAGGUAGAAGCCAUUCCUUCUAAGAAAGUUGUCUCACCUAAGGUAGAAGCCAUUCCUUCUAAGAAAGUUGUCUCACCUAAGGUAGAAGCCAUUCCUUCUAAGAAAGUUGUCUCACCUAAGGUAGAAGCCAUUCCUUCUAAGAAAGUUGUCUCACCUGAGGUAGAAGCCAUUCCUUCUAAGAAAGCUGUCUUAUCUGAGGUAGAAGCCAUUCCUUCUAAGAAAGCUGUCUUAUCUGAGGUAGAAGCCAUUCCUUCUAAGAAAGUUGUCUCACCUAAGGUAGAAGCCAUUCCUUCUAAGAAAGUUGUCUCACCUAAGGUAGAAGCCAUUCCUUCUAAGAAAGCUGUCUUAUCUGAGGUAGAAGCCAUUCCUUCUAAGAAAGCUGUCUUAUCUGAGGUAGAAACCAUUCCUUCUAAGAAAGCUGUCUUAUCUGAGGAAGAAGCCAAUGCAUAUAAGAAAGCUGUUUCACCUAAUGAAGAUGACAUCCCGUAUAAAUCUAAAAUAUCACAGAAGUCAAUCAAACAAAAGGAAAAAGAAGAAGAAGAGAGAGUUCAGCCUCCAACACCUCACAAAGACCAAAGGGUCGCCCCUGAAGUGGUCCCUGUUUCAAUUACAGAUGAUACCACUCGUCCACAAGAACCACCAGAGGAGAAGAAAAUCUCUCCUCCAACACCAAAGCCUUCACCUGCUCCCUAUGUAGAAAAAGUAUCAUCCCCUGAAGCGACACCAGACAAGAAAAUCUCUGCACCGAAGCCAAAGCCUUCAGAUGCCCCCCAUGUGGAGAAAGCUUCUCCCCCUGAAGUGAAACCAGUGCAGAAGAAAGCCUCCCCACCACCUCAGAUACCAAAGCCUUCACCUGCUCCUCUUGUAGAAACAGUGUCUCCUACUGAAGCUGAAAAGAGAUCCUCCCCACCGAUGAAAACGCCUUCACCUGUUUCACCUAGUGCUUCACCCCCUGAAGACAAGGGCCCUGUAACAGCACCUGGGGGAGUUGGCAAAGCAAAAACAACUGCGGUGUCAACGAUUAUAAAGAAAAAGGGUAGAAUUCCUGUUCUGAAGGAAGAAAAACUUGAAAUGCCAACUUUGAAGAAAGUGACCAGAAUUUCAAAGGACACUGAGGAAGAGCAGGAUAUCAUUAAGCUGAAAAGGGUGACACAGAUACCCUCAAAAGAAGAGACAGUUGAACCGGAGGUUCCGACCCAGGAAGCCUCAAGGACCAUAGUUGUUGAAAGUUACGAGAGAGAGGCGUAUAUGUUUGAAACAAAAGAAAUAGCUGAGAGAACCUCAGUAUACGUUAAGAAGCCAAUUGAACAGGUGGAGUUUCACAAACCUAAAGAAGUUGCAUCAAAAGAUUCUACUGAGGAAUCUUUGGUUCACCUGAAAAAAUCCCAAAAGGUUCUGAAAGAUGUCCAAGUUGAGGAGAAAAUGGGUUUGAAGAAAACACCAAAGUUGCUGAAAGAAGAAUCACCUGGCCAACCUAGUUUAUCUCUGAAGAAGGUAUCGAAAUUGCCAUCAGACGAGAAAGAGCAAGAAACUGUCAAGCUUAAACCAUUUGAAAAACCUGCUAAACCGGGAUCUGUUGAGCCAGAGAAAGACAAAAAAGACACUGAAUCCAGAGCUGCUUAUGAUAGAAGUGAGAGACCACAAAGAGAUGAAGCAGUUAAAGAAUCCGUUUCUGCUCCUAUGAAGAAAUCUGAAACCAUCUCAAAGGAUACGAAAGAGCCACAGGCAGCCAAAUUUAAACCAGUGGCCAAAGCUCCUGAAGAUGAACACGUCGAAGAGUUUGACAAACCACUGACAAAGGUGAAGACAAUUCCUUCGCAGGAGCAAGAGAAGGAAGAAGUUAAAUUGAAGCCAUUUUCUAAGUCACCAAAAGCUGAAACUGUGAAGCCUGAGAAGGAGCCUGAGAAGAAGAAAGAGGCUGAAAAACCUCUUCAUCAAAAGCCAAGUCCUCCAAAACCAGUACCUGUAAAGAAAAUUGAAAAGAGUCCUCAAGAGGAAAAACCAACACAGUUAAAAAAGGUGGAGCUUGUGCCUAAAGAACCAGAAGAAAAAGAAAAAGACAAACCUUUGAAGCAUGAAGAGACACUUAAGAAAAAGGUGGAACUGAAAAAGACUCCUUCACCUAAGGUUGAAAAACCAAAGCCAAAAGAAAUUGAAAAAAUUAUUAUGGAGAGGAAGCCCAGUGCAGAACGCACCAAAAAGCUCCCUAGACAGGUUUCACCUAAAGAUUCAUUUGAAGGUGUUACCCUAAAAAAGGUUCCAAAGAAAAUAUCACCAGAAGAGGAAGCAUCACAUAAAACUGUUAAAGAGAAGGUGCCAGCAAUAAAGGAACUGUCCCCUGUACAGUUACGAAAGAUUUCAACUCAGUUGGAGGAGGAAGUCUUUGAGGAGGAGCCAGAGAAGGAGCUGGAAUCUGACAAUGAAGGUUGGGGAUGGGAACUUGUCCCUCGAGAUAGUUCUGGAUCCACAGAAGACUGGGGAGAGGAACCUUUGGAAGGUGAUGCACGUGAGACCCCUGGAAUGCCAGGUGCCAGCAGAGAUGGGAAACCAAAAGAGGAUGCUGCCGGUAGAGGUAGAGGUAGAGGCAUUCAAGCUAAGCAAACCCCCUCACCUGGUGGUGGUCGGGGUAGAGGACUGAAGCCCGGUGCUGGAGGAGACAAACCCCCAGAUGCUAAUCCUUUUGGAUUCCAGCUCAAAGCAGUUCCCCUGAAGUUUACGAGACCACUCAAAGACAUAGUGUUACAGGAGGCUGAGUCAGUCGGCGCUUCUGCUACGUUUGAGUGCGAGGUUUCGCCUUCUACUGCAAUUACUACAUGGAUGAAAGAUGACGCCAACAUAAGAGAGAGCCCAAAACACAAGUUCUACUCGGAUGGCAAAGAUCGCAAACUGCUCAUCAUUGAUGUGCAAGUUUCUGACACUGGUGAAUAUACUUGUGUUGCCAAGCUGGGCAACAAAGAAAAGACAACAACUGCCAAACUAAUAGUAGAAGAAUUGCCUGUGAAGUGGGUAAAGACUCUGGAAGAGGAUGGUAUGUCGGUCCUCAAGAGUCAGCCUAUGUACCUGACCUGUGAGUUGAACAAAGAGAGAGAUGUGGUCUGGAAGAAGAAUGGUGUCCCUCUUAAAAACAUCCCUGGAAAAGUGGCUAUCAAUGUCAUUGGAAUGCAGCAUGCCAUUACAAUCCAGGACACAGGAGAUGACGACGCUGGCAUUUAUGCUUGCGAGUGUGAUGACAUCAGGACUAAAACAGAUGUCAAAAUCAUUGAAAUUAUCAGAGACUGGUUGCAGAAACCAUUGAGAGAUCAGCAUGUGAAACCCAAGGCCACUGCCACUUUCAAAUGUGAGCUCUUCAAAGAAACCCCCAACUGGAAGUGGUUCCAUGGCGACAAGGAGAUUCCUAAUGAUCCCACUGACAAGACUGAGGUCAAGAAAGAAGGAAAACAACUGACUCUCAUAGUUAAGAAAGUAUCACCUGAUGAUAUUGGGCAAUAUGCCAUGGAGGUUGAAGGCCGCAGAUACACAGCUAACCUGACUCUUGGAGAACGUGAAGCUCAGAUCUUGAAGCCUAUCUCCAGUAUGGAGGUUGUUGAGAAAGAGGAGGUUACGUUUGAAACUGAAAUAUCUGAAGAGGAUGUGGCUGGAGAAUGGAAACUUAAAGGGCAAGUCCUGCAAAGAUCACCGAUGGUUGAAAUCAAAUCUGAGGGCCAGAAACGUUUCCUCACUCUGAAAAAUGCUCAGCUUGACCAGUGUGGUGAAGUGUCUUAUCAAGCUCUGAAUGCUAUCACGAGUGGGGUGCUCACAGUCACAGAACUGGAAAUGGACUUCACAGUCCCCUUGAAGGACGUGUCUGUACCUGAAAAGAAACAGGCUAUGUUUGAAUGUACUAUCACAAAGGAUGUGCCUAAAGUCAUGUGGUUAAAGGGGUCAGACAUCCUGUCGACAGGCGAUAAAUAUGACAUUAUUGAUGAUGGAAAGAAACAUAUAUUGGUCAUAAACAACAGUGAAUUUGAUGAUGAGGGACAAUACACUAUUGAAGUCUUGGGCAAAAAGUCAACAGCCCAGUUGACUGUGGAGGGUAUGAGGCUCAAAUUCAUAACACCAUUAAAGGACCAAACUGCCAAGGAAGGUCAAACAGCUCGGUUUGAGGUUGAGCUCUCUCAUGAGAAGGUACCCCUGACAUGGUACAAAAAUGAAAUCAAACUCCAUGUGAGCAGGACCGUGCUCAUCCAUUUUGAAGGAAAGAAACACACCUUAGAAAUCAAGGAGUUGACUCUAGAUGAUACCUGCCAGAUUAAGGCAGAGGCUAAAGGAAUUCCCUCAACGGCAAACUUGACGGUGCUAGAGGGUGACGCAUACUUCACAGUGAAGUUGCAGGAUUACACCGCAGUCGAGAAGGACGAGGUCACUCUGGACUGUGAACUCAGCAAAGAUGUCCCUGUGAGGUGGUACCAUAAUGAGACUGAAAUUAAGGCCUCUAAGAUGGUAACCAUAAGGGCUGAGGGCAACAAAAGAACGUUGUCUAUCAAGAAAGUGGAAGGAAAAGAUAAGGGACAAUACCUAUGUGAUUGUGAUACGGACAAGACCAUGGCAACCAUCAGCAUUGAAGCUCGUGAUAUCAAGGUAUCUCGCCCAAUGUAUGGUGUUGAGCUCUUCGAUGGCGAGACCGCUCGUUUUGAAGUGGAAAUCUCUGAAGAUGAUGUCCAUGGCCAGUGGAAACUGAAGGGAGAAACCCUUUCACCUUCCCCAGAUGUUGAAAUCAUUGAGGAUGGUGCCAAGCACACUUUCACAUUAUACAACUGCAAGGUCUCCCAGACAGGAGAGGUUGGAUUCACAGCUGCCAAUGCUAAGUGUACAGCCAACCUGAAAGUGAAAGAACUGCCACUGACCUUUAUCACACCUUUGAGUGAUGUGCAAGUGUAUGAGAAAGAUGAGGGAAGAUUUGAGGUUGAGAUUUCAAGACCAACCAAGACCUUCCGUUGGCUCAAGGGAUCUCAGGAGUUGGAAAAUGACGACAAGUUUGAGAUUAUCCAUGAAGGAAAGAUACACACUCUGGUGGUCAAAAAGGCUGCAUAUGAGGAUGAAGCUAAAUACACAUUUGAGGCUGAGGACAAGAGGACCACAGGGAAACUAGUUAUCCAAGGUAUACGUCUUGAGUUUGUCAAGCCCAUCAAGGAUGUCACAGUGAAGGAGCGUGAAACAGCAGAGUUCAGCAUUGAACUGUCACAUGACAAAAUCUCUGUCGUCUGGUACAAGAACGACGUCCGUCUGCACCCCAGCAAGGUUGUGCACAUGUCAGACAAUGGGAAAAUGCACACCUUGACUUUCAAGCAGGUGUCCAUUGAUGACACAUCCAUGAUCAAAGUAGAAGCCUUGGGCAAGAGCUCGGAGGCCAUGCUCACUGUUCUUGAGGGAGAACCUUACUUUGUCACAAAACUGCAAGACUACACUGCCGUUGAGAAGGACGAAGUGAUGCUGGUUUGUGAACUUAGCAAGACCUCUGCUGAGGUGAAAUGGUUCAAGGACGGCCAGGAAAUCAUGCCUAGCAAGAAUCUGAUCAUUAAAACCGAUGGAAAGAGGCGUUUGCUGACAGUGAAGAAAGCAGAGAAGGGCAACAUUGGAGAGUACACUUGCGAUUGUGGUUCUGAUAAAACCACAGCCAGGCUGGACAUUGAGGAGCGUGACAUUAAGGUUGUUCGUCCACUGUACAGCGUGGAAGUGACAGAAACUGAAAUUGCCAAGUUUGAGACCGAGAUCUCUGCCGAUGAUGUCCACGGUCACUGGAAACUCAAAGGAGAGGCCCUUCAUCAGUCUCCUGACUGUGAGAUUAAGGAGGAGGGUACAAAGCAUGUCCUUAUCCUAUACAACGUUCGCAUGGAUCAGGCCGGAGGUGUCGACUUCCAGGCUGCCAAUGCUAAAUCCAAUGCUCAGCUCAGAGUUAAAGCGCGGAGUAUAGGGCUUAUGCGGCCUCUCAAGGAUGUUACUGUUACUGCCGGGGAGACCGCCACUUUCGACUGUGAACUUACUUAUGAAGGAAUCGUUGUAGAAUGGUUCUUGGGAAGCACCAAGAUGGAGCUAGGUGAAAGGGUGGUUACCAGAGCAGAAGGCAAAGUACACAGCCUAACUAUCAGAAAUGUCAAGCUGACAGAGGCUGGGGAAGUCAGGCUCACUGCAAAGGACUUCAAGACCCAGGCCAAACUCAUUGUCAGGGAGCCACCAGUUGAGUUUACCAAACCUCUGGAGGACCAGACAGUUGAGGAAGAGGCCACUGCUUCAUUGGAGUGUGAAGUCUCCAGGGAAAACGCUGAGGUCAGGUGGUUCAGAGACACACAGGAGAUCCGCAAAACGAAGAAAUAUGACCUUAUUGUUGAUGGCCGAAAGAGAAGACUCAUCAUUCAUGGCUGUACUCUAGAUGACUCAAAGACAUAUACAUGUGAUGCUAAAGAAUUCAAAACCUCUGCUUUCCUGAAUGUUGAACCUCCACAUGUUGAGUUCUCUAAGCCACUCCAUGAUGUUGAGGUCAAAGAAAAGGAAUCUGCCAGAUUUGAGUGUGAGGUGUCUCGUGAGAAUGCCAAGGUCAAAUGGUACAAGGACGGCAGCGAGAUCAGAAAGGGAAAGAAAUACGAGAUCAUUGCCAAUGGUGUCAAGCGUAUCCUUGUGGUCACCAAGACAGUCUUCGAUGAUGAAGCAGAGUACGAAUGUGACGCUAAGACCUCCAAGUCCUCUGGCAUGCUGACAGUUAUUGAGGAAGAGGCUAAGUUUACCAAGAACCUGUCUAAUGUGGAGGGAACAGAAACAGACAGUGUGAAGAUGAUUUGUGAAGUGUCGAAGGCCAGCGCUGAGGUCACCUGGUGGAAGGGAGACCAGGAACUGCCAGAAGGAGGAAGAUAUGAACAGGUCACGGAUGGAAGGAAGAGAAUCUUCAUUAUUCAAGAUCUCAAGAUGGAGGACGCUGGAGAGUUUAACUGCAGACUGCAUAACGCCAAGACAUCUGCAACAUUAACACUGAAUGAACUGGCUGCGGAGUUCAUUGCCAGGCCUCAGAGUCUUGAGGUGGUUGAGGGAGAAAAGGCUGAAUUUGUCUGCUCAGUCUCUAAAGACACCUAUGAAGUCAAAUGGCUCAAGGGUGACAAUGAGAUUGUAUCCGGAGAUAAGUAUGACGUUGUCUGUGAUGGCAAGAGAAGAGCACUGAUAGUGAAGAAUUGUACACCACAUGAUGAAGGAGGCUAUGUCGCCUUCAUUGGGACUACCAAAGCCUCAGCUGACUUGUUUGUCAUUGAGAAACUCAGAAUCAUCACACCCAUCAAGGAUAUGCAAGUGAAGGAAGGACAGGAGAUCAUUUUCAACUGUGAGGUGAACACUGAGGGAGCUAAAGCUAAGUGGCUGAAGAACGAGGAGACCAUGUUUGAGAGCAGCAAGUUUGUCAUGAUCCAGAAAGACAACGUGUUCUCUCUGAGGAUCAAGGGUGCUCAGAAGGCAGAUGAAGCCACGUAUACUAUUACAUUGACAAAUCAUCGUGGUGAACAUGCCAAGAGCGAUGCCAAUGCCAAAGUACAAGAGGAGAAGCUCAAGAUUAUUGAGCCUCUUGAGGACUGUGAGACACAAGAGAAGAAGACCAUCAGCUUCACUUGCAAGGUGAACAGACCUGAUAUCACCAUCAAAUGGAUGAAGGCUGGUCAGGAGAUCACCAUGAGCAAACGAAUCCUGUACCGUGUGGAGAAAGAUAAGCACACACUGACCAUCAAGGACUGUGUCAUGGAUGAUGAGGGUGAAUACACCGCCAUGGCUGGUGAUGACAAGUGCACUGCUGAGCUGAUCCUCAACGAAGCUCCCACUGACUUCUCCACACCACUCAAAGACCAGACCAUCACUGAGUUUGAGGAUGCUGAGUUUUCUUGCAAGCUGUCUAAAGAGAAGGCUGUUGUUAAAUGGUACAGGAAUGGUCGUGAGAUCAGAGAGGGACCCAGAUACUCAUUUGAGAAAGAUGGCAGGAUUUGCAAACUCAAGAUCAAGAAGUGCAGACCAGACGAUGAGUGUGAAUAUGCCUGUGGCGUGGAAGACAGGCGAUCCAGGGCCCGCCUCUUUGUUGAAGAGACACCAGUUGAGAUCGUCAGACCACCUCAGGAUGUGUUUGAGCCUCCAGGCUCAGAUAUUGUGUUUGAGGUGGAGCUCAACAAAGACAGAGUUGAGGUCAAAUGGAUGAGGAACAACAUGAUCAUCGUCCAGGGUGACAAGUACCAGAUGAUGAGCGAGGGCAAGGUCCACAGACUCCAGGUGUGUGAGGUCAGGCCUCGGGACCAAGGAGAGUACAGAGUCGUUGCCAAGGAGAAGGAUGCCAGAGCCAAGCUGGAACUGGCAGCUGUGCCAAAGAUCAAGACAACUGAUCAAAACCUGGUCACAGACGCUGGAAAGCCUUUUGUCAUGGCGAUCCCCUACGAUGCCUAUCCUCGUGCAGAGGCUGAGUGGUUCUUCGACAUAGUUAGCCUGCCUGUGCAGAACAUUGACACCUCCGCAGACAAGACAGAAUACAGGCUGAAGAGCCCCAAAAAGACAGAUCAGGGCAGGUACAAGAUUGUCAUCAAGAACAAACAUGGACAGGGAGAGGCAUUCAUCAAUCUGGAUGUUAUUGAUGUCCCUGGACCUGUGAAGAACCUCAAAGUGGUUGACACCGCCGACGGCGAGGUCAGCCUGGCCUGGGAAGAGCCAGAGAGUGAUGGUGGCAGCAAGAUCAUUGCAUAUGUGGUGGAGAGGCGUGAUAUCAAGCGCAAGACAUGGACCCUUGCCACUGACCGUGCUGACGCUCCAGAAUACUCUGUUAGCGGUCUCCAGAGGGACAACAAGUACCUCUUCAGAGUAUGUGCUCGCAACAGAGUGGGCACUGGACCCACUGUGGAGACAGACGAAGCUGUCCAGGCCAAGAAUAAGUUUGAUGUGCCAGAGGCACCUGAGGACGUUGUGGUUGGCAUCGUGAACAGGUUUGGAGCCACAGUCUCCUGGGAAAAACCAAAGUCUGAUGGCGGAUCUGAGAUCACCUCCUACAUCAUUGAGUUCCGUGACAGAACCUCUGUGAGCUGGGAGGUAGCUAUGAUCGCCAAGGCUCUGGACCGCACAGCCACUCUCACUGAUGUCGUUGAGAACAAGGAAUACAUCUUCCGUGUCAAAGCCGAAAACAAGGCUGGCAUUGGCAAACCAAGUGCUGCCACCGAUCCAGUUAAGAUCAUGGACCCCAUUGAGAAACCAAGCCCACCAUUGAACUUCAACUACACUGACCAGACAAAGAACUCUGUCCAGCUGACAUGGGAGACCCCUGCCAGCAAUGGAGGAAGCAUGAUCACUGGUUAUAUUAUUCAUAAGUGUGAGGAUGGAACAGACAAGUGGCUCAGAUGCAAUGCCAGGCUCUGUCAGGACCUUAACUACAAGGUAUCUGGACUGAAGCAGGGGAUGCAGUACCACUACAGAGUGUGUGCAGAGAACGCAGCCGGAGUUUCAGAUCCAGCUGAUAAGCUUGGACCUCUCUUGGCAGACGAUUGUCAUGUUGGACCUUCCAUGGAUCUCAGUGGAUUUAAGGAUGGCCUGGAGGUCAUUGUUCCUCAUCCACUUGUUAUCCGCGUCCCUCUUCUUGGAUAUCCCACACCCACCGCCAAGUGGAGCUGUGGUGAUAAAGAGCUCACUGCUGGUGACCGUGUGUCCAUGGUUACAAGGAGCACCUACACAGAACUGACAGUGGCUCCAAGUGUGCGUCCAGACAAAGGCACAUACACUCUGCACCUGGAGAAUGAUGUGACCAGUGCCUUUGGAGAGAUUGAAGUCAAUGUUAUUGCAUCACCAAGUGCACCCAAAGACUUCAAGGUUUCUGAGGUGACAAGACACCAUGUCCACCUGAUGUGGGAGGCACCAGAGCAUGAUGGAGGAAGCCCAGUUAUUGGCUACCAAAUUGAAAAGAAGGAAGUGUCCCGCAAGACCUGGGUCAAGGUUUGCAUGGGUGUACAGGACCUGGAGUUCACUGUGGCAGAUGUCAUUGAAGGCAAAGAGUAUUUGUUCAGUGUUACUGCAAUCAACAAGUGUGGCCCAGGAGAGCCUGCCUACAUUGACGAGCCAGUCAAUGUGUCCUCGCCUGCCACUGUGCCGGAUCCACCUGAGAACCUGAAAUGGAGAGACAAGUCAGGAAAGGGCAUCUUCCUGUACUGGGAGCCACCCAAGUACGACGGCGGAGCUUCAAUCAAGAGCUACGUUGUAGACAAAUGCCAGCGUGGCACAGACAAGUGGGAGCCAUGUGGAGACCCACUGCCUGAGCUGAAAUUCCAGGUGACAGGUCUGAUUGAGGGACAGUGGUAUGCCUACCGUGUGAGGGCCAUCAACAGGCUGGGAGCAGGCAAACCCUGCAGGGCUACAGAUGAGAUCCUGGCUGUUGAUCCUAAAGAGCCUCCAGAAAUUCAACUGGACGUGAAGUUGCUGGCUGGUUUGACCGCCAGAGCCGGAACCAAGAUUGAGCUUCCAGCUGAUAUUGUCGGAAAGCCCGAACCCAAGGUAAAAUGGACCAAGGCUGACCUGGUCCUGAAGGGAGAUGAUCGCAUCACCAUCGAUACCAAGACGGGAAACUCCACUUUGUCUAUCGCCAAAACUGUCAGAGAAGACACAUCUACCUACAUCAUUGAGGCAGUCAACAGCAGUGGUCGUGCUACCGCAACUGUUGAUGUCAACAUUCUUGAUAAGCCUGGUCCUCCAGCUGCGUUUGAUAUUUCUGAGAUCACCAACCACUCCUGCUACCUGGCCUGGAACCCUCCCAGAGACGAUGGAGGUUCUGUCGUCACCAACUACAUUGUGGAGCUUAGACCCUUCGACAAAGAGGAGUGGACUAAACUGUCAUCCACUGUGAAACAAACCACUUUCAAUGCCACCAAACUCACCCCUGAAAAGGAAUACGUCUUCAGAGUACAGGCUGAGAACCAGUACGGCAUCGGCGCCCCUAAUGAGCAUGUGCCAAUCAUCGCCAAAUACUCCUUUGAUCCUCCUGGUGCUCCAUCCAGAUUGCAGCCUUCUGAUAUUGCUAAGGACUCUCUGACUCUGACAUGGUACGAGCCUGAUGAGGAUGGUGGCAGUCCUAUCACUGGGUACUGGAUCGAGAGGUUCGACCCAGAAAAUGACAAAUGGAUCAGAUGCAACAAGCUGCCCAUCAAGGACAUCACCUUUAGGGUGAAGGGCCUGCCUACCAAGAAGAAGUACAAGUUCCGUGUCUUGGCUGAGAAUCUUGCAGGACCAGGAAAACCAAGCACUGAGACUGAUCCAGUCUUGGUCAAGGAUCCAAUUGAUCCUCCAUGGGCUCCUGGCAAACCCUUCAUCAGAGAAAUAGCUAAGACAUCUGCCUCCCUGCAAUGGACCAGGCCAGAGCACGACGGCGGUGCCAAGAUCGAGGGUUACAUCAUUGAGUUCCUGAAGACUGGUACCGAAGCAUGGAUCAGAGCAGCAGAGGACGUGCCCCAGACUGAGCACUUCCUGAAGGGUUUGAUGGAGAAACAGGAGUACUCAUUCAGAAUCAAGGCUGUCAACUGCGCAGGAGAGAGUGAGCCCAGUGACCCAAGCGAUCCUGUGGUCUGCAAGGAAAGACUCUAUCCUCCAUCACCUCCUCAAUGGCUUGAGGUGGCCAACAUCACAAAGAUCAACGCUGAGCUGAAGUGGCAGGCUCCUGACAACGACGGUGGCUCUCCAAUCACCAACUACGUUGUUGAGAAGAGGGAUGUCAGGCGUAAGACCUGGACUGCGGUGGACACCACUGUGAAGGAGCUGAAGUACACUGUCACUCCACUGAAUGAGGGCUCUCUCUAUGUGUUCCGUGUGGCUGCUGAGAACGCAGUCGGACAGAGUGAUUACUGUGAACUGGAAGACUCUGUUCUAGCUAAAGAUACUUUCACCACUCCUGGGCCACCCUAUGCCUUGACUAUUGUGGAGGUGUCCAAGAGACAUGUUGAACUGAAAUGGGAAGCUCCAAAGAGUGAUGGUGGGAGACCCAUUACAAAGUAUGUCAUUGAGAAGAAAGAGAAACUUGGAACCCGCUGGGUGAAGUCUGGAAAGACCCCUGACGCUCUGUGCACCUACAAAGUCACAGACGUGGAUGAGGGAUCUGAGGUUCAGUUCCAGGUCCGUGCUGAGAAUGAGGCUGGUGUUGGACACCCUAGUGAACCAACAGAAGUAGUCACCAUUGAGGAUGCUACAAGUCCACCAUCUCCUCCUGUUGACUUGGUCAUAGUUGAUGCCAGUAGAGAGCAUAUCAACAUUACCUGGAAGGUACCAUUGAAGAAUGGAGGUAGCCCCAUCACAGGAUACCAUGUUGAGCUCCGAGAGGCUAAAGCUGAGAAGUGGAUGAGAAUCAACACUCGCCCAGUCAAGGAGCUCAAAUACAAAGCAGAGGAAAGCAUCAAGCCAGAGAAACAAUAUGUCCUGAGAGUCCGUGCCAUCAACUCUGUUGGUGUCAGCGAUCCUUCUGCCAUUUCUGAGAAGGUCUUUGCCAAGGAUCCAGACAGUAUUCCUACUAUGGAUAUGGAGGCCCUAGACAUUGUGGUGGUUGAGGGUGACAAGCUGCAUAUCAACAUCCCAUACAAUGCCGUCCCCAAACCAGAGAUGGUCUGGAGCAAAAUCAUCCACACAGAUACUGCCUCUGACACAAAGUUACAGAAUGACGACAGACGGUUGAUGACUUGUGAGCUCAACAGUGUUCACCUGGAAGUGAUGAAGUGUGUGCAUGAUGAUGCUGGAGAAUACUCCGUCACUCUGGAGAAUGCGAUUGGAACAGCCACCAGAAUCGUCAACGUUAAAGUUAUUGGUCUGCCCGGCCAAUGCAAGGACAUCAAUGCAGAUGAGAUCACUAAGAACUCCUGCAAGCUGACAUGGGAGGCUCCAGAGAGUGAUGGUGGUACUCCAAUUCUCCACUACGUUCUGGAGCGUAGAGGGGCUUCUAAUAAGACUUUCAGGCCUCUGAUGUCAGGAGAAAACAUCCUGACCUACCAGGUCAACGAUCUCAAGCUGAACGAAGAAUAUCACUUCCGGGUCAAGGCUGUCAACAAGGUCGGCUCUGGGCCAUUCCUGGAGCUCCGCAACCCUGUCAUCACUAUGGAAGUGAAACAGAAACCAGAUCCACCCAUUGAUGUUGAGGCUCAUGAUCCAACCGCCAACUCUAUCACACUGACCUGGAAACCACCAGUGUCUGACGGUGGUUGCGCCAUCACUGGCUACAUCCUGGAAUGCAUUGAGAAGGAUGGUGAUAGAUUCCAGAGAAUCAACCCAUCCCUGGUGCCUGGUUUCACCUAUGUGGUGAAAGAUAUGACAGAAGGCAAAGAGUAUCAGUUCCGUGUUCGCGCUGAGAACGCUGCUGGAGUCAGCGAGCCGUCUCGCAGCACUCCACUGACCAGGAUCGCUGCUCCCGUUGAAAAACCCAAGGUAUCCCUCCAUGCUCGUCUGCAGCACGGCCUGUGCAUCAGGAAGGGUGAAGAGAUCCGCCUGGACGCCUACAUCUCUGGCGCUCCAUACCCAACUGUCACCUGGCUCAGGAACAACGAAAACGUCAAUAAUGUACCAGAGAAGAAGCCAGUACUGCCUAUUCUGAAGAAGAAGGGGGGCAAGGUUGAACCUGAAGAACCUGAGGUGUUUGUAACCCCUCUUCAUGAGCGUCUUUCUUAUGCUGUAAAGAAGGGCGAGACCUCAAUCAUGGUGCGAGACUCCAUCAGAGCUGACCACGGUCACUUCUGCAUCCAGGCCGAGAACUCUCAUGGUGUUGCAACUGCAUACUGUGACGUCAACGUCCUUGACAAGCCUGGACCUCCAGUGAACUUUGUCUUUGAGGAGAUCAGGGACACCUCUGUCAUCUGCAAGUUCGACCCUCCUCUUGACGAUGGUGGUAGUGAGAUCCUGAACUACAUCCUUGAAAAGAAAGACAACAAGAAUGAAGAUAUUGGAUGGAUCACGGUAACUUCAACCCUCAAGGUUUGCAACUAUCCUGUUACCAAACUGAUUGAAGGAAAGGAGUACAUCUUCCGUAUUACCGCUGAGAACAAGUUUGGCUGCGGACCUUCAUGUCUCUCUGAGCCAGUCGUUGCCAAGAACCAAUUCGAUCCACCCGAUGCUCCAAACACACCCAGAAUUGGAGAGGUGACUGCCAACAGUGUGUUCAUCUCCUGGCAUGAGCCCAAGGACAACGGUAGUCCCAUCCUGGGCUACUGGAUAGAGAGGAAGGAAAUUAACAGCAAACACUGGACUAGGGUGAACCGAUUGCUGCUCAAUACCCUCUCUGUGAAGAUUGAGGGUCUUAUGGAAGGCCUGGUAUACAUAUUCAGAGUCUGUGCAGAGAAUCUGGCUGGCCCCGGACCCUUCAGUGUCCCAACUGAUCCCCAGAUUGCUAUGGAUCCAAUCUUGCCACCUGGCCCACCCACUCCAAGAGUUAUCGAUACCUCUGCGACAACAGUUGAUAUCGCCUGGGUUCCCCCCCUGUACAAUGGAGGAGGAGAUAUACUUGGCUACCAUGUUGAGAGUGUUCUGGCUGGAGAGAAGGAAUGGAAACGUAAUACAGAGUUCAGAUGCAAGGAGCUGAAGUAUACAGUGACUGGGCUGACAGAGGGCACUGACUAUUACAUCCGGGUUAUUGCUGUCAAUGAUGCCGGACCGGGAGCACCUGGCAUGACUGAACCAGUCACUGUGAAGGAGCCUCAAGAGCCCCCAGUGGUUGACUUUGAUGCCUCUGUGAAGAACGGAGUCAUCAUCAAAGCCGGCGAGGCACUGAGACUGCCAGCGUUCGCUAUCGGCAGACCACAACCGGAAGUGAAAUGGAUGAAGGAUGAGGCUGAAACUGACAAAGAGCAUGUUGUGAUCGAAACAGAAGGAAAGAACAGCCUUCUGUUCAUCAAGUACGCCAAGAGAACUGAUCACGGAAAGUACCAGAUCUCUGGAACCAACAGCAGUGGAACCAAAUCUGCUGUCACUAGAGUUGACGUCAUGGAUGUCCCUGGGCCUGUGGUUAAUCUGAAGACUACUCAUGUCACUAAGAAGAACAUCAGCUUGAGCUGGGCAGAUCCUCUAGAUAACGGUGGCAGCGAUGUCAUCGGCUACGUAGUGGAGAAAAAGGAUGCAAAAAUGAAGCUAUUCAGACAACCUAUCGAGAUUGCUUCAUGCAAGUGUGACAUUCAGGGUUUGCUUUCAGAGGAAGAGUACGAUUUCCGUGUUUUUGCAAGGAACAAGUACGGUGAUGGCGCCCCAACGGACAUUGGGCCUAUUCUGGCUUCGGAUCCCAAAGCUGUUCCAUCUCCACCAUUGAAACUGCACUACACCGAAAGGUGGACUACUGCUAUUGCUCUUGCUUGGGAGCCACCUCGCAGCGAUGGAGGUAGCCCAAUCACGGGUUACUAUGUUGAGAAGAUGAGAGCAGAUGGAACUGAGUUUGACGUGGCCAAUCGCAAGCUCUGCAAAGACUUACACAUCAAAUUGGAAAACCUAUCAGAGAACCACGUGUAUCAGUUCCGUGUGUUUGCCGUGACUGAGGUGGGAGAGGGCGAACGCUCCAAACCAAUCAGUGCUAACAUACAGGAUGAUGAAAUUCCCCCCGAAAUCUCAAUCUUGGAGCAUUUCAAGAGAGAUACAAUCAUUGUGAGGAAGGGAGCAGCAAUUGAGAUCCCUGCUGAGGUGGUGGGUCUGCCAAUGCCAGAGGUCCAGUGGUCUAAGGAUGACGUCGUCAUCCCCAUGGCUACUGAGACACUGUUGAUGGAGUUCGAGGAGGUGGCCCGCACCAAAUGCACCACCAAGAUCAGCAUCCCUGAGACUAUCAGAGGAGACAAGGGAGACUACAAACUGGCUGCCACCAACUGCCAUGGCAAAGCACACCGCAUCAUCCAUGUGGAGGUUCUAGACCGCCCUCUGCCACCACGUGACAUUGUGGUGUCUGACAUCCAGGCUGAGUCUUGCUAUCUGACUUGGGCGGUCCCAGAGGACGACGGGGGAAGUGAGAUCACCAACUACAUCAUCGAAAGGAGGGACGCCAGCAGGAAGAAGUCUGACUUUGAGCAGCUCACCUGCAAUAUCAUUGAUAGGAGAUAUGGGGUGUACAAAAUGGACAGAAUGGGCCAGUACCAAUUCAAAAUCAAAGCAGAGAACAAGUUCGGAAUCAGUGACGGUUGUGAAUCCGAGAAGGUCGUUCUCAAGGAUCCAUUCGGUCUUCCUGGUCCACCUCGCAAACCAAAGGUCAUCGCAGCAACUUCCACUACUAUGACGAUCACCUGGGAGCCUCCACUGCAGAACGGUGGCUCCUCCAUUCAGGGAUACUGGCUGGAGAAAAGAGAGAGAGGAGCUGGGAUCUGGGGUCGUGUGAACAGAGCUCCAGUCACCAAGCCUGCAGUGAAGGGUUUGGAAUACACAGUCCUCCGCCUUAAUGAAGGGGCUGAGUACCAGUUCAGAAUUAGGGCUCAGAAUGCUGCUGGAAUCGGACCUCCCAGUGAAGCAUCUCCAUGUCAAUUCGCUGUUGAUCCACGCAAUCCCCCUAGUGCACCAGGAAUGCCAGUUGUUAAGGACAAGACUAAGACCAGUGUCACUCUCACCUGGACCCCGCCAGAGAAAGAUGGCGGCAGCCCAGUCAAGGGCUACAUCGUUGAGGUUCAGGACACAGACUCCCUGGAUUGGAAGAGAGUCAGUGACCCUGAGAAGCUGCACCCUACCACUGAGAUCACUGUUCCAGACCUGAAAGAAGGCCAGAAGAUCAGAUUCAGAGUCACUGCUGUCAACGCUGCUGGCAAAUCUGAACCAAGCGCACGUUCUGCUGACAUCACUGUCCAGGACAUCUUAACUGAACCAAACAUUACUCUGGAGGUCAGCGCCCAUGAGCUGUUGUCCUGCAGAGCUGGAACUACCAUUAAAAUACCAGCUCUCAUCACCGGCCGUCCCACUCCUAAAGUUACAUGGGAGUUCAAGGAUGGAACAGCAGAGACCGAAAAGAAGAAUGACAUCCAUAUCCUUCCAAUCGAUUCAAAGAUCGUGUCAACUGAUACAACAUCAGUCAUUACCAUCCCUGAGAGCCACCUCAAACAUGCCGGACGUUACAUCAUCACAGCGGAAAAUGCAGCUGGACACAAGAACAUGAAAGUCAGAGUAAAUGUCCUUGAUCUUCCUGGCCCACCCAAAGACCUCAAAGUCACAGAUAUCACAAGAGGCACAUGUAGACUUACAUGGAAGGCUCCAGAUAGUGACGGUGGUGAGAGGAUCAAGAGUUACUUCAUUGAGAAGAAGACUGUGGAAGGAAAAGCUUGGACCAAGUGCAACCCAGCCUGUGCCGCCCAGUCCUUUAUUGUGCCCGACCUCAUUGAGGGACAGGAUUACCUGUUCCGUAUCCGGGCGGAGAACCGCUUUGGAUUUGGACCACUAGUUGAGACCAUUGAAUGUUCAAAGGCUAGAGAUCCUAUCCAUCCUCCUGAUGCUCCCACAAGGGUAAAGAUUCAAGAAGUGACUAAGGGCACAGCCACCCUGACUUGGAAGCCACCCAGGAAUGACGGUGGAGCUCCAGUGACACACUACACUGUUGAACGUCUGUGCUGGGACAGUAGUGGAUCUCAGAAGCAGUCCUGGAGACAGUGCAACAGACGUGAUAUUGAAGACCUCACCUUCAAGGUUGAGGAUCUGACUGAAGGAGAAGAGUAUGAGUUCCGUGUCAAGGCCGUGAACGAAGCCGGCCCCAGCAGACCAUCAUCUACUGUUGGACCAGUUGUCAUCCAAGACCAGACACGUGCUCCUGCUAUUGACCUGGAGGAGUUCAUGGAGGUUGAACAAGGGGCUGAUAUCAGCAUCAAGGCAAAGAUCAGGGGCUGUCCAUUCCCCACUCUCACCUGGCUCAAGGCUCCAGCCCACAAGGGUGACGACAAGGUUGAGGUUGCAUAUGACGAGCACAUCAACAAGAUUGUGUCUGAUGAUAGCUGUGUACUGCUGAUCCAGCAGGGAAAGCGCUCAGAUACAGGCCUCUACACUAUCACAGCCAGUAACAGCCUAGGAAAGGCCUCCAAGGAGAUGAGACUCAACGUCUUGGGACGUCCUGGACCACCAUCCGGUCCUGUGAAGUUUGAGGAGGUCGACGCUGAGAAGAUCACCCUGUCAUGGCUGCCACCUAAGGAUGACGGUGGCUCCAAAGUGACCAACUACGUCAUUGAGAGGCGUGUAGCCAACAGGAAGACAUGGAUCCCUGUGACCAAUGAACCCAAGGAGCGUAUCUGGACGGUGGAGGGCCUGAUGGAAGGGCAUGAGUAUGUGUUCCGAAUUUGUGCUCAGAACAAAUAUGGAGUUGGAGAGCCUCUGGACAGUGAACCUGAAGAAGCCAGGAAACUCUAUGCUGUUCCCGGCCAAUGUGAAAAGCCAACCAUUUCAGCUGUUGACCAUGAUUCCAUGAUGGUCAACUGGGAAGAGCCAGAAGACGAUGGAGGCAGUCCAGUGACUGGCUAUUGGCUGGAGCGUAAGGAAACCACCUCUAAGCGCUGGAACAGGGUGACGCGCGACCCCAUCCGGGCCAUUGCUUUCGGGGUGUCCCAUAAUGUGACUGGACUCAUUGAGGGGUCACAGUACCUCUUCCGGGUCACAGCUAUCAACGCAGCAGGAUGUGGACCUCCUAGCGCGUGCACCGACCCCAUCUUUGCCAGAGAUCCUAUCUCUGUCCCUGGACCUCCAACACCAAAGGUCACAGACUGGACCAAGUCAUCAGUGGAUCUAGUCUGGAUCCCACCUCUGAAGGAUGGUGGAUCUAAGAUCACGGGAUACAUUGUUGAAUACUCAGAGGAUGGAACAGACAAAUGGGUUAAAGCUAAAGACAAGGAGCACAGAAGCACCAAGUUGGUCAUUACUGGAUUGAAGACCGGUGGAUUCUACAAGUUUAGAGUGACAGCGUUGAAUGCUGCAGGCCCCAGCGAACCCGGUGAAGUCCCAGACGCUAUUAAGGUUGAAGACAGGACAAUUGCUCCUGAGGUUGACCUUGAUGCCACAGUGAAGGAAAGGAUGGUGGUCCAUGCCGGUGGUGUGAUCCGCAUCCUGGCCUUUGUGUCUGGCCAGCCUGCUCCAAAGAUCACAUGGAGCCGUGAUGACGGUGCUCUACCACCAGAAAGUGCAGUUGAGACCACCGCCAUCAGCUCAUCGCUGGUCAUCAAGCCCUGCACCAGAAGACACCAAGGAGUCUAUACUCUGACUGCUGCUAACUCAGGAGGAGAAAAGAAGAGAUCUAUCAUUGUUGAUGUCCUGGAUGUCCCUGGUCCAGUUGGCGUACCCUUCACCUCAGAGAACCUCACUAGCGACUCCUGCAAGCUGAACUGGUUUUGUCCUGAGGAUGAUGGUGGUUCUGCCAUCACCAACUACAUCAUUGAGAAGCGCGAUGCGGAGAGGAAGGCCUGGACUGCCCUGUCCUACACAGUCACCAGACACACUGCUGUGGCCCACGGACUGCAGAAUGGAAAAGCUUACUUCUUUAGAAUCGCAGCUGAGAACUCCAUUGGAGUUGGACCUUUUGUUAACACCGCAUGUGAAAUCAUCAUAAAGGAUCCCAUCACCGUUCCAGACCGCCCAGAGGACCUUGAGGUAACAGCAGUUCAUAAAGACUAUAUCAGCUUAACAUGGAAACCUCCUGUGUCUGACGGAGGGUCAGAGGUCACCAAGUACAUCCUGGAGGCCCGUAUGAUCGGCAAGGACAAGUUCACACGUCUGACAAAGGAGAAACUGAUGGAGAGGAGAUUCACCUACGACGGUCUGAGAGAUGGGGACACCUAUGAGUUCAGAGUUAGCGCUGUGAAUGAAAUUGGGCCCAGCAAGCCAUCGUUCUGCACCAAACCAAUCACCUGCAAAGAUGAACUUGAACCACCAACCAUUGAGCUUGACUUCCGUGACAAGAUCAUCAUCCAUGUUGGGGAGAGCAUGGCUCUCCAGGGUCGCUACACCGGAAAGCCCUCUCCAUCUAUCAUGUGGUACAGAGAUGACGAAGAGCUGAAAGCAGAUCAGCACAUCAAGUUCAAAAACUCACUGACCACCAUGACUUUAGGCCUUAUGAAAGCCAAGCGCGAGCACAGCGGCAGAUACUGCGUGCUGGUUGAAAACAGCACCGGCUCUCGAAAGGGCAUUUGCAAUGUGACUGUUGUAGAUCGCCCAACACCACCAGUGGGUCCAGUCAUCUUUGAUGAAGUUCACAGAGAGUUUAUGGUGAUCUCUUGGAAACCUCCUAUUGAUUCUGGCGGAGUGGACGUGUCCAACUACAUCAUUGACCAGAGAGACGUCAAUAGUGACAUCUGGAGGAAUGUAACAUCUGCUUCGACGAAGUUGACGUGCAAAAUCCCCAGGUUGAUUGAGGGAAGAGAGUACAUCAUGAGAAUCUGUGCUGAGAACAUGUAUGGAAUCAGUGACCCACUGGAUUCAGAGGAGAUGAGAGCCAAAGAUCUCUUCAGAGUGCCUGAGGCACCAGAGAUGCCCAACGUGAGGGAGGUGUAUGCUGACAACUGCCUUGUGCUUUGGAGCAGACCUCGUGAUGGCGGCAAGCCCAUCACUAACUACAUAUUGGAGAAGAAGGAGCCAGCUGCAAAGAGAUGGUCUCGUGCCACCAGAGAACCCCUCUACCCAACUACUCAGUUCAGGGUGCUUGACCUUAUUGAAGGCUGUCAAUAUCAAUUCCGGGUUAUGGCAGAGAAUGAAAUCGGCACUGGUGACCCUAGUCCCCCAUCAAACACAAUUCUUGCCAAAGAUCCAAUUGUUCCUCCCAGCCCCCCUGUACUGCCAGAGGCAAUCGACAAGACCAAGGAUACCGUAAGCCUGAAAUGGCAGCUACCUCGCCAUGAUGGCAAAGGCAAAAUCUUUGGUUACCUUGUUGAGUACCAGAAGGUUGGUGCAGUAGAAUGGUCACAGGGCAAUGAGACUCCUGAAGAGUGCCCAGAAUGCAACUAUGUUCUAAAGGGCCUGGAAGACGGAGCAGAGUACAACAUCAGGGUCUUCACUGUGAAUGCUGCUGGACGCUCUGAGCCUGCCCCUUGUAAACAAACAGUGAAAGUACAUGACAGACUGGAGAAACCAGAGUUGCUGCUUGAUGCCAAUAUGUCCCGUGACCAUCUUGCGAUGGUAGGAACUAAUAUUACUCUCAGUUCAGUGAUCAAGGGCAUGCCACCUCCCACUGUAGCAUGGCAGAAGAAUGGAGAAGAGGUUCCCGCAGAUCGUUGUACCAUUGCUGCCACUGCCAAUGGCAGCAAACUUGUUAUGCUCAACUGUGUCCGCUCAGACAGCGGCAACUACACACUCACUAUUGAAAAUGCAGCUGGAAAGAAGUCCGCUACAUGCACAGUGCUCACCUUAGAUAAACCCGGACCUCCUCGGGAUCUGAAAAUCUCUGAGAUCACCAGUGAGUCAGCCUACCUGACCUGGAAGGUUCCUGAGGAUGAUGGAGGGGCUGUCAUCUCUCACUACGUUGUGGAAAAGAAAGACGUGGCGGCUGAGAAAUGGGUGCCCGUCGCUGCAGCAAACAAGAAGCCUAGUCUGAUGGCUCUGUAUCUUAUGGAAGGAGUCCAGUAUCUGUUCCGUGUUGCUGCUGAGAACCAGUUUGGCAGAGGUUCCUACAUCAUGACUAAGACGCCGAUCAAGGCUGUUGAUCCUCUUUAUCCACCCGGUCCACCAAAGAAUCUACACCACAUCGACGUAGAUAAGACUGAAGUCUGGCUCCAAUGGGAUUGGCCAGACCGCGACGGAGGAAGUGAGAUCACUGGAUUCAUCGUUGAGCACCAGGAGGGAGAGGGAAAAGACUGGGUCACCUUCAAGACUGUCACCAAUCCUCAUAGCCAUGUCACUGGACUGGAGGAGGGAAAGACAUACAGGUUCCGUGUGAAGUCCCAGAAUGCUGUUGGCGUGAGCCGUCCUGACACCAGUGUCCCUGUAACCUGCCAGGAGAAACUCUUGCCACCAACUAUUUCAGUGGAUGUGAAGCUUAUUGAGGGUUUGAUUGUCAAGGCUGGAAGCACUAUCGUACUCCCAGCAGUCAUGAAAGGAAUUCCUACUCCCACAGCCAAGUGGGUGAGUGACGGAAAGGAACUGGAAACAAAGGGCAACGUCAAGAUUGACACUGAGGGCAUGAACACAUCUCUCACCAUCACUGGAUGUGUCAGAGGUGACACUGGAGAGUAUCUCCUCACCGUGGCAAACCCUGCUGGAAGCAAGACUGUUGCUCUGCACGUCACUGUGCUCGAUGUCCCAGGUGCCCCCAUUGGCCCGAUCAACAUCCUUGAAGUUACCCCUGACCACAUGGUCAUCAACUGGAGACCACCUAAAGAUGAUGGUGGCACUCCUUUGACGUGUUACAUUGUUGAAAAGAAGGAUACCAAAAAGGCAUGGGAACCAUGGUCAGUUGUGUGCUCAGGAUGCACUGGUACAAAGGCUAAAAUUUCUCGAUUGGAGAAAGGUCGUGAAUAUAUUCUGCGUGUCCGUGCAGAAAACAAGGUGGGCAUUGGUGCUGGACUUGAGAGUCCUCCCACUAUUGCCAAACAUAUGUUUGAUCCACCUGGCCCUCCAGGCCAGCCAACCUGCUCUGAUAUCACAGAGAAUGCUGUGACCAUAGAAUGGACUCUGCCUGAAUUUGAUGGUGGCAGUCCAGUCAGUGGCUAUGUAGUAGAGCGCAGAGAAAUGACAGGGAAAUGGAUCCGCGUCAACAAGACACCUGUAUUGGAUCUCCGAUACAGAGCAUCAGGUCUGUUUGAGAACAACAGCUACGAGUUCAGAAUCUUUGCUGAGAACAUUGCUGGCGUCAGCGAGCCCUCUCCUGUAUCAGAUCCAGUGAAGUGCACCCGUCCUAUUACUAAGCCAGGACCCCCAUUAAACCCUAAGCUGAGGGACUGGAGCAAGUCAUAUGCUGACUUGGUGUGGACCAAGCCAACAAGAGAUGGAGGCAGCCCCAUCUUAGGUUAUAUAGUUGAAUGUCAGAAAUCAGCCAGCGCCAAAUGGGAGAAAGUUCAUAAGGAUCUCAUCCCGAUGUGCGCAUUUAGAGCAAUGGGACUUACUGAGGGCUUGGAAUACAGGUUCCGCAUUAGCGCUUCCAAUAUUAUUGGAGAUGGAAAACCUACAGAGCUCUCAGAAACAGUCCUUGCCAAGGACAUUCUGGUUCCCCCAGAGCUGACAGUUGAUGUUGCUUGCCGUGACCUUCUCACAGUUAGGGUGGGACAGAGUAUCAAUCUUGUUACUAGAGUUAAAGGUAGACCAGAUCCUGAUAUCACUUGGUCUAAGGAUGCCAAGAUUCUAGGCAUAGACAGGCGUACUGAGAUGAACAACAACUUCCCUCUGGUUGAGCUGGUGAUUUCAGAUGCAGUAAGGCAAGAUUAUGGAAAGUAUGCUAUCCUUGCUAAAAACAGCAGUGGUCAAGCACAGGCUACCAUUAUUGUGAAUGUGCUUGACACUCCAGGCGUCUGUCAGAAUCUGAAGACCACUUACGUGACAAAAGAAUCCUGCAUGGUUUCCUGGGAGAACCCAGAGGAUAAUGGAGGAACUGAAAUAACACAGUACAUUAUUGAGAGCCGUCAACCUAGUCAAAGGAAUUGGACAGUGGUAUCAAAUGAUUGCACCAAACGCCUUAUGAAGGCACCACUCCAUGAGGGUUGUGAAUACUUCUUCCGUGUGAGUGCAGAGAACAAAAUUGGUGCUGGACCUUCAACAGAGACCAAAACAGCCAUCCUUGCUGUUGAUCCCAUUGAGAAGCCUGGUGACCCUAUUGACUUCAUUAUCUCUGAGAUCGGCAAGACAUUCGUCUUCCUGAAAUGGAAGAGACCAGACUAUGAUGGUGGCAGCCGUAACCUGGGCUACCAUGUUGAAAAGAAACCUAAAGUGGCAGAGGAAUGGGAGAGACUGCACAAGGGUGCGAUUAAGGAAACUUACUUCAUGGCAGACAAGUGCAUUGAAAACGAAAUUUACCAGUUCAGGGUACAGACAAAGAAUGAAGGAGGUGAGAGCAACUGGGUGACAACUGCUGAGGUUGAGGUUAAAGAACAGUUAGUGGUGCCAGAGAUCAAGAUGAAGUUGCAAUGGACUCUAGUGGUUAAUGCCGGUGACGCCAUUCCAAUUGAAGCUGAUGUCAAGGGAAAACCAGCUCCGGAAGUAAAGUGGACAAAGGAUAAAGACACAGGGGACAUCACCAAGAGCCCAAGGCUGCAAAUAGAAGCUGGUGUAGAAUUCUCUAAAUUCCUGUUGACAAACUCAAGACGUGGAGAUACUGGAAAAUAUAACAUCACUGCUACCAAUAGUGCUGGAACAGCCACUGGAUGGGCGAAUGUGUGUGUGCUUGAUAGACCUGGUCCUAUCAGCAACCUAGUUGUAAAUGGUGUUACAGUGGAUAGGUGCAUGUUGACAUGGGAUAUGCCAGAUGAUGAUGGUGGAUGUGAAAUUUAUAACUACAUCAUAGAAAAGUGUGAGAAGAAGAGAAUGGUGUGGUCCAUACAUUCUUCUGCUGUGAUCACCAACUCUGCUAAAGUAACCCGCCUUGUAGAAGGAAAUGAAUAUAUAUUCAGGGUGCGUGCAGAAAACAAGAUGGGGGCAGGUCCUGCAGUGGAGAGCGCACCUAUUGUGGCAAGGACCGAAUUCAGUAAACCUGGCAUUCCAGAAGCACCAGAAGUUAUCAAGAUCUCCAAGGAGGAGAUGACCGUUACAUGGAACCCUCCUGAGAAUAACGGUGGAAAGGAAAUCUCUGGUUACAUUCUGGAGAAAAAGGAAGAAUUCGGAGUACGAUGGUCUCCUUGCACAAAGUAUUCCAUUGAUUCGACCCAACUGACUGUCACUGGUUUGCUGCGUGAUCAUGAAUAUCAGUUCCGCGUCAGGGCUGAGAAUGAAAUAGGACUUGGUGAACCAAGCAAACCCUCAAGAUCACUCGCCGCCAGGGAUUCUCUUGAUGUCCCAGCCCCUCCAACAAAUCUGAAGGUUGGUGACAGUACAAGUACCUCUGUAGCACUGAAGUGGACAAAGCCUGUUUCUGAUGGUGGAGCUCCUAUCAUUGGUUAUGUGGUGGAAAUGAGGAUCAAGGGAAACAAGGAUGCGGCAUGGAAGAGGUGUAAUGUCGCAGCCCAGCUAAUUGUAUGUGAAUUCACUGUCUCCAGUCUGGAUGAUCAUGAAUGGUAUGAAUUCCGCGUUUCUGCUCAAAAUCAAUGCGGUAUGAGCUUAACGGCGGAUCUUACGAUGCCCGUGCAACCCAAGGAUAUCCUUGAGGCACCUGAAAUUGACAUGGAUGCUAGUCUGAAGGACGGUCUGACAGUCAGGGCCGGAUGUCCCAUCCGACUGGUGGCAACCAUCAAGGGAAGACCAGCUCCCAAAGUCUGCUGGAGAAGAAUGGGUGUCGAUAACGUUGUCAGGAAGGGCCAUGUGGACAUCAUUGACACAAUGACCUUCCUGGUUAUCCCUGAAAGUACACGGGAUGAUUCAGGCAAAUACUCCCUGACCCUGUCCAGCCCAGCUGGGGAGAAGGCAGUGUUUGUCAAUGUCAAAGUACUGGAUACCCCAGGGCCUGUAGUGGGUCUGGAUGCCACAGAUAUUAAACAGACGUCCGCCAAACUGGCAUGGUCACCCCCUGAGAACGAUGGUGGCAGUGCAGUCACUCAUUACAUUAUUGAGAAGCGUGAAAUCGAUCGCAAGACCUGGGGACCAGUCGCAAACAAUAUUGAACAGACUGAAACCAACGUCAAGAAACUUGUUUCAGGCACAGAGUAUUUCUUUAGAGUCACUGCUGUGAAUGAAUAUGGUCCUGGAGUUGCGAAGGUCUCGCCAAAGUCCUACAUGGCAUCUGAUCCUGUCAGCAAACCUGAACCAUGCCCGAAGAUUGAUGUAUUGGAAAUUACAAAGAACAGUGCACUUCUGGGAUGGCUGAAACCAUUGGGUGAUGGAGGAGCUAAGAUAGAUGGUUAUAUAGUUGAAUAUAUGGGGCUCAUCCCACCCAAACCAGAACCAGAACCAGCAGAACCAGUAGAAGGAGAGGAAGCUGCUCAUCCUCCGGAACCUGUACCUGCACCUGUGGUUGUGGAAGAACCAGCGGAAGAGAAGCCAGAACCACAAUGGAUGGCAUACACAACUGUUAAAAAUUUAACCCUUUCAGUUAGCGGACUCAAGGAGGGUAUGAAGUAUAAAUUCCGGGUGGCCGCAAGAAAUAUCAUGGGUCGCAGUUCGUACACUGAAACUAGGGACGCUUAUGAGAUCAAGGAACAGAUGCUGGAACCCAAGAUUAUGAUGGCGGAGGCUGUGUCUGCCAAAGCAGGAGCUAAACUCAGAGUGGAAGCUCUUGUGUCUGGAAAGCCAGCACCAACCUGCACAUGGAUGCGAGGAGAUGACAAUGUUGUUUCCUCUAGUCGUCUUGCUGUGCACAAAUCUGCAAACAUGUGUGUGCUCAUCAUCAAAGACGUGUCCAGAACUGACAGUGGAAUAUACAGUUUGGUUGCUGAGAACAGCUGUGCUAAAGUAGAUCAGCAUAUUAAAAUCAUCAUCAGAGAUAUCCCCGGAGCGCCUGAGCCUCCAUUUGAGAUCAGUGACAUUGACGCUGAUGCCUGCACACUCUCUUGGAAAGCACCAAUUGAAGAUGGCGGAAGCCAGAUUACAAACUACGUAGUGGAGAAGUGUGACGUGAUCAGAGGCGACUGGGUAAACGCUGUAUCGUCCUGUGGCAAGACUGGCUGCAGACUGGGAAAGCUCAUCCCUGGAAAGGAAUACAUCUUCCGUGUCCGUUCUGAGAAUCGCUAUGGAAUCUCAGACCCCCUAACAUCUGACAGGAUGAUUGCCAAAUUCCCCUUCGAUGUGCCCAGUGAGCCUUUAAACUGCCACAUCACCAAGGUCAACAAGGACUGUAUGUUUGUAGCCUGGGACAGACCUGAGAGUGAUGGUGGCAGCCCUAUUACUGGCUUCUACAUUGAACGCAAAGAGAGGAACAGUCUCCUUUGGGUCAAAGCUAACGACUCAGUUGUCAGAUCAAUGGAAUAUCCCUGUGCAGGCCUUAUUGAGGGCUUGGAAUACAACUUCAGAGUAUCUGCCAUCAAUCGUGCUGGACAGAGUAAGCCAAGCAAGAAGUCUGACUUCGUCACAGCAAGGACACCAGUUGACACACCAGGCAAACCAGAGGUUCUUGAUGUUACCAAGAAUGCAGUCACCUUGGUCUGGACUAGACCAAAGAAUGAUGGUGGAAGCAAGAUAAUUGGAUAUUAUGUUGAGGCCCUGAGGCUCCCUGGAGACAAAUGGGUCCGUUGCAACACCAGCAGUCAGAAUGUACCCAGAGAAGAGUACACUGCAACUGGACUGGAGGAAGACAUGGAGUACCAGUUCAGAGUCAUCGCAAAGACCGCUGUCAACAUGAGCCGGGCAUCAGACAUCACAGACCCAGUUCUGGUCUCUGCAGAGAAGGUGCCACCAAGAGUAGAAAUUGGAAUCCCAAUGAAGAGGCUUAAGCCAGUGAAGGCUGGGGCAAAUGUACUUCUUGAGGCAGAAGUGUUUGGAAAACCGAUGCCCAAGGUUACAUGGAAGAGGGGAGAGGAAGUAUUGAGAGCUUCUGAGAUGUUGAAGAUGUCCCAGUUGAGACAUCUCUUCAGCAUAGAGCUUCUUGGAGUAACAAAGGAACACACAGGAGAGUAUACUAUUUUGGCAGAAAAUGCAAGUGGAUCCAAAACUGGAGAAAUUAAGUUAACUGUUUUCGAUGUCCCCGGUCCACCAGUCUCUGUCAAGUUUGGUGACGUGUUUGCCAAUAGUGUCCAGAUUAGUUGGGAGGCGCCUCUUGCCGAUGGAGGCUCAGACAUCACAAACUACAUUGUUGACAAACGUGAGACCAGUAGAGCUGAAUGGGCUCAGGUCGCAGCCCAUAUUCAGGGUGAUGUGUUUGAACUCACCACAAAGAAACUGAUUGAGGGACGAGAGUACCAGUUCCGCGUCCGCGCAGAGAAUAGAUUUGGGGUUGGAGAAGCCAUCGUGACUGAUCCCGUCUAUGCCAGGAAUCCAUUCACUGUCCCUGGGGCAUGUGAGGCACCAGUCAUCACAAACAUCACCAAAGAGCACAUGACCGUUAGCUGGAAGGAACCUGCCGAUGAUGGCAAGUCAACCAUUUUAGGAUACAUAGUGGAGAAGAAGGGAACCAAGGAAGUCAACUGGACUAAACUGAACAGGAAAGCCUUGAUAGAGAGAACACUGGAAGUUGCUGGUCUGUCAGAGGGAGCAGAGUAUGAAUUCAGAGUAAUUGCCCUGAACAACGCUGGCCUUGGCAAACCCAGUGAGCCAUCCACUGUGGCUUCAGCCCACGAUCCUAUCAAUCCUCCUGGACCCCCUGUGAACCCGAUGGUCACUGACGUCAGCCGCAGCACGAUUAGCCUGACCUGGACUAAACCAGCCAAUAACGGAGGCAGUGACAUCCUGGGAUACCUUGUUGAAUGCAAGAGAACAGACGCAACAGACUGGAUCAGAUGCAACGUGCCCAAGAACCUCCAAGACACAUUCUACCUUGUUCAGAACCUCAUUGAUAAAUCUGAAUAUCAACUGCGUGUGUCUGCCGUGAACAAAGUGGGCUUCAGUGAAACAUGCGAAGUGCCAGACAAACAUAUAGCAAAGGACAUUUUGGUUGCUCCUGAGGCAGAACUCAGUGCUGACCUGAAGGAGGUUCUGGAGCUCCGUGCUGGGUCCCAAAUGAGACUUUUCGCCACAAUAAAGGGUCGUCCCACGCCCAAGGUGAUCUGGGCAAAAAUGAACAGCAACAUCAAGGAAAGACAAGGCAUCGUUAUCAAGAGCACCGACACUGACACUGUGGUGUUAGUCCAGAGUUGCAACAGAUAUGAUGCGGGAAAAUAUAUCCUGAGUCUUGAAAGUCGCAGCGGAAUGAAGAUGUAUACAAUUGUUGUCAAGGUUUACGAUACCCCUGGGCCACCAGUCAAUCUCAUGGUAAAGGGGACAACAAAGGACAGUGCAAAGAUCCUUUGGGAUACUCCUCUUAUUGAUGGUGGAAGCGAAGUGACCAGUUACAUUAUUGAAAAGCGUGAUGCAGAGAGAAAAGCUUGGUCUCUAGUUAAAGAUAACUAUGCCAAAAACACUCUCAAGAUCCCUGAUUUGGAGGCUGGUAGAUCUUACUGUUUUAGAGUCAAGGCUGUGAAUGAAUAUGGUGUUGGCGAGGCAUGUGAAACCGCAGAUUCAGUUAGAGCGUCUGAGGAACCUGGGCCGGUCAUGGACUUCAAGGCCUUGUUGAUCACAAAGCAAGGAUGCACCCUUGGAUGGAAGAAACCUCUCAGUGAUGGCGGUAGCCGCAUCAUUGUGUAUGUGCUUGAGGUUAUGAAUGGAGAUGAUAACUGGAAGGAGCUAAUGAGUUCCAAGAACAUGCAGUACAGUGCCAAGGAUCUGGUGGAAGGACAAGAAUAUAAGUACAGAGUCAAAGCAGUAAAUGACUCUGGUGACAGUCCGUACAAGGAGCUGGAUGUGGUGGCUAAAGACCAGAUCAUUCAUCCUGGAGUUGACUUGCGGGGCAUUCCCAAUCUGUGCUACAUUGCAAAGGAGGGAAGUAUAGUCCGCAUCAAGCUCCCACUCUACGGCAAACCUACUCCUAAAUGCUCCUGGAAGAAGGGCGAGGAUGAGGAUUUGACCGAUACUGGAAGAGUGUGUGCAGAAUCCACAGCAGUCAACACUACCCUCCUGAUCCGUGACUGCCAGAGGAGCGAUGCCUCUAAGUACACAGUCACACUGAAAAACAUUUCUGGAGUAAAGGAAUCCACCAUCUUCAUUAGGGUGGUUGGAAAACCAGGAAUGCCUGUCGCACCAAUGAAGUUUAAGGAUGUCACUGCAGAUGGGUGCACCCUGAGAUGGACUGCACCUAAGGAUGAUGGUGGAUCAGAGAUAACCAACUAUACUCUUGAGAAGAGGGAUUCUGUAACCAACAUGUGGGUUAGCAUUGCUACCGAUAUUGAAGCAGUUUCCAAUACUACCACCUUCAGAGUGACAGGUCUUCAUGAGGAGACGGAAUACAUCUUCAGAGUCUGUGCACAGAACAAGCAUGGUGCUAGUGAAGGACUCAAAUCCGAGCCUAUUGUUGCCAAGCAUCCAUUCAAUGUACCUGAGGCACCACCUGCACCUGUGAUCAUGAGUAUGCGUCAUGAUUCAUCAUUCUUGGCCUGGUCUGACCCAAGGAAGACCGGAGGCUCUCCAAUUACUGGCUACCAUGUUGAGUUCAAGGAGAGGAACAGCAUGCUGUGGAAGAGGUCAGGGGGAGCCAUUAAGAUGAAGGAACACAAGGUCACUGGCUUAACUGAAGGACUGGAAUAUGAAUUCAGAGUCAUGGCCACGAAUCUGGCCGGUGUUGGCAGAGCAAGUCCACCAACUGAGGCGCAUGUUGCCUUGGAUCCAAUUGAUGCCCCUGGAAAACCUGAUGUGAUCAGCAUCACAAGAAGUACUGUAACACUUCAGUGGACUGAGCCCAAGUACGAUGGUGGACACAGACUGACAGGCUACAUCGUGGAAAAACGUGAUUUGCCUUCCAAGAUCUGGCAAAAGGCUAACAAUGUGAAUGUUGUGGACACAGCAUACACUGUGAAAGAGCUGCAAGAGGGAUGCAAGUUUGAGUUCAGAAUCAGGGCAAAAAAUGCCGCUGGAGCAUUGAGCCCUCCCUCUGAACAAACAGAUACACUUGUGUGCAAGGAUGAAUACGAGGCACCAACCAUCACUAUUGAUUCCACUGUAAAGGAGGGACUCACAGUCAGAGCGGGUGACCACAUCGUCAUAACUGCAACAAGUAUUGUAGGCAAACCCCCACCAACAUCCGUGUGGUCUAAGGGUGGAAAAUACUUCAAGCCUUCAGAUAUCUGCCAGAUUGAGUCCACUGCAACGUCCUCGACAUUGACGGUCAAAUACGCCGGGAGAUCGGAUUCUGGAGAAUACACAAUUACAGCCAGCAAUCCAUUUGGUGUCACAGAAGAAGUUGUGAAAGUGAAGGUUUUGGAUGUACCCGCAGCUCCGGGUCCUAUUGAGGUCAGUGGAGUUUCGUCUGAGAAGGUCACACUGACAUGGACACCACCAGCUGAAGAUGGUGGAUGUCCAGUUAAAUAUUACACCCUGGAGAAGAGAGAAACAAGCCGCCUCCUUUGGACCAUUCUGUCAGAAAAAGUACUUGACUGCCACUAUAUUGCCAAGAAGCUAAUCCAGGGAAAUGAAUACAUCUUCCGUGUGAAGGCAGUUAAUCACUAUGGUCCUGGAGAAGCAGCAGUGUCUGGACCAGCUAAGAUGGUGGACCAAUUUGGUCCCCCUGGUCCUCCAUCAAAACCAGAGAUUGAAGAGAUUGGAGGACACCAUGUCAAAAUCAUCUGGAAAAGACCGAUUGAUGAUGGUGGUAGCGACAUCACAGGCUACAUGGUUGAAAAGAAAGAAAGAAAGGGCAUGAGAUGGGUUAGGGCAGCAAAGAAGUCCAUUGCUGAACUCUCAUAUGAAGUAACAGGACUCACAGAGAAAGUCGAAUAUGAAUUCAGGGUGGUUGCAGAAAACAAAGCAGGCUUCGGAGAGCCAAGUGAACCAUCAUUGUCUGUUACGACCAAAACUGUUAAAUAUGCACCUGGACCUCCAAUCAACCCAAGAAUUACAGAUACAACAAAGACUUCUGCAACAUUCUUCUGGGGGAAACCACUUGAAGAUGGUGGGCUUGAAGUCACAGGGUACUUUGUUGAGCAUAAAAAAGAUGGAGAAGAGGAAUGGUUCAAGGACACACCAACUGCUCCACUGAGAAUUACAGAAUUUGUUGUUCCUAACUUGAAAGUGGGAGCAAAAUACCACUUCAGAGUCAGUGCAAUGAAUGCAGAGGGAGUUGGUGAACCAGCUCAAACUGAAGAACUGGUUGAAAUUAUUGAACGUGAAGAAGAGCCAGACCUUGAACUGGAUGUUGAGCUGAGAAGAACACUUGUUGUCAGGGCUGGAUGUUCCAUCCGCAUAUUUGUGCCCAUUAAAGGUCGCCCAGCUCCUGAAGUAGCUUGGACAAAGGGUGAAGACACACCACUCAAAGGACGUGCUAACAUUGACAGCACAGAGUCAUACACUAUGCUUGUCAUCCCUGACUGCACAAGAAAUGAUGCAGGAAGAUACAACUUGAUCCUUACGAACGCUGCAGGAGAGAAGACUGCUCAUGUCAAUGUGAGAGUUCUGGAUUCACCUGGACCACCAAUUAAUCUGAAGCCAAAGCACAUUGACAAAGAGAGCAUCACUCUUCAAUGGGAACUGCCGCUUAUCGAUGGUGGUUCAAAGAUAACAAACUAUAUAAUUGAAAAGAGAGAGUCAACACGCAAAGCAUAUUCCACCAUAAUAUCAGUGUGUCCAAAUAGCACAGUUAGAAUUCCUGAUCUAGCAGAAGGGUCAGAAUAUUACUUCAGAGUGUCGGCUGAAAAUGAGUACGGAAUUGGCGAGUCGGUUGAGACUACAGAUCCAAUUCGAGCAUCUCAAGCACCAACACCCCCAGAGAGCGUUUAUGCUACAGAUGUCACCAAGACCUCUGUCAGUCUUGCAUGGACAAAGCCAAAACAUGACGGCGGUAGUAGAGUUACUGGAUAUGUCCUUGAAGCUCAAAAGAAGGGAGGAGACCAGUGGUCCCAUGUGACAACUGUCAAGACAAUGGACUUCAUAGUGAAGAACCUGAAUGAAAAUGAACAGUAUAUAUUCCGUGUCAUGGCUGUAAACCACUCUGGAAGAAGUGGUCCUUGUGACAGCAAGCCUGUUACUAUCAAGGAAACAAUAACAAUGCCAGAAUUUGACCUGCGUGGAAUAUGCCAGAAAAUUGUCAUUGCCAGGGCAGGAGAUGAGAUUAAGGUUGAGAUACCAGUUAUGGGACGUCCAAAACCAACUGUUUCAUGGACGAAAGAUGGUCAGCACCUCAAGAUAACCCCAAGAAUAAUCACUGAACGUACUGCAACCACAAGUAUCCUGAAUAUAACAGAAUGCAUAAGGAGUGACACAGGACAUUAUGGCAUGACAGGGAAGAACAUAGUUGGCUCAGUGACAGAUACCAUCAUAGUAAAAGUGCACGAUGUCCCUGGACCUCCAAAGGGACCAAUAAAAAUAGAUGAAAUCUCCCGUACCUAUGCUGUCAUCUCUUGGGGAACGCCUGAGAAUGAUGGAGGUGUACCAAUCAACAAUUACAUUGUUGAAUUAAGGGAAACUACAGGAACGUCAUGGAUAGAAUUGACAUCAUCGGUAAUCCGUACAAUAUUUAAAGCUACUCGUCUGAAGACUGGUGCGGAAUACCAGUUCAGAGUCAAAGCUAAAAACAGAUAUGGUGCUGGUCAACCAAUCAUCUCAGAGUCAGUGGUUGCUGCAUAUCCAUUCAAACCCCCUGGGCCACCUAGUACUCCAAAGGUUGUGGCCUUUACCAAAGACACAAUGACAAUUGGCUGGAAUGAACCUGUUUAUGAUGGUGGAAGUGAAGUCAUUGGAUAUCACAUUGAGAGGAAAGAGAGAAGCAGCAUCCUUUGGCAAAAGAUCAGCAAAUCCACGGUGAAAGAUAAUCAAUUCAAAUCAAGUGGACUGGAAGAUGGAGUUGCAUAUGAAUUCCGCGUCACUGCUGAAAACAUGGCGGGAAUUGGUAAACCAAGCAAGGCAUCAGAAGCAAUGCUAGCCCUUGAUCCAGUGGAUCCACCAGGUCAACCAGAGCCAAUCUUUGUUUCCAAGAAUAUAGUAACAAUUCAAUGGACAAAGCCUGAAUAUGAUGGUGGGUUCAAGAUUACUGGCUACGUAGUGGAAAAGAGAGACUUACCAGCUGGUCGUUGGAUGAGGGCCAACUUCACAAACAUCAUUGAGACCACUUUCACUGUAAGUGGGUUAACUCAGAAUGAGGCCUAUGAAUUCCGUGUACUUGCCAAAAAUGCAGCUGGUUCAGUAAGUGAACCAUCUGAGCCAUCGGAUCCCAUCACCUGCACAGAUGACAUUGUGGAACCACGAAUCAUGGUUGAUGCCAAAUUCAAGGAUGUGAUUCUACUGAAAGCAGGGGAAAACUUCAAACUUGAUGCAGAUGUUGCAGGCCAACCACUACCAUCCAUGGUGUGGACCAAGGGUGGAAAGGACAUUGAAAAUACGAUGAAAUUGACAAUUAAAAUGACUGACUUAACAACAACUCUGAUUAACAAAGACUCGUUAAGAAGAGAUGGAGGUGAAUUUGUUCUGACUGCCACAAAUGUUGGAGGGUUUGCCAAGCAUAUCUUUAAUGUCAAAGUCCUUGACAGACCAGGUCCACCUGGAGGACCCCUGGUGGUGUCAGAUAUCACAUCUGACAACUGUAUUUUGGAAUGGGCUCCACCCGCAGAUGAUGGUGGUGCAGAGAUUGACCAUUACGUGAUUGAAAAGCGUGAAUCAAGCAGGCUUGCAUGGACAAAUUCGGCCUCAGGCUUAACUGAUACCCAAUUUAAGGUGAACAAGUUACUCAAAGGAAAUGAGUACAUAUUCAGAGUAAUGGCAGUCAACAAAUAUGGAGUCGGAGAGCCUCUGGAAUCUGCUCCAACUAUUGCAAACAAUCCAUGGGUGCCAGCAGAUCCUCCAAAGGAUCCUGAAGUAACAAUAAUCACUAAGGAUUCAAUGAUUCUUAUGUGGAAGGCUCCUGAGUAUGAUGGUGGAACUCCAAUCACAAACUAUAAUAUUGAAAGGAAAGACAAGAUUGGUCUUCGCUGGGUAAAAUGCAACAAGAAGAAAGUAAAAGACUUGCAGUUCAAGGUAACUGGGCUUCUAGUAACACAUGAAUAUGAAUUCAGAAUUCUUGCAGAGAAUGCAGCUGGAUUAAGCUUACCAAGCAAUUCAAGUCCUUUCUACAAGGCUACUGACACCCUCUACGAACCAGGCCCUCCAGGCAACCCAAGAGUCGUGGACACAAACAAGUCGUCCAUUACGAUUGCAUGGAACAAGCCAAAUUAUGAUGGUGGUUCUGAAAUCACAGGAUACAUUGUGGAGACCUGCAUUCCUGGGGAGGAGGAAUGGACAAUUGUUACUCCGCCAGGAGGACUAAUGGGUACAUCGUUUACCCUUAUGAACUUAGAGGAGGACAAAGAGUACAUGAUUCAAGUUUCUGCCGUAAACAGUGAGGGUAUUGGAGAGGAAGCAACUAUUCCUGGCACACCGAGAGCUCAAGACAGGCUGCUUCCACCGGAAUUUGACCUGGAUGCUGAGCUAAAGAAGGUUGUGAAUAUCAGAGCCUGUAACACAUUGAGACUUUUUGUACCUAUCAGAGGAAGACCAUCACCCGAGGCAAAAUGGGCCAAAGAAGAUGGUGAACCUAUUACGAGAGCAACCAUUGAAAGCACAACUUCUUACACAUCACUGGUGGUGGAAAAUGUCAACCGAUUUGACAGUGGCAAGUACGUGCUCACAAUAGAAAACAGUUCUGGAUCCAAUACAGCUGCUGUGAAUGUCAGAGUGCUAGAUACCCCAGGUGCCCCGCAAAAUCUCAAGAUCAACAGCGUCACUAAAGAAUCUGUCACUCUUAUCUGGGAUGCUCCAGUAAAUGACGGUGGAGCAAAGAUUAAGAACUACAUUGUUGAAAAACGUGAAUCAACAAGGAAAGCAUAUGCCACUGUAAAUUCUAACUGUCAUAAGAACACCUGGAAAGUUGACCAGCUGCAGGAGGGGUGUAACUACUACUUCAGAGUUUUAGCUGAAAAUGAAUAUGGAAUUGGCCUACCAAUUGAAACCCGUGAAUCAGUUAAAGUUUCUGAAAAACCACAGCCUCCUGCCAAAAUCACCCUCGCCGAUGUUACCAAGACUAGUGCCACCCUGUCUUGGGAGAAACCAGAGCAUGACGGAGGAAGUAGAGUGGUAUGCUAUGUUAUUGAGAUGCUGAGCAAAGGUGCCGAGAAAUGGGUCCAGUCUUCUAUUGUCAAAACAUUAGAAGCAGUUGUCCCUGGACUGACACCAGGUGAAGAGUACAUGUUCCGUGUAGCAGCAAGAAAUGAAAAAGGAACAAGUGAUCCACGUCAAAUUGGUGUGCCAGUGAUUGCUAAAGAUCUUGUGAUUGUACCAUCAGCUAAAAUGUUGUUCAACACAUUCAGUGUUCUAGCAGGAGAGGAUUUGACAGUACAGAUUCCGUUUAUUGCUCGUCCCCGAGCAACUAUUUCAUUCAUAAAGGACAAUCUACCUAUGAAGCGUACCAGCAGAGUUAACUUUGGAGGAUCAGAUAAACUGAUCAAUCUUCAAAUCAAAGAGGCAUGCAGAGAAGAUGUUGGUCAGUACCGAAUCAUACUUGCAAACACCGCUGGGGAUACAUCUUUAUACAUCUCAGUAGUUGUUCUUGACAAACCUGGUCCACCAAAGGGCCCAAUUAAAGUUGAGGCUGUUACUACUGACAGUGUGCUUUUCUCCUGGACUCCUCCAGAGUAUGAUGGUGGUGCAACAAUCAACAGCUACCUUGUAGAAAAGAGAGAUACGUCCACACAAACUUGGUUGGUCGUGUCUCCAAAUCAUGCAAGAACAGCGAUUAAAGCUUCGAGGCUGAAAAACGGUUCAGAGUACCAGUUCAGGGUGACAGCUCAGAACAGGUAUGGAAAGGGCCCAUCUCUGACCUCAGGGUCUGUUGUUGCUGAGUAUCCAUUCAAAUUACCAGGCCCUCCAGGAACACCAUCUGUACAGUCUUCCACAAAGGAUAGCAUGGUAGUUGUGUGGAAUGAGCCUGUUAAUGAUGGUGGAAGCACUGUGCUGGGAUAUCAUCUUGAGCGCAAAGAGAGAAACAGUAUUCUCUGGGUGAAGCUCAAUAAGUCUCUCAUCCAGGAUACAUCUUACAAGACCACUGGUCUGGAACCAGGACAGGAAUAUGAAUUCAGAGUUUAUGCUGAAAACAUUGUGGGAAUUGGAAAAGUUAGCAAACUUUCCGAAGGUCACAUUUCUAGGGAUCCUUGCGAUCCCCCCGGAGAUCCUGAGGCUACUAAGAUAACAAAGGAUUCUGUAACAAUCACAUGGACAAAGCCAGAGUAUGAUGGUGGUGCCAAUGUCACCGGCUAUAUUGUAGAGAAGAAAGAGUUGCCAGAGGGCCGCUGGAACAAAACCAACUUCACAAAUAUCAUUGAAACCGAGUAUGUGGCAACCAGCCUUGUGGAGAACCAGAAAUAUGAGUUCCGUGUUAUUGCAAGAAACGCAGCAGGUGUUUUCAGCCCUCCCUCAUACAGCACUGGACCAAUUACUGCUAAAGAUGAAAUCGACCCUCCUCGUAUUAGCAUUGACCCACAGUUCACACAAACUGUUUAUGUUAAUGCUGGAGAUGGCUUCAAAAUCGAUGCCGAUGUUCAUGGUAGUCCAAUACCCGAAAUCCUCUGGAUGAAGAGUGGCCACGAGGCACCCCUUGCAAACACUAUCACCAGAGACAUAAAAAAUACAGACAGCACCACUUUGUUGACUGUCAAAGAGGCUAAACUUGAAGAUGGAGGCAAGUACACUUUACUUCUAAAAAAUCCAGGAGGCGAGAAGUCAGUGAAGAUCAAUGUGGUUGUUCUGGAUAAACCUGGGGCACCACAAGGUCCUAUCUCUGUCACUGGCAUCACAAAUGAUCAAUGUUGCCUUGCUUGGAAAUCCCCACUCUAUGAUGGCGGCAGUAAAAUCACUCAUUACAUUGUAGAGAGAAGGGAGACAAGCAGAUUAAUUUGGACUGUUGUUGAUAAUAAGUGUGAGUCAAAUUAUCUGAAGGUUACAAAACUCUUGGAGGGAAAUGAGUACAUUUUCAAAGUCCAGGCAGUAAACAAAUUUGGACUUAGUAUGGGUCUGGAAUCAAUUGCUGUGACUGUCAAAGACCCAUUCGUUCCCCCAGAUUCACCAAGUAGGUUGGAGGUUUCCGAUGUCAAAAAGGAUUCAAUGGUGAUUACCUGGGAGGCUCCUGGAUAUGAUGGUGGCAGUAAUAUUAUUGGAUACAUUAUUGAGAAACACGAUAAGGAGGGUGUGAGAUGGACCAGAUGCAAUAGGAAGACAGUUACUGACUUAACCUACAAAGUCACUGGACUUAUGGAAAGUCAUAUUUAUGAAUUUAGAGUUCUGGCUGAGAACGUCUCUGGAGUUGGAGAGCCGAGCUCCCCAACAGUUUUCUACAAGGCUUUGGAUCCAAUAUUCAGACCAGGUGCACCAAUUAAUCCUAAAGUAACUGACAUAAGCAAAACUUCAGUUUUCCUGUCAUGGGGCAAACCUAUAUAUGACGGAGGAUGUGAGAUUCAAGGAUACAUUGUGGAGAAAUGUGAAGUGCCAUCUCCUGCAUCACUCACUAAGCAAUCCAUUGUUGUGGAACCGGCCACUAAGGCACCAGCUGCUGAGGGAGAGGAAGCACCCGCUGAAAAAGGAGCAACUGAGGCAACACCUGCUGAGGCAACACCCGCCGAAGCAGCACCUGCACCUGCAGACGCAGCACCUUCCAAGGCAGAACCCGCAGAAAAAGGAAGUGCAGAAGGAGCUACAGAGGAAGAACCUGCUGAGGUGUGGACAAUCUGUACUCCACCAAGUGGCAUCAAACAAACAAGAUUUGAAGUUAGAAAAUUGGAGGAAAUGCAUUUGUACAAGUUCAGAGUCUGUGCUGUCAACAAGCUUGGUGUUGGAGACCAUUCAGAUGUCUCUGGAAUCAUUCUUGUCGAGGAGAGGAUUGAGGAACCAGAUCUGGACAUUGACCCAGACCUGAGAAAGGUUGUGAACAUUAAGGCUGGAUGUUCCCUCAGACUGUUCAUUCCUAUCAGAGGGCGACCUCAACCUGAAGUCAAAUGGGGAAAGGAUGAAGGUCCUAUUAAGGAGAAUGCACAAGUUGAAGUGACAAGUAGUUACACGUCCCUUGUGAUUGAUAAUGUCAACAGAUUUGACAGUGGAAAAUACACUGUUUCUGCAGAGAAUGCCAGUGGUGAAAAAUCUGCUUUAAUUACCGUUAGAGUUCUUGACACACCUAGUGCCCCAGUCAACCUCAAAGUGAAAGAUAUCACUGGUGAAUCAGUGACACUUACAUGGGAUGCCCCUGUGUUGGAUGGGGGAGCUAAAAUCAGAAACUAUAUUGUUGAGAAGCGGGAAAGCACCAGGAAAGCCUAUGCAGCUGUGGUGACAAACUGCCACAAAUUAUCAUACAAGGUUGAGAACCUUCAAGAGGGUUGCAAUUAUUAUUUCAGAGUCCUUGCUGAAAACGAACAUGGUGUUGGCUUGCCUACAGCAACCAUUGAUCCCAUCAAAGCCUCAGAAGUACCUCAAAUCCCACGAAAACUGAGUGUUGUUGACCAAACCAAGACAAGCAUCUCUCUUGCCUGGGAGAAGCCUGAGCAUGAUGGUGGAAGUAGAAUCAUUCAUUACCUGCUAGAGAUACAAGUUAAAGGCUCUGAGAAAUGGUCAGGUGUUGCAACUGUCAGAGCAAUGGAGUCUGUUGUCAACAAUCUAAAUCCGGGUGAAGAAUAUCUGUUCAGAGUGUUUGCUAUCAAUGACAAAGGAAAGAGUGACCCAAGAGAACUUGCACUUCCAGUGACAGCAAAGGACCUUGUUAUCGAGCCUGAUGUUAGACCUGCAUUUAGCAAUUACAGUGUUCGGGUUGGUAAAGACUUCAAGGUUGAAAUCCCGAUCGCAGGACGUCCUAAACCAGCAGUUAAAUGGACAAAGGAUGGAUCAAUCCUACUCCACACCUCAAGGGUUAAAAUCACUAACACACCAGAUAGCACAACUCUAAGUAUCACAGAGGCUACAGGAGAAGAUGGCGGAAUGUAUGGCAUUAAUGUUACUAAUGUAGUUGGGGAAAAGAACGCAACAAUUGAAAUCAUUGCUCUUGAUAAACCUGGCCCACCAAGUGGACCUGUAAAGUUUGAUGAAGUUACUAUUAACACUGCAACUAUUUCUUGGGGUCCUCCAAAGCAUUCUGGUGGCUGCCAGAUUUCAAAUUACAUUGUUCAGAAAAGAGACACAACCACCACAACUUGGGAGAAUGUUGCUGCCUCCGUGGCAAGAACUACGCUCAAGGUGCAAAGGCUGAAAACCGGGGCUGAAUAUCAAUUCAGAAUCAUUGCUCAAAAUCGAUAUGGCAAGAGUUACGGUUUGGACUCACAUCCUUUGACUAUAAAGUACCCUUACAAAGAACCUGGCCCACCCGGCACUCCAUUCAUUGCAUCUCUCUCCAAGGAAUAUAUGGUUGUGGAGUGGCAUGAACCAGUCGCAGAUGGAGGUAGUUCUGUUCUAGGCUAUCACCUUGAAAGGAAAGAGAGAAACAGCAUCCUCUGGACUAAGCUUAACAAAUCACUCGUUAAAGACACCAUUUACAAAACCGGUCCCUUAGAGGAGGCUGUUGAAUAUGAAUUCAGAGUUUAUGCUGAAAACAUUGUUGGUAUUGGCAGGUGCAGCAAAAUCUCAGAGGGUUGUGUUGCACGUGAUCCUUGUGAUCCUCCUGGCACCCCAGAGGCUAUCAUUGUAAACAAAGAGUCCAUCACCAUUGAAUGGACAAAGCCUGAAUAUGAUGGAGGAAGUGUGAUUACUGGUUAUGUUGUUGAGAAACGUGACCUUCCAGAGGGACGCUGGAUGAAGGCAAACUUUACCAACGUUAUUGAGACCAGGUUUACUGCUACUGGACUAACUGCUGAUGCACAGUAUGACUUCAGAGUCAUUGCUAAGAAUGCAGUUGGAACAUUCAGCAAGCCAUCUUAUAACAGUGGACCUAUAACAGCAAACGAUGAGGUGGAAGCGCCAAGAUAUUCUAUUGAUCCUGCAUUCACCAAAACGAUCAUUAUCAAUGCAGGAGACACAUUCAAACUUGAUGCUGAUGUACAUGGAAAGCCAGUACCCACAAUCCAGUGGUUCAAGGAUGAUGUGGAAAUUGAAAAGAAUACAAUGAGAUUGGAGGUCAAAAAUACAGAAAGCGUCGCAAUGAUAGUUGUGAAGGAUUCUGUCAGAGUUGACGGUGGAAAUUACAAACUUGUCCUGACAAAUGUUGCUGGAUCAGAGUCAGUUCCAUUCAAGGUGAAUGUACUAGACAGACCAGGACCACCUGUAGGUUCCCUCCAUGUCACUGGAGUCGCUUGUGACAAAUGUACUCUGUCAUGGCGUGCUCCACUACAUGAUGGAGGCAGCAACAUCACACACUACCUCAUUGAGAGGCGUGAAACCAGUCGUCUUGCUUGGACUAUGGUUUCUAACAGCUGUGAGACCACAGUGUAUAAAGUAACUAGUCUCCUGGAGGGCAAUGAGUAUAUUUUCCGUGUCAUGGCUAUCAACAGUUAUGGCAUUGGUGAACAUGUGGAGUCUUCAGCAGUAAUAAUGAAAAAUCCAUUUGUUGUCCCUGGUGCACCACAUGUUAAUGAUGUAACGAACAUUGCACGGGAUUCCAUGACUGUCUGCUAUUCUGCACCAGAGACUGAUGGGGGAAGUAACAUUACUACUUACAUCAUUGAGAAGAAAGACAGAGCUGGAGUUAAAUGGACCAAAUGCAACAGGCAAAAGGUCACAGACCUAUCUUUCAGAGUAACAGGUCUGACAUCAGAUCAUGAAUAUGAGUUUAGAGUAUCUGCUGAAAAUGCAGCUGGUGUUGGUGAGCCAAGUCUACCAACAUCAUACUUUAAGGCCAGUGAUCCCAAGUACAAACCUGGGGCACCCACACAUGCACAUGUGAUUGAUACCACAAAGAGCUCAAUCACAGUCGCAUGGGGAAAGCCUCUCAAUGAUGGUGGCAGUCCUAUCCAGGGAUACAUUGUAGAGAUUUGCAAAGCUGAGGAGGAGGAAUGGACAAUGUGCACACCACCAACAGGCCUGCGGGUCAAUAAAUUUGAAAUCACAAAACUUACUGAGGGUCAGGAAUAUCAGAUCCAGGUCUGUGCUAUCAAUAAACUGGGUGUUGGUGAACUAGCUGCUGUAUCUGGAACAUCUAAACCAGAGGAGAAGGUAGAGGAUCCAGAAAUUCAACUGGACUCGGAAUUGAGGAAAGGAAUUGUGGUGCGUGCUGGAGGAUCUGUGAGAAUCAAUGUACCAUUCAAAGGCAGACCAACGCCAGAGAUUAAGUGGUGUAAGCUGAAGAAGGUUGAAGAAGUGGAAGAAGAACAAGAAUUGCAAGAGAAAGCAGUGGUUGAUAAAGGUCUCAACUAUACUCAGCUUUCCAUUGACUCUUGUGACAGAAGUGAUUCUGGAAAGUACAAUGUGACUGUGAAGAACAGCAGUGGUACCGUUUCUGAAUUUGUAACUGUGAAAGUGCUAGAUACACCAGGUGCCCCUCUGAAUCUCAAACUGACAGAGAUCAAGAAAGACUCCAUAACUCUUGUUUGGGAUGCCCCUCUUACUGAUGGCGGAGCGAAAAUCAAGAAUUAUGUUGUUGACAAACGUGAAUCAAUCAGGAAAGCUUUUGCAAAUGUAACAACCAAGGUCAACAAAACAACCUACAAGGUUGAAAACCUUGUUGAGGGGGCUAUGUAUUACUUCAGAGUUAUGGCUGAGAACGAAUAUGGAGUUGGAUCGUCGACUGAAACAAAGCUUGCAACAAAGGCCUCUGAGGUGCCUCUUCCAGUCGGAAAGAUAUUCUUGACUGAUGUUACUAAAGCCAGCGCAUCAUUCAGAUGGGAAAAACCAGAGCAUGAUGGUGGAAGCAGAAUUACUGGUUACCUAGUUGAGAUGCAGCAAAAGGGAGGGGACAAAUGGGGUGUUGCAACUUCCACAAAGGGUGAUUGUCAUGGCACAGUCACUGGACUUACUGCUGGACAGGAGUAUCUGAUCCGUAUCGUAGCUUACAAUGAGAAGGGAAAGAGUGAGCCUAAAGCACUGGCUAUGCCAGUUGUUGCUAAUGACAUGACUAUUGAACCAAGCUUAAAACUCAUGUUCAACACCUACACCGUCAAAGCUGGUGACGAUCUGAUAGUAGAAAUCCCAGUGUUUGGUAGGCCGAAACCCCAAAUUGUUUGGAAGAAAGAGGGUCUGCCAUUGAAAAUGACAACAAGAGUGAAUGUGAUAAACACAGCAACAACUGCUACCAUUAAAAUUACUGAGGCAUGUAAGGACGACUUUGGAAAGUAUACCAUUAUGGCAACUAACACAGCUGGCUUAUUCUCUGAAGACAUAGGAAUCACAAUCCUUGACAAACCUGGUCCUCCAACCGGACCCAUUAAAGUCCUUGAAGUAAGCAAUAACUCUGUCAGUCUUUCAUGGGGAGCCCCGGAGUACACAGGCGGAUGUCAAGUAAAGCAUUACAAUGUGGAAAGACGAGAUACAACACAAACAGCAUGGCAAAGUGUGAAUGCACAGCUAGCUAGAACAGCUAUCAAAAUAACCAAGCUGAAAACUGGCGCAGAGUACUGUUUCAGAAUCUGUGCUGAGAAUAGAUAUGGAAAGGGCGCUCCUUUGGACACAAAAUCAAUUGUGGUGCAAUAUCCAUACAAAUCACCAGGACCACCUGGAACUCCAUACAUCAAAUCUGCAACAAAGGAUCAAAUGAUAAUUGAAUGGAAUGAGCCAGUCAAUGAUGGUGGUAGUACGGUUAUUGGAUACCAUCUUGAAUCUAAAGAAAGAACCAGCAUUAUGUGGAUGAAACUCAACAAAGCCCUCAUCGCUGAUACCUCUUUCAAGAUAUGUAAUCUUGAGGAGGACAUUGGAUAUGAAUACAGGGUCUAUGCUGAAAACAUUGUUGGCAUUGGCAGAGCAUCCAAAAUAUCAGAAUCAUUCGUUGCUCGAGAUCCAGUUGAUCUACCAGGUACCCCUGAGGCUACUGUUAUCUCCAAGAAUCACAUUGUGAUUCAAUGGACCAAGCCACUGUAUGAUGGAGGCAGUAAAAUCACUGGAUAUAUUGUGGAGCGGAGAGAUCUAGCCAACAUUGAGGGUCGCUGGAUGAGAGCCAACUUCACAAAUGUCAUUGAGACAGAAUUUGCCAUCUCUGGCUUGACAGAAAAUGAAAAAUAUGAGUUCAGAGUGAUUGCAAGAAAUGCCGCUGGUAUUUUCAGUGAGCCUUCUGACAGCACUGGACCCAUUACUGCCACAGAUGAGAUUGAAGCACCAAGAGCCUCAAUGGAUCCUAAAUACAAGGAUGUCAUUGUUGUUAAUGCUGGGGACAACUUAGUUUUGGAUGCUGACAUCUAUGGCAAACCCGCUCCUGAGGUCUUAUGGUUGAAGGAAGGAAAGCAAAUGGACAAAGCUCUUCGAAUUGAAGUGAAAACUACACAGAAACGUGCAGCAAUGCAUAUCAAGGACUGCACAAGGUUAGAUAGUGGAAACUAUGACCUCAGUCUCACCAAUAUCGGUGGGGUAAAGACAAUCCCAAUCACUGUGAAGGUCCUUGAUAAACCAGGUGCACCCACUGGACCACUGAGAGUCACUGGACUGACUGCCGACAGAUGCUUCCUAUCUUGGACUGAUCCUUCUCUGGAUGGUGGUGCAGCUAUAAGUCACUAUAUUCUGGAAAAGAGAGAGACCAGUCGGUUAUCCUGGACUGUGGUUAACGCAAAUAUUCAAGCUACAAAUUUCAAAGUGAUCAACCUACUGGAAUUGAAUGAAUAUAUCUUCAGGGUUAGGGCUGUGAACAAAUAUGGCAUUGGUGAUCCUUUGGAGUGUGAGGCAGUAACUGCACGCAAUCCAUACAAGCCUCCAAGUGCACCCGGAACACCUGAAGCAAGUAAAAUAACAAAGGAUUCUAUGGUCCUAUCAUGGUCAAAGCCAGAAAACAAUGGUGGAGCAGAAAUCGACUGCUACCAUCUUGAGAAACGUGACAAGGAUGGUGUAAGGUGGACCAAAUGCAACCGGCAGCCAUUGACUGAUCUACACUUCAAAGUCACUGGGCUUUUGGAUGGUCACUUCUAUGAAUAUCGUGUUUCUGCAGAGAAUGAAGCUGGAGUGGGAGAUCUGAGCGAACUCUCCCUGUUCUACAGAGCAUGCAAUGCUACAACAGCACCUGGACCACCACACCAUCCUAAGGUGACAGAUCACACCAGCUCGACUGUGUCCUUGACUUGGGGCAAACCCGCUUCUGACGGUGGAGCAUACAUCAAAGGGUACAUUGUUGAAAUGAGAGAGGUGACAGAAGAGGAGAGGAAAGCAAUGGAAGAGGAAAAGAAAAGGAAAGAAGCAGCAGCAGCAGAAGAAGAGUAUUUGGAAGAAGAUGAGGAAGUGGAAACAGCAGCAGUAGAAGAGGUGAAAGAACCUCCUAAGGAGUAUGAAUGGACCAUUUGUACACCUCCAACUGGCAUCCAGGCGACACACCUCACUAUUAAGGACUUGAAGGCAGGACUAGAAUACAAAUUCCGUGUCUGUGCUAUCAAUUCAGAGGGAGUUGGUGAGCCUGCAGAUAUACAUGGCACUGUGAUUGCUGCAGAAAGAGUUGAGGCACCAGAGAUUGAACUGGAUGCCAACCUCAGGAAGGUUGUCUCUGUCCGUGCAGGUGGAUCUCUGCGUCUGUUUGUCACAAUCAGAGGAAGACCUGAACCUGAAGUUAAAUGGGCAAAGUUGGACGGCGAGCUGACAGAACGUGUCAUGAUAGAAUCCACAAGCUCAUAUACUAUGCUUGUAAUUGACAAUGUAAACCGAUUCGACAGUGGCAAAUACACAUUGAACCUUGAGAAUAACACUGGUGAAAAAUCUGCACUUAUCAACGUCAGAGUGUUGGACACACCAAGUGCUCCACAGGCCUUUGCAGUCAAAGAUAUCAAAAAAGAUUCUGUAAAUCUUGUUUGGGAAACACCACUCACAGACGGUGGAUCAAAAAUAACCAAUUACAUUGUGGAGAAGCGAGAAUCCACCAGAAAGGCUUACACUGCCGUGACAACUAACUGCUUAUCUAAUACCUUCAAGAUUGAUGAGUUGCCAGAGGGAUGCAUUUUCUACUUCCGUGUAUGUGCUGUAAAUGAGUAUGGCAUUGGGUUGAUGGCUGAAACCAAAAACCCAAUUAAAGUUUCUGAAGUGCCUAUGCCACCACGAAAUGUCAGAGUUACAGAUCUCACGAAAAACAGUGUAUCACUUGCCUGGGAAAAGCCAGCUCAUGAUGGUGGAAGCAAAGUAAUGUGCUACAACGUUGAGGUGCAAGGUAAGGAUGACAAGGGUACCCAGAAGUGGAAUACUUCAUGCACAGUCAAAAUCCUGGAAACAACUAUUGCAAACCUAGUAGCAGGUGACGCAUAUUCAUUCAGAGUCAUUGCAAUCAACGAGAAGGGAAAGAGUGUACCAAAGGAACUUGGUCUACCUGUGACAACAAAAGAUAUUGCUAUUGAACCCUCAAUUGAGGUGUUAUUCAAUACUUACAGUGUGAAGGCUGGAGGUGAUCUUACAGUUGAAAUCCCAGUUAGGGGCCGACCUAAACCUGUUAUUGCAUGGAAACAUCAUGGCCUUCCUUUGAAGCAAACAAGCUCAUUGACAAUUCUGAAUACCAAGACCUCAUCCAAAAUUAUUAUAAAGGAGGCGGGCAGAGAACAUGUCGGAAAAUAUGAAAUUACUGCCGCAAACCCAGGUGGAUUGAAAAUAGCAGAGAUUGGAAUUAUUGUCCUUGACAAACCUGGUCCACCAACUACUAUCAAACCAACUGCUGUAACUUCAGACAGUAUUUCAUUGUCAUGGGCUCCACCAGAGUAUGAUGGUGGUUGCUGCAUCAACAACUACAUUGUAGAGAAGAGAGAUACAAACGCAACAGAUUGGCAAAUGGUCUCAGCAAAUGUUGCAACAACAGCAAUUAAAGCCUCCCGACUGACAAAGGGUGCUGAAUACCAGUUCCGUAUCUAUGCUGUAAAUCGUUAUGGAAAGAGUCAACAUACAGAUUCCCGUGGAAUUACAGCCCAGUAUAACUUCAAGCUACCUGGCCCACCAUCGACUCCUAAAGUGGUACAUGCAACCAAGAUUUACAUGCUUGUCACAUGGAAUGAGCCAGUCAACGAUGGAGGCAGCACAGUUCUUGGAUAUCAUUUGGAGCGAAAGGAGAGAACCAGCAUCAUCUGGAACAAGAUGAACAGAGGUCUCAUCAAAGAUACAGAAUACAAAGUGACUGGCAUUGAAGAGGGCAUGGGGUAUGAAUACCGCAUUUACGCUGAAAACAUUGCUGGAAUUGGAAAAUGCAGCAAAGCUAGUGAGGCUGUUUCUGCAAGAGAUCCAUGCGAUCCCCCUGGCGAGCCAACAGUGACAGGUAUCACAAGAACAUCGGUAUCCCUCGCUUGGACGAAGCCAGAGUACGAUGGUGGAGCCAAGGUUACUGGUUACAUUAUUGAACGCAGAGAUCUCCCAGAAGGCCGCUGGAUGCGGUGUAACUUCACCAACGUGGUGGAAACCUACUAUGACGUCACAGGCCUUACCAAGGACCAGCAGUAUGACUUCCGUGUCAUUGCAAAGAAUGCUGCUGGAUGCUUCAGUGACCCAUCUGAUUCCACUGGUUCAAUCACAGUCAAGGAUGAUGUGGAUCCACCACGUAUCAUGAUGGACGUGAAGUACAGAGCUGUUGUAGUUGUGAAAGCCGGAGAUGUUCUUAAAAUCAAUGCAGAUGUCGCUGGUCGUCCACUGCCAGUAGCAUCAUGGAAAAAAGAUGGCAAAGAGAUAGAGCUCAGGGCCAGAAUUCAGAUUCUUGCAACAGAUACCAGCACCUCAGUAAUUGUGAAGGACUGCAUUAGGCGUGAUUCUGGACAAUAUACUUUGACUCUGCAAAAUGUUGCCGGAACAGUAUCUACACCAGUGGAUGUUGUGAUCCUGGAUAAGCCAGGACCUCCCGCUGGCCCCCUGGCGACUACAGGCAUUACAGCAGAAGAUGUCACCUUAGCAUGGGGUCCUCCUCAAGAAGCAGGCGGCGCAGAUAUCACACACUAUGUUGUUGAGAAACGUGAAACAAGCCGUCUUGCUUGGACAGUGGUGAAUGCAGAUCUGAACAAGACACAUUUCAAGGUCACAAAUCUCCUCAAGGGUAAUGAAUACAUCUUCAGGGUCAUGGCCGUCAAUAAGUAUGGACUUGGCGAAACCCUUGAGAGUGAGGUCGUCAAAGUGGCUGAUCCAUUCACAAAACCAUCUGCUCCCACAAAUUGUGAGAUCACGGAGGUAUCCAGUGAGGAGAUGAAGCUUGUCUGGCAGAAACCUGUUUCAGAUGGAGGCAGUGAAAUUACUGGAUAUGUAAUUGAAAGGCGCGACACGGCAGGUAUACUCUGGGUCCGUGUGAACAGAGAGCUUGUGACUGAAUUGACAACCAUAGCAACUAAACUACGAAAAGGAUAUGAAUAUGUGUUCCGCGUGUUUGCUGAAAACGCUGCUGGUUUGAGUCCUCCAAGUGAAGCAUGCCCAUCGUUUAGGGCUGAAGAUGAACAGGUCGAGCCAGACCCACCAAGUAAACCAAAGGUUGUUGAUUCAACCAAGAGUUCAAUCUCCAUCAUUUGGAACAAGCCACUAGAAGAUGGUGGAGCUCCAAUCCUUGGAUACUGUGUGGAGUAUAAGAAACUUAAGGACGAGGAAUGGACAGUGGCCAUUCAGAACCUAAAGAGCAUGGAGUUCACCGUCUCUGGACUUACAGCAGAUGAAGAAUAUGAGUUUGCUGUUAAGGCAAUAAACAAGAUUGGUGAAAGCGAGCAAAGUCCAAUUUCUGAGCCUAUCGCAGCAAUGGAUAGAACUGUGGAGCCUAUGUUUGAUGUUGACAUAGAAAUGCGCAAGACAUUGAUUGUCAAGCAUGGCAACGCAUUCACUCUGACUGUACCUUAUAAGGGAAAACCUGCACCAUCAGUAGAAUGGAGCAAGGAGGAAGUAGACCUCAAGGCAAGAGCAACCAUUGAAACAAAUCACAGCUGCACUUCACUAACAAUUGAAACAGCAACAAGAAAUGACUCUGGACAGUACAAUGUAACAUUAGAGAAUGGCAUUGGAGACCCAAUAACAUUACCAAUAGUUGUAAAGGUUCUUGACUCUCCUGGACCACCACUUAAUGUAGUUGUUAAGGAUGUCACCAAAGACACUGCUACCAUUACAUGGGCAGCUCCAGAAAAUGAUGGAGGUGAUGCUGUGAAGGCCUACCAUGUUGAGAAACGUGAAGCCAGCAAAAAGGCAUGGGUGGGUGUGACCAACAACUGCCACGCGUUGUCCUACAAAGUGGAAGAUUUACAAGAGGGAGCCUUCUAUUACUUCAGAGUCAUGGGAGAAAACGAAUUUGGAGUGGGUGUUGCUGCUAUCCCCAAGAAUGGAACAAAGAUUACAGAAAAACCAAGUCCACCUCAAAAGCUUGGGGCUAUUGCAGUAACCAAGGACAGUGUUACAAUCGGAUGGAUUAGACCAGAACACGAUGGUGGAAGCAGAGUAACUCAGUACUUCAUUGAAGCACUUGAGAAAGGACAACCCAAAUGGUCGAAGGUUACUCUUGUGAACACAACUUCCUUCCAAAUCAAAAACUUGAAGGAAAAUGCUGAAUACUUCUUUAGAGUUAGUGCUCAGAAUCAUGCUGGACUCGGCGAACCCAAAGAGAUGAUUGUUCCUGUUGUAGUGAAAGAUCAACUGGAGGCCCCAGAUUUUGACAUGAAAAACUACCCCAGCAAUACUGUCUAUGUGAGAUCAGGAUCAAAUCUGACCUUUGAGCUUCCUAUGACCAGCAAACCUUUGGCAAAGGUUAUUCUGUCAAGAAACACUGUUAUUCUGAAACCGUCCAAGAGAUUGGUCACUCAAGUUACUGCUGAAAGCCUGAUCAUCAAACUAAAUGAGAGCAUUGCAAGUGAUGCUGGCAGAUAUGACAUCAGCGCCUCCAAUACAAGUGGCAUCACCAAGAUGUUCAUCAACAUCGUUGUGUUGGAUAGACCUGGUCCUCCAACUGGUCCUAUUGAGGUUGGCGAAGUGACUGAAUCCACAGUGGCUCUCAAAUGGGCUCCUCCUGUGUAUGAUGGUGGCAGCCCAGUUACCAACUACGUUGUACUGAGACGUGAAACAAGCACACCUGCUUGGACUGAAGUGUCUUCUCAGGUUGCGAGAAGUGCCAUAAAGGCCGGCAAGCUUACCAAAGGAGAGGAAUAUCAGUUCAGAAUCAAGGCAGAGAAUCGCUUUGGUAUCAGUGACCACAUUGACACCCCACCAAUCACAGUGAAACUUCCAUACACAUUCCCUGGUCCUCCAUCAACACCAUGGGUAACCAUGGUUUCAAGAGAGAGCAUUACAGUCAAUUGGAACGAGCCUGUCACAGAUGGAGGAAACACUGUCACGGGCUACCACCUGCAGAUGAAAGAGAGAAGCAGUAUUCUGUGGCAAAAGGUCAACAAAGUAGCAAUCAUUGGAACACAGCUGAGAGUAACAAACAUCUGCCCUGGCCUCAUCUACGAAUUCAAGGUGAUAGCAGAAAAUGCAGCUGGUAUCGGAAAAAUCAGCAAAACAUCAGAAGAGGUGCUCGCCAUUGAUAACUGCGAGCCCCCGGCAGCUGUAAGAGUCUCCGAGAUCACAAAGAACUCCAUCAGUCUGGCCUGGGUUAGGCCGCCUUAUGAUGGUGGCAGCAAGAUCAUUGGAUACAUGGUGGAGAGGAAGGACUGCCCAGAUGGCAGAUGGACAAGGGCAAACUUCACUAACGUGAUUGAGAUGAACUUCACAAUGUCAGGCUUGACCCAGAAUGAAUCCUAUGAGUUCAGAGUUUACGCAAAGAACGCAAUCGGUUCUAUCAGCAAUCCAUCUGAUGUCGUCGGUCCAAUCACUUGUGUCGAUUCAUGUGGUGCCCCUGCGAUCGAUCUUCCUCCAGAGUAUUUAGAUGUUGUGAAAUAUAAAGCCGGAUCCAUGGUUAAGAUCAGAGUGGGGAUUCUUGCUAAGCCUCUGCCAACAAUUGAGUGGUACAAGGAUGGAAAAGAAAUGGUGUCAAGCACUACACUCUCAAUCGAGAGCACUACUGAUUCCUCUAGUCUUCUCAUCAAGGACGCAACUCGUAGCCACACUGGCACAUAUGAAAUAAAGAUCAAAAACGCUCUGGGUUCGGCAUCUGCCACCAUCAGGAUAGAAGUUCUAGACAAACCUGGACCACCUCCUGGCUUGAUUCAGUUUAUGCUAGUCACAGCAGACAAGAUCAUUCUUAAGUGGGAGCCAAUCACUGAUGAGGGUGGUGCUAAGGUCAGCCAUUACGUUGUGGAGAAACGUGAAACCAGCAGAGUGGUAUGGUCUACCGUGUCUGAGAGACUAGAAGAGUGCUACAUAGGUGUCAUGAAGUUGGUACGAGGAAAUGAGUACAUUUUCCGUGUAAGGGGUGUCAACAAGUUCGGAAAUGGAGAGCCCUUGGACUCUGAGCCUGUUGUUGCCAAAAAUUUAUUUGUUACCCCAGGACAGCCUGCCACACCAGAGGUAACAACUACAACCAAAUCAACAAUGGUAGUUGUAUGGGACAAACCAGGUGUGGAUGGCGGUAGUCAAGUAACUGGCUACUACCUUGAGAGGCGUGACAAGAAGAGCCUUCGCUGGAUAAAGGUCUUGAAAGAUCCGAUUAACAACAACACUACGACUAUCUUUAACCUAACAGAAGGCAAUGAAUAUCAAUACCGUGUGUGUGCGAUCAACAAAGCCGGAGAGGGCCCCUUCUCAGAUGUGUCUGACUACUACAAAGCAGCUGAUCCAGUUGAACCACCAUAUGAACCUACCAAGCUCAAAGUGGUUGACUCAACCAAGACAUCUAUCACCCUUGGAUGGGCCAAGCCAGAGUGGGACGGAGGCAGUGAGAUCCUCAGCUACGUUGUUGAACAGCUGACAGACCUGGAGGGUCUACGACGCAAACCACCCAAAGAAGAAUCAUCUGAAUCAGAAGGAGAAGAAGAGGAGGAGGAAGAAGAAGCAGACAAUGGAGAAUGGGUUGUAAUCAGCCAGAAGGGAGAAGUGAGGACAGCAGAGUACGUUGUGUCCGGCCUAACACCAGAUGUUGACUACUACUUCCGUGUAUCUGCAGUCAACAUCGCAGGGCGUGGAGAGGCCAUUAAGAUGAAAGAGCCUGUUCAUGCUAAGGACAUUCUGGAGGAAGCUAUCUUCGAUCCAGAUGUUGCCAUGAGAACACACUACAUCGUAAAAGCCAAGCAGGAUGUGGAGAUCACAGUGCCCCUCAAGGGCAGACCUGCACCUAGUGCUACUUGGAUGUUCGGAGACGAGAACAUCGACAAUAAUAAAAAAUAUGAAAUCCACCACACAGAUACUACAUCAACCCUUGUUAUUCCAGAAGUCAGCCGUAAUGACACUGGUAGGUACACUGUGAAGAUUGAAAACGGUGUAGGAGAGCCAAAGUCAAUGACACUGUCUGUGAAGGUUCAAGACUCACCAGCUGUCUGCACGAACCUGGUAUUGAAGGACGUCACUCGUGGUAAAGUAACCAUGUGCUGGGAAGAACCUGAACUUGAUGGUGGUGCUGAUAUUACCAAUUACAUCAUUGAAAAGAGAGACUCAUCCAAGAGAUCCUACUCUAGUGUGACAACCAAAUGCACAGAACAAUUUUAUACCAUUGAAGAUCUCUCAGAGAAAACAUCCUUCUUCUUCCGUGUAUCAGCAGAGAAUGAAUUUGGAAUAAGUGAUCCUUGCAGCACAGUUGAACCAGUAAAAGCUACAGAAACUCCUGGUCCAGUCAAAGAAGUUGCUAUGAAGGAUGCCUCAAAGACCUCUGUAACACUGCAGUGGGUGAAGCCUGAUUAUGAUGGUGGAAGCAUCAUAUCUGACUACGUCAUUGAGAAGAGACUCAAGGAUGAAGAGGACUGGGCAGCUGCCGGCUGCAGCAAACAAUGUGAACACGAAGUACCAAAACUCAAAGAAACCUCACAAAUGAAUUUCAGAAUUGCCGCCAGAAAUGAAAAGGGGAAGGGUGACUUCACUGAAAUUGGACCAAUUGAAGUGAAGGACUUUGUCAUCCCACCAGAGGCCAACCUGGAUGAGUAUCCAGGUGGGGAAAUCAGUGUCCGUGUGGGCCAUAAUGUACACAUUGAGUUACCCUAUAAGGGUAAACCCAAACCUGCCACGUAUUGGCUUAAGGACAAUAUGCCACUGAAGGAGAGCGAACUAGUACGCUUCAGGAAAACAGACAACAAAGUUGUUCUCAUGAUCAAGAACGUGAAACCAGAGCAUGGUGGGAAAUACACACUUACUCUUGAUAACAGGGUGUACAGGAAAUCCUUCAACGUUUUUGUCAUAACUCGCGGACCACCAUCAAAGCCUGUCGCACCCAUCAACUUUGAUGAGGUCAGAGCAGACAGUGUCACAAUAUCCUGGGAGGAGCCAAAUGAUUACGGAGGUGGAGAAAUCACUUGCUACUCUGUAGAGAAGCGCGACACAUCUCAGAAUGACUGGAAGAUGGCAUGCUCUAGUGUCACUGACACAACAUUCAAGGUGCCCAACUUGAUCAAGGGAAUAGGGUACCAGUUCAGAGUGCGUGCUGAGAACAUAUAUGGAGUCAGUGAGCCACUGGUGUCACCAAGCGUUGUCGCUAAACAUCAGUUCAGGCCUGCAGGUCCACCAGGAAAGCCUGUUGUGUACAACGUCACCAACGACGGAAUGACCAUUCAGUGGGAGCUGCCCGUCUUCAAUGGUGGCUGUCCAGUCAAGGGCUACCAUGUUGAGAAGAAGGAGAAGAACAGUGUCAUGUGGCAGAAGGUCAACACUGUGGCUAUCCCUGGAACAGACUAUAGAAUCAUUGGCCUUAUUGAAGGACUGGAAUAUCAAUUCAGAGUCUACGCUCAGAAUGAUGCCGGAUUCAGCCGCAAGAGUGACGAAAGCAACACCACCAUGGCAGUUUCUCCAGUUGAUCCACCUGGUCAACCUGACUACACUGAUGUGACCAGCAAUUCUGUUGCACUGAAAUGGGAUGCACCCAAACGUGAUGGAGGCAGCAAGAUUGUGGCUUACAAUGUUGAAAAACGCCAAGGACAGGGCCGCUGGCUGAAGAGCAACUUCACUGAUGUCCACGACACCCAGUUUACUGUCACUGGUCUUGCUUGCAAUGAACGCUAUGAGUUCAGAAUUAUUGCAAGAAAUGCUAUUGGCGUAGUGAGUCCCCCAUCUAACUCAUCUGGACACAUCGUGGUCAGAGAUGAAAGUGCUUCUCCAAACAUUGAGUUUGGCCCGGAGUAUUUUGAGGGACUCACAAUCAAGGCAGGAGACAACAUGAGACUAAAGGUAUCGAUCACUGGACGACCACAGCCCAAGGUUGUGUGGUUCAGAGACGGCGUGCAAAUCACCAAGUCGAUGAUGGACACCACCACAGUUGCUGGAUCAAGCAUGCUCUUUGUACGUGAUGCUGACCGCAGUCACAAAGGAACUUACACAGUGGAAGCCACCAAUAGCCAAGGAACCAAGAAGGAGGACAUCAUUGUCCAAGUCCAUGAUACUCCUGGAGAGCCGAUGGGACCUAUCAUUUUCAGUGAUAUCUCUGAAGGAAAAGUGACCAUCACAUGGAAUCCACCGGAGAACGACGGCUGCUCUGACAUCUCUCACUACAUUGUUGAGAAGCGUGAGACCUCUAAGAUCUCAUGGGCACUUGUCUCGGAUUGCUGUAAAGAAACAGUAUACCACGCCACCAAGCUGAUGAAGACCAAUGAGUACCAGUUCCGUGUUUCUGCUGUCAACAGGUUUGGUACCGGCCGACCAUUGGAUUCAAGUCCCAUCAUUGCACAAAUGCAAUACACUACUCCUGAUGCACCUGGCACACCUGAUUCCACUGCAGUUUCUGGAGACAGUAUCACACUGGCAUGGGAAGCAUCCACAUCUGAUGGAGGCAAUCCUAUUCAGUACUACAUUGUUGAAAAACGUGAGAAGAAGACUGUCCGCUGGGACAAGGUGAGGUCAAAGAAGCCCAUUGUGGAGCCUGCUCACCGGGUGGAUCAUCUCACUGAAGAUAUGGAGUAUGAGUUCCGUGUGAUGGCAGUAAACAACGCCGGUAUUGGAGCACCCAGUAACAUCUCAAUGGCCAUUAAAGCCAGUGAGCCAAAAGAUAUUGCAUGCGCUUCAUCUGUGGUUCAUGUAACCGACUCUACAGAUACAACUAUCAGUUUGGAAUGGACAAAGCCUAAAGACGAUGGUGGCAGUUCCAUCCAUGGAUACGUCAUUGAGUUGCACAAGGUAUCUAAGGAAGAACUAAAAGAAAUACUAGCUAAACCUAAGAAGGUGGUAGACAGCUCAGAAGAGGAGGAGGAGGAGGAGGAGGAGGAAGAGAAAGAAGAGGAUACCAGAGAAUGGAUCAGAAUCAAUGAGGAUCUGGUCAAUGAUACAAAAUACAUUGCAACUGGUUUGGAAACUGGUUCAUACUACCUGCUUCGUGUUUCUGCCCAGAAUAGUAUUGGAAAGGGAGAGGAGCAAGAGAUUCCUGAGCCAGUACAGGCUGUGGACAGACAUGUAAAACCUGACGUUGAUAUUGACGCUACCUUCAAACAUACACACAUUGUGAAGAAGGGAGGCACCGUCUGUCUCCGUAUCGCCUACAAAGGAAAACCAAUUCCUUCAGUUAAAUGGAGUAAAGAAGAUGAAGAAGAACUUGGUGUCAUGACAGAUAUUACGACUACAGAGACCUACACUGCUCUGACGAUAGAAAAAUGUACCAGAUACGAUUCUGGAAGAUACACUCUUACUCUGGAGAACAGCAGUGGUGUAAGGGAAGUUGAUUUCAUUGUAAAGGUGUUGGAUACACCUGGACCUCCAGGACCUAUUGCCUUUGCAGAAGUGUCCAGAGGAGCACUGACACUGGUUUGGGAACCUCCAGCAAAUGAAGGUGGAGCUCACGUUCAACAUUACAUUGUAGAGAGGCGUGAGGCAAGUCGCCGUACCUGGAACCAAUCCGGUGGCAAGGUCACUGCGCUAUCCUUACAUAUCCAGGAUCUUCUGGAAGGUGUUCCCUACUUUUUCAGAGUUUCAGGAGAGAACCAGUACGGUAUUGGUGAACCUUUUGAGACGAUAGAUCCCAUUAUUGCUACUGCAGAGCCUUCUUCACCAAUGAGAUUGGAUGUUGUGGACGUCACAGACACUACAGCAACACUCUCCUGGGUCAAACCCGAGCAUGACGGUGGUAGUCGUAUCACAGGCUACAUCAUUGAGCAUAAGGCAAAGACCACAGAUAAAUGGGUCGUUGGUGGUGAGACCAAGAACGAGAGCAUCACUCUAGAAUUAUGUAGGACUGCAGAGUAUGAGUUCCGCGUUAAGGCAAAGAACGAUGCAGGCAACAGCUUACCAAGAGAAGCACUAUCCUCAGUGUUAAUCAAAGAGCCACAGAUAGAACCAACUGCAGAUCUCAGUGAAAUAUCUAACCAGGAGGUCAUCUGUAAAGUGGGUAAUACCUUUGCCAUCGAUGUUCCCAUCACUGGUAGACCAGCACCGAAGGUAAUCUGGAAACUGGAGGAGAUGAGGCUGAAGGACAGUGAAAGGGUUGCAAUCAAGACUGUCAAAAACAGGACAACUCUGUCUAUCAGAGACGCCAUGAGGGGCGAUGGUGGCAGAUACUUCCUCAGUCUUGAAAAUUCUGCUGGAUCCAAGACGUUCUUCGUUACUGUCAAUGUCAUUGGAAGACCUGGUCCCCCCCUUGGACCCGUUGAAGUUUCAUCCAUAACAUCAGAAUCAUGUGAGAUUGCUUGGGAAGCACCAGAGGAUGACGGUGGAACAGAUAUCACCAACUACAUCGUUGAGAAGCGUGAAUCUGGCUCCACUGCCUGGACACUCAUCAACUCCAGUGUGAAACGCACCAACCUCAGUGUGGGACAUCUGACAAAGUACAUGCAAUACACCUUUCGCGUCAGUGCUGAGAACAGAUUUGGCACAAGCAAAUCAACUGAAUCUGAGACCAUUGUCGCUGAGAAUCCAUUCGGUCCUUCUGGUGCACCAACCAGACCUUCUGUAUACAACGUGGCUUCCACCACCUGCCACAUUCGCUGGGAGGAGCCAUACCACGAUGGCGGCAGCAAGGUGACUGGAUACUGGAUUGAAAAGAAAGAACGAAACAACAUCCUUUGGGUGAGGGAGAACAAGAUCCCAUGCUUUGAAUGUGACUACAGAGUGGAGGGACUUAUUGAAGGCCUUUCGUACCAGUUCCGUGUCUUUGCAAUGAACAGCGGUGGCCUCGGCAAAGCUAGCGAGGCAUCCAAGCCUAUGGUGGCUCAAAAUCCAGUUGAUCCUCCUGGUAGACCAGAAGUAACUGAGGUAGGCAGAUCUACAGUGUCCAUCAAAUGGUCUACACCACUUGACGAUGGUGGCUUCCCAAUUGUGGGUUACAUUGUUGAGCGCAAGCCAUACACCAUCACUGGCGAAGGUCGCUGGCUGAAGUGUAACUACACCAAUGUCACAGAAAAUAACUUCUCAAUCACUGCACUUGGUGAAGGAGAGGUCUACGAGUUCCGAGUCAUUGCCAAGAACUCCAACCAAGUUUUCAGUAUGCCUUCAGAGUCAACCGGCGCAGUCACAUGCAAAGCAGAAUACACUCCUCCAAAGGCAGACCUUGACAGCAAACUUCUGGUUGACACGGUUACAAUCAGAGCCGGCUCAGACCUUGUUCUGGAUGCUGCUGUUGGUGGUAAACCUGACCCCAAAGUGUUCUGGGCCAAGGGAGAUAAGGAACUGGAGCUGUGUGAAAAGUACUCCCUGCAGUACACCAGCACACGUGCCAUGGCCAUUAUCAAAUUCUGUGACAGAGAUGAUACCGGGAAGUACGUUCUCACUGUUAAGAACGCCAGUGGCAUCAAGUCAGCCGAAGUUAACGUGCAAGUACUUGAUACACCUGGUGCUCCUGACGGCAAAAUCACCAUCAGCCAUAUUUCUGAAGAGAAAUGCACUGUGUCUUGGAAACCCUCUCUGGAGAGUGGUGGUGACCCGGUGACACAUUACAUUGUUGAGAGACGCGACACCAACAGACUCAACUGGGUGAUCAUGGAAGCUGAGUGCAAGGAACACACCUGUGAGAUCACCAGACUGUUCAAAAACACUGAGUACCUCUUCCGCGUGAGAGGUGUCAACAAGUAUGGAUCUGGCGUUCCACUGCAAUCUGGUCCUAUCAUCGCCAGAAACAUGUUCACUGUCCCAUCUGCUCCUGGCACACCAGAGAUUCUUGCUGUAGGAAAAGAUUUUGCUAGUAUUGAAUGGUUAAAACCAGAGAGCGACGGUGGCAGUCCUAUAACUGGAUAUCUGAUUGAGAAACAUGAAAAGAAGAGUGCCAGAUGGAUCAAGGUGAACAGAGAUGCCACACUUAUGGACACAAGCUUCAAGAUAACUGGCCUCGUGGAGGGCAACAUCUACCAGUUCCGUGUAUCAGCUGUCAACAAGGCUGGUGAGAGUGAACCCAGUGAGCUGUCUCUCUAUGCUGUCUGCAGAACGCCAACAAGUACUCCUCCACCUCCCACAAUUCCACGUAUUAUUGAUACUACCAAGGACAGUGUCAGCCUUGCUUGGACCAGACCCUUGGAGGACGGAGGUUCUGAUAUCAUUGGAUACGUUCUGGAGAAGCAAGAACAGGAGGAGGGAGCUGAGAAGCCGCCUGAGCCAAAACCUGAGAAGGUACCUGAGAAAGUCGUUUCGAAGGGAACCAGUCUAGGAGCCAAGAAAACAGUUGUGUUUGUGGAGGAAGAGUCGUCGGAGGAGGAAGGCGAUGAGGAAGAAGAGGAUGAGGAGGAAGAGGAAGGUACAGGUGUGUGGGUUAAGGCCCAUGAGAAGAACCUGAGACUCACAGAACACAUUGUGACUGGCCUUACAACUGGAAAGAUGUACCGAUUCAGAGUGGCUGCAGUUAACUUCAAUGGAGUCGGUGAAUUUAGUAGAGCCUGCGCAGCAGUCGAGGCUACCGAGAAAAUUGAAACUCCUGAUAUUGAGCUUCAUGAUGAUAUGACCAAGACCAUCUGCCUGAGAGCCGGAGGUUCUCUUCGUCUCUUUGCCACAGUCAUUGGACGACCAAUCCCUGCAGUUACCUGGAGCAAACCUGGUGUCGACCUCAACAACCGUGGCUUCAUUGAAGUCACUAAAACUUCCACACAAAUCAUUAUUGACAAAGUGCACCGCUAUGAUGCUGGCAAAUAUACCAUUGAGGCAAAGAAUGAAUCUGGAAAAACUGCUACCAUUAUUGUCAAGGUCUAUGAUACUCCUGGUCCAACUGGCCCAAUUAAGGUCAAGGAACUUGAGAAGGACUCCAUUACCAUUGCAUGGGAUCCUCCUACUGUUGAUGGUGGAGCACCAGUGAAUAAUUACAUCAUUGAGAGACGCGAAGCAUCAAUGAGAGCUUACAAAACUGUGACAUCCAAAUGCAGCAAGACAUCAUACAAAAUCGACGGACUCUUCGAGGGAAUGCUGUAUUACUUCAGAGUCCUCCCAGAAAACCUGUACGGUGUGGGAGAGCCAUGUGAAACCCCUGAUGUCAUUUUGGUGUGCGAGGUGCCUUUGCCCCCUGCGACACUGGAGGUUCUGGAUAUCACCAAGACCACAGUAACACUUGGAUGGGAGAAACCAGAGCAUGACGGUGGAAGCAGACUCACAGGCUACAUCAUUGAAGCUUGUAAAUGUGGCACAGACAAAUGGAUGAAGGUGACAACAGUGAAGACGACUGACUUUGAGUUCACCAUGACUUCUUUGACUGAGAAAGAUCAGUUUAUGUUCAGAGUCAGAGCUGUUAACAGCAGGGGAGCCAGUGUACCAAAGGAGCUUGUUGCAGCCGUAACAGUCCAAGAACAAAGAGUUCUGCCAAAGGUUGAUCUGUCUAGCAUCCCACAGAAGUUUGUCAAUGUGUUGGCUGGUAAACCACUUGAGCUGCACUUGCCAAUAGUCGGUAGACCCCCACCAGUUUGCUCAUGGUACUUCAGUGGUCAGAAGCUGAAGAUCACUGAGCGUACGAAGAUUCAGACCACUGGAAAGUUCUCUAAGCUAACUGUGCUUGAUACUUCCAUCGAUGACAGCGGUAACUACACUCUUGAAGUGAAGAACGUCACAGGAGAGACAUCUGAGAUCAUUAAAGUGAUCAUUCUUGACAAACCUGAUGAGCCUAAAGGACCGGCCAGGUUUGAUGGGGUUGAUGCCACUUCAGUGACCAUCAGCUGGGAUCCUCCAGAGAGAAACGGAGGUGCCCCUGUCAGCGGCUAUGUUGUUGAGCAGCGUGAAGCCCACCGUCCUGGAUGGCUGCCAGUAUCUGAGUCUGUCAGUAGACCAACAUUCACCUUCGUCAAACUGACAGAAGGAGAUGAAUACAUGUUCCGUGUCGCAGCAGUCAAUCGCUACGGUGUUGGUAACUGGCUGCAGUCUGAAGUUGUGAUGUGCAAGAGCGCAACGAACAUCCCUGGACCUCCAGGCAGACCAGCAGUAUUUGACAUGUCUCGUGAUGGCAUGACCAUUGCAUGGCUGGAACCAGAGGAUGAUGGUGGAUCUGAGGUGUCUGGAUACAUAAUUGAGCGCAAGGAGGUCAGAUCUGACAGAUGGGUGCGUUCUAACAAGAACCCAGUCACCAUGACCAGAUACAGAUCAACAGGUCUGAUAGAAGGCCUUGAGUAUGAACAUAGAGUAACGGCAAUCAACGCUAGAGGUGUUGGCAAACCAAGUGUUGUCUCCUUAACAGCAGUGGCAACUGAUCCCGUUGAUCCACCUGGCUCACCCCAGAACCCAAGAGUCACAGACACCACAAAAUCAUCCGUGUCCCUGGCCUGGAGUCCUCCUGAUGAGGAAGGUGGAUGUAAGGUCUCAGGUUAUCUGAUUGAGAUGCAGAAAGCAGGCUCAGUCACCUGGAUCAAAUGUAACACAACACCUUCUCUGAUCUGUGAAUACACACUCACCAAAAUGCCCCAAGGAGAGGAGUUCAAGUUCCGUGUGAUGGCUUGCAACGCCGGUGGACCCGGAGAACCCGCUGAGGUCCCUGGAACAGUCACUGUGAAGGAAAUGCUUGAAAAACCUGAUCAUGAGCUGGAAGCCAAGUACAAGGACAUCUUUGUCGUCAGAUAUGGCAGUGUUGUCAAACUCUCAGUGCCCAUCAAGGGUAAACCAGUUCCUACAUGCAAGUGGACAAAGGAAGGCGCUGAUGUGCCUGAGAGAGCAAUGAUCGCUUCCAAUGACGACUGCACUGAACUGGUAAUCAAGGGUGCAGAAAGAGUCGACUCUGGCACUUAUGACCUACUGCUUGAGAACAAGUGUGGCAAGAAGAACGUUCACAUCAAGGUGAAGGUUAUUGGCCGUCCAACUGCUCCAGAGGGACCACUUGGAUUCGAAGACGUCCAGGCACAAUCUGUUAAGUUGACAUGGAAGGCUCCUUCAGAUGAUGGUGGCUCUGAAAUCCUUGGAUACAUUGUUGAGAGACAGCAGGUUCCAAAGACAGCCUGGUACACUGUAGAAACCAGGGUGGUGGACACAUCUUUCAUUGUGAAGGGACUCGAGGAGGGACAAGAGUAUCACUUCAAGGUGACAGCUGAAAAUACAUUCGGUAUCAGUGGAUCGCUGAAGUCAACAGAACCCCUCAUACCGAAGACUCCUCUCUGUCCCCCAGAGACAUCAAGCAUCCCACCAGAGGUUAUGGAUGUGACUAAGAGCUCUGCCUCUCUGUCUUGGUCAAGACCUAAGGAUGACGGUGGCUCUGCCAUUACCGGAUAUUAUGUUGAGUACAAAGCAGUAUCCUCUGAGACAUGGGUUCGUCAUGAGAAGAAGGUCGUUUCAACCCAGUUUACCAUCCCUGGACUCACUGCUGAUGCUGAAUACCAGUUCCGUGUCAUUGCUCAAAAUUAUAUUGGAGACAGCGAACCAGGACCUGCAUCCGAACCAGUCACAUGCAAAGAUCCAUUCGACAAACCAAGCCAACCAGGCGAGAUUGACACAGUAACUGUCACAAAGGACGCAGUCGCCAUCAAGUGGGCGGCGCCAGAAUGCGAUGGUGGAAAGGAGGUCCUUGGUUACUGGGUUGAAUACAGGAAGUCUGCAGAGGCUACCUGGAAGAAAUGCAACAAGACACGCACCAAGGAGAAAAAGUUCACCAUAACUGGUCUGGCCGAAGCCACUGAGUAUGAGUUCAGAGUGAUGGCUGAGAAUGAGACCGGAAUCAGCAGACCACGCAGAACAGCCACAUGCAUCAAGACCAAACUGAGCACUGGAACUCAACCAAGCCUGAGGAAAGAAAUGGAUGAAGUUACGACUAAAUUAUACCAACCAGGAAUUAUGAAAUGCCAGAUUAUUGGUAGACCUCUUCCCGAUAUCAAAUGGUAUAAAUCUGGCAAGGAGAUAAUCGAGUCUCGUAAAUAUGAGAUGAGCUCUGAUGGCCGUAACCAUUCACUGACCAUUAUGACAGACCAACAAGAGGAUGAAGGAGAAUACACAUGCAAGGCUAUCAAUGAUGCAGGUGAAGCAGAGACCAGUGGCAUUCUCGUUUUGGAAACUGCUCCACAGUUCAAUCCUGACUUCCCAUUGAAGAAUACCUACUAUGCUGAAAGCGGCACUACUCUGCGUCUACAUGUUGCCUACAUUGGACGCCCUGAGCCUAAGAUCAUGUGGCUUUAUGGAGCUACAACUGUGGUGGCUUCUGAGAAUAUCAGCAUUGAAAACACAGAGCAUUACACUCACCUGGUGAUCAAGAAUGUGCAACGCAGGGUACAUGGAGGAAAAUACAGAGUCAGACUGCACAAUCACUUUGGCAGAGCUGAUACUCUCAUCAACGUUGAAAUCCAAGAUAAACCUGCAAUGCCUGAAGGUCCCAUUGUACUUGAUGCCCUGUUGAAGAACUCUGUGAUUAUUAGCUGGAAACCACCAAAGGAUGAUGGUGGAUCAAUGAUCACAAACUACAUCGUGGAGAAGCGUGAAGACAAGGAGGUUGAUGACUGGACACUCGUGUCCUCGUCCAUCACAGGCACAAACUGCCGCAUUGCCAACCUCGUAGUAAACGCUGGGUACUUCUUCCGUGUGUAUGCUCAAAAUCGUUAUGGCAACAGUGAGCCACUGGAGAUCCCUACUCCCAUCCUUAUCAAGAGUUCAAUGGAUAAACCUUCACCACCACUGAUGCCAGUGGUUUCUGGUGUGACUAACGUUUCCUGUGUGUUGUCCUGGAAACCUCCACUCAUUGAUGGUGGCUCCAAGAUCAAGAGCUACUGCCUUGAGAAGAAGGAGAAGAAGGGCGAAUGGACACCUGUCACUACUGAUGAAAUCAAAUCCACAGUCUUUUCUGUCAAACGCCUCACUGAAGGAUGUGAAUAUAUCUUCAGAGUGAACUGUGAAAACCUUGGGGGAGUGAGUGAUUGGAGUGUGGAAUCUGAACCAGUUGUUCCAAAGACGCCUGUUGAUGUCCGUGCUCCCGCCUUCAAAGAAGAACUGAGGAAUAUGAGUGUCAAAUAUAAGAGCAACGCCACCUUUGUUUGCAAGAUCACAGGACAACCCAAGCCUGUAAUUAAAUGGUUCAGACGUGGCAAGGAGAUCCAAUCUGACGGAAAGAAACUGAAGAUUCAAGAGUUCAAGGGAGGCUAUCACCAACUGGUUAUCUCCGCUGCUGAUGAGGAAGACUCUACUGUCUACCAGAUCAGAGCAACCAACCAGGGUGGAUCCAUCUGCACCACUGUCUCUCUGGAUGUUGAAGUCCCUGCCAAGAUUAACCUGCCCAAGAAUCUGAAGGACAAAGAGGCUAUCCCUGCCCUCCGUGGAGAGAUUGUGAAUAUCAAGAUUCCAUUCAGUGGCAAACCUGAUCCUGUCAUCACCUGGCAGAAGGGACAAGACCUCAUUGAUAACAACGGAUACUACCAAGUCAUCGUCACAAGGUCAUUCACAUCGCUCGUGUUCCCCAACGGAGUUGAUAGGAAGGAUGCCGGUUUCUACAUCGUUUGUGCCAAGAACAGAUUUGGUAUUGACCAACAGACAGUUGAACUGGAUGUUGCCGAUGUACCCGACCCACCACGUGGUAUCAAAGCAAGUGAUGUUUCUAGAGACUCAGUCACUCUGAGUUGGCAAGUACCUGCUAAUGAUGGUGGAAGCAGAGUAGCCAGCUAUGUUGUGGAGAAGUGUCCCACAACAUCUGACAGAUGGGAACGUGUUGCCCAGUCUCGUGAUACUCGCUAUACCAUCAUCAACCUGUUCGGAGGAACCAGCUACCAGUUCAGAGUCAUAGCCGAGAACAAAUUCGGUCAAAGUCAACCAUGUGAACCAAGUAGUCCCGUUACAACAAAGGAGGACAAAUCAAGAGUCCUUGGCUAUGACAGCGAGGUUAGUGACAGAGAUGUUCCCAAGCAAAAGGCUCCACAUUCAUGUGCCAAGAAUGUGCAUACCAAGUACAUGAUUGCUGAGGAGCUGGGCCGUGGCCAGUUUGGUAUCGUUCACCGUUGUGUUGAGACCAGCUCUAAGAGGACAUACAUGGCCAAAUUUGUCAAGGUGAGGGGUGCAGAUCAAGCAUUCAUCAAGAAAGAAAUUGCUACACUUAACCUGGCCAGACACAACAACUUCUUGUGUCUUCAUGAGUCCUUCGACAGCACUGAGGAAUUAGUCAUUAUCUAUGACUUCGUCUCAGGUCAAGACAUCUUUGAACGCCUCGGCACAGCCGACUUUGAGCUGAAUGAGCGUGAAAUCGUCAACUACAUCAGACAAGUAUGUGAAGCUCUUGAGUUCUUACACGACAAGAUUUAUGGCCACUUUGACAUCAGGCCUGAAAACAUUGUGUACACCACAAGAAAGGGCAGUAAAGUCAAGAUCAUUGAGCUAGGACAGGCAAGACACCUGACUCCUGGCGACCAGAUCAAGGUUCAGUAUACUACAGCUGAGUACGCUGCUCCUGAGAUCCACCAGAAUGACAUGGUCAGCAGUGUUACUGACAUGUGGCCAGUAGGUGUUCUAGUCUAUGUCCUUCUCAGUGGACUCAAUCCAUUUACUGCCGAGACUCAUCAGCAGAUGAUUGACAACAUAUCAAAUGCUGAAUACAGUUACGAUGACGAAACCUUCAAAGUACCUACUGUUGAAGCCUUAGACUUUAUCAACCGCCUUCUCACCAAGGAGCGCAAGCACCGUAUGACUGCUGCCCAAGCUUUAGAACAUCCUUGGCUAAAGAUGCAAGCAGAAGUACUCAGUGCCACAGCAAUAAUAACCACAAGGCAUAAGAGAUACUACCAGGCCAUGGCAAAGAAAGAAUGGGCCACUGUCGUUGCAGGAGCAAGAGUUGCUAGUGGCGGUGCAAUCAGAGCCCAGAGAGGUGUCACAGUUGCCAAAGUAAAGAUCGCACCAUUUGAACAUGGCCCAGUCGGUGGUCAAAUCAUUCAUACAGUGGUGGAUGUGGGAGCAGAUGUCAAAUUUGCUUGCAACAUUGAAAACUAUGACAGCGCCACAGAGGUAACAUGGUACUGCGGUGUGCGUCAACUAGAGGCAAGUGACAAGUAUGAAAUCGACUAUGAGGAUGGUCUAGCUGUUAUAUGUAUCAAGGGAGUCACGAAAGCAGAUGACGGCACCUAUAGAUGCAAGAUCAUCAACGAUUAUGGUGAGGACAGUGCCUACGGAGAGCUCUUUGUAAACGGAGUCAGAUCAUACCGUGAGUACUUCACAGCCCGUGUGGUGAGGAAAGUGAAACGUAGAGUGGACACAGCAAGACUGCUCCAGAAACCACCAGAGUUCACCCUGCCCUUGUUCAACCAUGCAGCUUACAUCGGAGAAGAUGUUCGAUUCGGUGUGACUAUCACUGUGCAUCCUGAGCCUCGUGUUACAUGGUACAAAUCUGGCCAGAAGAUUGUUCCUGGUGAUGAUGAGAAAAAGUACACGUUCAUAACCGACAAGGGUCUUUAUCAAUUGGUGAUUCACUGUGUUGAUGCUGAUGACGAUGCGGAGUACUCAGUUGUGGCCCGUAAUAGAUUUGGUGAUGACAGCUGUAAGGCAAAACUGGCUGUGACACCUCGCCCAGCACCAGCAGACAAUACCUUGAGGCCCAUGUUCAAACGUCUCCUGGCAAACGUGGAGUGUAGGGAAGGCCAGAAUGCACGCUUUGAAAUCAGAGUGUCAGGACUCCCAACUCUGAAGUGGGAGAAAGAUGGCAUGCCAUUGGCAUUUGGUCCACAAAUUGAAGUGGUCCAUGAAGGCCUGGAUUACUUUGUCCUGCAUGUGAAAGAUACUCUACUUAACGAUUCUGGCUGUUACAGAGUUACCGCAACCAACUCAGCUGGAUCUGCCAGUUGUCAAGCCAUUCUCAAGGUGGAUCGCAUCACCCAUGUGAAAAAGGUUUACGAGAGUGAAAGAGACAAAAAGAAACAAGCAGAGAAAGAACAAAUUGAGAAGAAGGUCAGAUUAUCUCAAAUCAUGUCUGGAACUGAUGUCAUGCCACUUCCUACUUUGGCACAACAAGCUUUGAGAGAAGCGACAUUGUUGUGCCAACCAGUAGAGGCAACCAAAAAGGACAAGACUGAAGCCGAAGAUAAGAAACGGGCAGAAGAAAGGAAAAAGAGAGCAGAGGAGAAGAGACUGCGUAUGCCUUAUGAUGUUCCCCAACCUCGUGAACGUGGCCCAACUGCUCUUUUGGAAGAUAUGGAAAUCAAACACUACAAACCUUGCUCUGACAUGAAAUGGUACAAGAAACUCCGCGAUCAAUAUGAGUUCCCUGAACCAAUGGACAGGAUUUCACAGAAGAGACUGAAACGCAUCCGUCUCUCCAGGUGGGAUCAGUUCUACGAAGUCCCUCUGCCAAGAAUCAAGGAAUCUUACAAGCCAAAGUGGCGUAUUCCACAAGUUUCACAGGAUGAUUUGGAGACUGUCAGACCUUCAAGGCAGCGCACUCCAUCUCCUGAAAUAGAAGCAUAUCACAGAAUCAGAAGAAGGUCUCUUGGUGAUCUCUCAGACGAGGAGCUUCUCCUGCCAAUUAAUGAAUAUCUGGCAAUGAAGAGAACUGAGGAGGAGAGACUUCAACUUGAGGAAGAACUAGAACUUGGCUACUCUGCAUCCCCACUAAGCCUUAGCCCUGUACGCUUUGAAUUAGGUGCACUGCGCCACACAUCACCAAGACGCACAGUCUAUGAAGGUGUGGGUGAGGGUGAAGAGGUUCCAUUAUAUGAAAACUAUCGUAUUCCUUCUAAGUAUGAGGCUGGUCCAAGCUAUGUUGACCUUCGCCUGCGCCAUGACAAGGCUACAUUCCGACCGCCAAGACAAAACCAGAGAGUGUUGGAGGAGAGGGAGGAUCGAGAGAUGCUGAGAAAUGUGAAAACGACUCAAAGAAUAACCGGUUACAAGAGUGAACUGAAACACAUGGAGUUUGAAGAAAAAACUAGAACCGUGAAGAAAGACAGAACUACAACUUCCCAUGUGUCAACAUAUAUAGCAACUAAAACUGAGGGGAGAAGGUCACCCACCCCCGAAAGAACCCGUCCGCGUUCCCCUAGUCCUCUUGCUACUGUCAGAUCAGCCUCCAGAUCCAAGGUGGAGACUGUACAGUUGGCAAAAGUUGACCACCUGGCAAGAUAUGAGUCAAGAAAAGCCGUUCUGAGAUCCGAGCGGACAUCAGUAGAAAGGAAGGAGGUUGUAAGUAUGCAGCCCUUCAGCCUCGACCAUACCCCACGAGUCACUGUGAGGAUGCGUUCCCAUCGUGUGCCAUACGGUCAGCACACCAAAUUUACACUGAACGUCCAAUCAAAGCCAACCGCUGAGGUGAAGUGGUACCAUAACGGACAACUGAUAACCGAGAGCAGGAGGUACCGUAUAUCCAACCUGAGCGGAGUUCUGUAUCUUCAAAUUCUUGACUGCACCACAGAGGACAGUGGCACUUACCGUGUUGUCUGUACUAAUGCAGUGGGAGAAUGCUCAGACUAUGCCACUCUGGAUGUCGCAGGCAUGGGAGAGUAUUCUAGCUAUAUGGCACCUCGCGAAGACGAGGAACCCCCAGCUCUUCCUGUGGCAACCAAGAUAGGUGCUUACCAAAUAUCCUCCAAGACGGUGAAGACUGUUGAAACACACGAAACACACAUGGAGGAGUCCAGCACAUUUAAAGGAAAGAAGACUACUCUACCCGCAUCUAUCCUAACAAAACCACAGUCCCUCACCUUAAAUGAGGGAGAGACUGCAAGAUUUGCAUGUGAUGUUGACGGUGAACCAGUGGCAACUGUAACCUGGAUGCGUGAGGGACAAAUUAUCGGAUCUUCUGUUCGCCACCAUGUCACUACAGAACAGUACAAGUCUACUUUUGAAAUCACCUCUGUUGAGAUGUCAGACGAAGGCAGCUACUCAAUCAUGGUGGAAAACUCUGAGGGAAGCCAAGAGGCGCACUUCAGUCUAACCAUCCGCCGAUCGGAAGCCAAAGAGGAGGUCUCUUCUACAGUGACAUACUCAUACGAAGAGCCUCCAAUGCAUUCCCCUAGUCCAGUCACGUCUCCACCAAGGAUGAAGUCUCCUGAAUCAAUCAGCUCUCCAAAGAGAGUUAAGUCCCCUACCAGCCCUACACCUAAGUCACCCACUGAGAAAGUCACCCUCAAAACCAAGCCCUCCAUCUCAUCUGGUCUUCAGGACAUGACCGCAUCUGCAGAUUCCAUCGUCAAGCUGACAGUGAAAAUGACUAGAGAUCCUAAAGCUGAGAUCUCAUGGAUGAAGGAUGGAAAGACUCUCAUUCACGGUGGAAAAUAUGAAAUUCAUGAAGAGCAUGAUUCGGCACACCUUGAAAUCUAUGAAUCUGAGGCCUCUGACAGUGGAGUUUACAAAUGCACAGUCACCAAUAGUGCUGGGUCAUCAUCCACAAGCUGCAUUGUCUCUAUUCAAGCCUCAAACAAAUCCAAAGCACUUGCAACAAAAACAGAAAUUUCAGAGCAAGUUAUUAAAAAGGAAAUUGUCUACGGAGAGGUAGAGUCUUACACAGAAAUCAAGGCAUCCCAUACUCAGAUGGCCAUGACUGAAGGUCAGUCUCUCACCCUGAGAGCCAACAUCCCCAGAGCUUCAGAUAUCAGAUGGAUCCUGAACGGAAUGGAACUGGCCAACUCAGAGGACUACAGAUAUGGUGUGUCUGGAAACAACCAUACCAUGACCAUCAAAAAGGUCAGCCAAUACGAGCAGGGGGUCAUCACAUGUGAAGCCAAAACCGAACAUGGCCUUGUCAAGUGCCAGUUCAACACUACUGUCACUGAAGCACGAUCAGAUGCACCAUCAUUCCUUGUGCAGCCACGCUCUCAGAAUGUCAAUGAAGGACAGAACGUCAAGUUCACAUGUGAGAUUGCAGGAGAGCCUGCCCCUGAAAUCGAGUGGUUUAAGGACAACAUAAUGGUAUCUAUGACCUCAAACACAAAACUGAGCCGUUCCAAAAAUGUAUACACUCUGGAGAUUAUUGAGGCCACAGUUGCAGACAGUGGCAAAUACACCAUCAAAGCCGAAAACAAAUAUGGACAGUGCUCUGCAACAUCAUCUCUCAGCGUUAUCACUCUUGUUGAAGAACCUGCCAAAAUGGUUAUAAUGGAGCAAAGAGCUGCUGCUGCCAGCUUGCACAGUGACAGUUUCUCAGCCACAUCAGUCCAUAUGGCUGGAGCAUCAAUGACACAUGAAGGUUCUUUCCAAAGACAAUUUGAAAGCAUGUCUGCUGCUAGCAUGUCCGCCAUGACAUCUGAAUCAAUGGUAUCCAUGAGCUCCAGCAGUAUGAUGAAAAUGUCAAGUGAAAUAACGUCAAGUCAUGCUAGUUCAAUGUCAACUCAUGGAUCCUCAAUGACUGCUCUUACUCAUGGUGUUGGUAAAGCUCCCAAAAUCGAAUUUCUCCCAGAGGAUGUCAGCAUUGAGCCAGGAAGGCCUUUGAGCGUGUCCUGUGCUUUCUCUGGAGACCCAACACCUGAGAUUGAGUGGACCCGCACAGGGAAACAGUGUGAUGAAGACAGUGACCGGUUCCACAUCGAGACCACGGAGGACCUCACCACCCUUGUAAUCCCCUGUGUGAAGGAAGACGAUGCCGGAGCGUACACCCUCAAACUGUCCAACAAGCUUGGAUCUACCAUGGCAACUGUCAACAUUCAUAUUCGAUCCAUGUAAAAAACAACAACACGUAAACAUAUCAUUUCUAUCCCCCAUUUUCCCUCCUCCAGUACCUUUUUAUUUAUUGAAUUAGCAAAAAUAAUCUUUACUUGAUAAAGACCUGGAUUUCUGUUCUUGUAAAUAUGAACUAUUUUUAUACCAAACUUGACAUAAAUUUAUGCCAAACUAGACUAAAGUCUAAAGUUGUUAUAAAAUGUGCCAUAUUGGAUAAUUAUGACUAGGAUUUUUGAACCACUUUUCUGUGACAUGUACAUAAUGUAUAUAGCCGAAUUUAACGGUUAUGGAAAAUGUAUGAAUUGUUAUUUAUGACAAUAUUAACUGAAACAAAAGGAACUAAAUGUUUAACAGGAGAAAGUUUCACAUGAAACGAAUACCCUGAAAAACCUGAAACUAAACUCCGUGCCUCAACAAAAAGUUGAAGUCUUAAGAUUUCCUCAACAGGUAGAGAGGUUCCCUGUUGAAGUUUAUACUAAAUCAGAGAAAGACAAUGUUAUGCACCGUGCAUCUGUGCGUGCAAUAUUACAAAUACUCAUAUGAAUUGUAACAUGAUCAUAAGACCCUGAGUGCUGUUUGCAUAAACCCUCAUGUAAGUAGCACAACUAGGUCUUGUGUUCAGACUGACUAUGUCAUACCACCAUUUUAAUGACAUGCUCAAGGUGCGAGCGGCCUGCACUUUGAGCUCUAUUUUUAUGUGCUCUGUUUCCGGCAAUGGACAGUUGAAUUGGCUUUUUAAAACGUAACAUCACCUGGCCAUUAAAAAACAUUAAAAGUCAAUUCAAGUACUUCGUUGCAGAAACAGUGCCACCUCUUGGAGGAUUGUUAGGUAAUAUUUUGUGUGUGUGAGUGUGUUUUAGUUUUAGAAUUUCACCUUGCCAGUAGUCAGGGUAACCAUCAAGUGAAUGUACCAUGGUGAGACCAUCUACCGUGAAACAAAGAAAGCAAAAAGCAUGAAUAAUAAUGCCCUGCACUUUGAUUUAACUGAGUCUAUUGAUGUAGAAUUACUACUAUAUUCAUCCUCCUUGAGUUUUAUUUGACUGAUUUAAUAAAGCAUGAUUUCAGCACUA
Molecule: messenger RNA, 96573 nt
Organism: Oncorhynchus gorbuscha (pink salmon)
Lineage: Eukaryota; Metazoa; Chordata; Actinopteri; Salmoniformes; Salmonidae
Product: titin-like
Biological process (GO): protein phosphorylation
Molecular function (GO): protein binding; protein kinase activity; ATP binding
Source: RefSeq, a predicted model, not a curated record